GUUAACUGCUUCAACCUCAAUGUGCAACAGAUCCUAUUAUUAUGUAAAAUCUGUACAGAUGUAAAUAUGAUACAUGUAUUAUCUUUUAAUUUUUCUCUUCUUGUAUCUAUACUGCUGCUGUAAACCUGAAAUUUCCCCUCGUGGGACUAUUAAAGGAACAUCUUAUCUUGUGCUUCGAUGUUUUAUUUUCAAGUUUUCUGAGAAUAUCGCGACAAUAUUGUUAUCAUCUGAGAAAAUCUGUCUCAUAAGGAACCACAACGUCCCGAAUGUUGAGGCCAUAUUAUUCAGAACUAUCCCUUUAAAGCCACCUGCUCUAUGGGCAGAAAAGCUUUGAGCAACGUGUAGUUAUACACAAAAUAAACCAGUAGAAAUGACUUUUUAUGGAGGAUUACGAGCAAACAACUUUAAAGAACCAAUGGAUGAAAGCAGGGAGAAAACCUGCGCUGUGCUCGCUCCGCCUCUAGAUGGCUACAUCUACCAACUCCACACCACAGCUCGAGGGAAAGUAGGGCAGUGUUUGCAGCGCAGCAUGCUACAUAAAAAAUGCUUGGAGGUCAAUGAAAGUCAUCGCUCCCCUACAGCACUGUGCGAUUGAUUAUUCACUAAAGUGUUAAGGACAGCAUUUAGACUGCAGUAACAGCCGGCUUUUGCGAUGCUGAUAGAAAUCUUAAAAAACAAGAUGAACCUUAUGUUCAUGUGGAAUCCAAAUCCAGAUUUGCUUCAUAAAAGAUCAAGACAGACACUUUGUUCUCACACGUCAAUCCCAUGACAGACUCUCAUGCAUAUUCCACUUCUGUGGGGGUUGUUAGUGUAAAAAUACAGCUCCAGACAUCUGAUGACAAGUAUCAUGUUUGUACAGCGGCGCUGACAUAGAUCUGUCUGCCACCUCUCUGUAAAUCAUGUUCACAGAGGAGCAGUUUGACGUCACACGGACUCACUUUGCUUGUUUAUUUAUUUAAUUCUCCUAAUGAGAAAAUGGAAAGGUUAAAAGCUAAUGAAUUGCCACUUAAUGUCGGCCGGGUUUGCAUAAAUUAAACGACAUGUUGUGGAGACUGAAAUUAAUUUUAAGGAGAGCUAUUCAUGAAUGAAAAAUGUGUGCUAAUUUUGCUUACGUAAGGAAAGAGGCAUAUACAUUUACUGUCAUCUUUGCAAUAAAAAUCAAAGAGGGUCUUUAUGUUGGCGGUGCUUUGAUAAGUAGUGGAUGUUAAAGGAAGAGACAUAAAUCACAGGGAUGAAUGGGUGUUGGACCGACGCUGGAGAUAUCAAUGACUCUGCUGUCCUCGCUCCUUUUACCACAUCGAGUGUUUUAAGUGUUGACACGAUCACGUUAAUUUUGAUUUAGCUCCUUCUGUACGCUCUCAGUGUCAGCUGGCCUCUAUAUACGGCUCUUUGUAAGCGAUCUGACCGUAAGAAUCGCUGAUGCUCCUGAAAUCAAAUCUCUAUCUUUGGAUUACUUCCUCAGCUGUCUUCAAUAAACACUUUAUUGGAAAGAACAUAGGGCCAUAUUUCUCUCUAUCAUCAUCUUUUUAUGUUCUCCUCACUUAUUCACUUACCUGAUUCACUUGAUCACCGUGUGCGUCCCAGCAGUCCGCGUCUAUUUCUGUCGUCUCGGGCCUGUGGUGGACAAAAAAGGCAUAUCAGUUUUGUAAAUACUUUUGGGACCAUGAUUCUUGGAGCUGCUUUCUCUUCUUUUUUUCUCCCUCCCCCAGCUAUAACAGGCAGCAUACCCCGCUCGGGCUUGUCACCAACUGGCAGCGCCAGCAGGCUGCCCCCAAACUUUGGAGGCAAAUCAAGCAGACUGGUCCAGAAUCCCAGCAGCCAAAACCCAACAGAUGCACCGAACUGAAGCGGACUUCACAAAAUAAGGGGGCUAACGUUUGAAAUGUUCUCCCUUUGCUCAUAAGCACAUGCAUAUUUACUUCUAAAUAUAAACACUUACUCAGCAAGGGAGUCAGCAGACGAGUGGAAAUGAAAUCUGGAGUAUAAAUUAAAUCACCGUUGAUUUCUGGCUCGAUUAUUUAAGAGUUUAGAAGUAGAUGAAGUGGUGCUUAAAGUAAUUCACGAGUCUUGGAGGAACAAUAUAAACAGCAAUAUUCUUAUUAACUUUAUCUUUGUUAUUGCUUUUGUUUUAAGGUGGUUAUUAAGGGUUACUAUACCCUGCAGCGAGAAGCUCUGAUCCCUGACCUGUUUGCUCACUGAUAACUCAGCGGAACCCAAACAUAAUUUUUCAUGUCAGCAAGCACAGCGGGAACAUCAACACCACUAUGUUGUUUCGAGGUUCUUCACUGAGAGAGCAUCCAGGAGUGGAGACGUACGGGUUGUGUAAUGUCUGCCAGGUUGGCAGAGAGCGGUCCAGAGUGAGACAUCAGGACGGACGGUGAUAUCCUUGUUCUGAGGUUGCUGGCAGAAGAAACUGCACAUCGUAUAAAGACUUCACACCAUGAAUCUCAGAAUAACCAGAAAACAGAGCAGUGACUGUCGUAGAAAAGGAGAUUGAUGAUAGGAAAUGAGGACAGUGGGAUGCCAGACAGUGUUGCUACUAUCUUCGGGUUGUUUUGAUGCUCGUCGCACCACUGAUGACUGAAAAUGAAACCUCGCUCGAAGAACACAGGAGGCGUUUUCAGUUCUACCCUGCUCUGCUGCAGCCUGAGACAGAGUUGUCCACGAAGAUUUGAGAUAUUAAGGAGGGCCGCACUUUUACAUUCCAUGACUGUGAGGGAAAUUUGAUUCUGUUAUUGAAAUAUGACAAAGACGGUGCUCUAAAAUGUGACUCAAAGGCACAAAGUGAAAGUAAUUUAAGACGAUAGAUGGAGGAUUUUAGCUGAAGGACGUUCAAAUAUUGUCAGCUGUAGAAGUAAUAACUCUAGGUACGUUCAGCAGCUUCUAAAACACUGUGAUGAAAAUCCACUGAACCAUUUCUGCAGCUCGAGAAAUCUCAGCAAAUUGUUUUAUGAGAAUCAAUUAUUAAUAAGCAGCUUGAUAAGUAAAUUAAAUACCCAAAGAGAAUAAAAUAUCACUGCAGACUCUUUCGCCUCCAUUGUCAUGCAGGAAGAACCUCCAUCAUGCCAUCGUCCGAGGGUUCAAUACUGCCGCACAUCAGCUCAUGCAACACAUCUGUCACUGUCAGAUCUCAGGUUCUGCGUCAAAUAAAACGCUUUUCUCUUUCUGUCAGUCCUGAUCCCUCUUUCUUUUCCCAGAAAGAUGAACAGCUUCCAGCCCUGACAGCAUCCCACAGCUGAUCAAUGCCUCGCGGGGAGGAUGUCCUUCCACCACAGAGUGAUGUAGGGUGUUCAGAAAGCAGAUUUUUUGGAGCCAUACCCUUUUGUCGUCUAAAACAAAACCCCGCUCUGCUCCUUCUUUCUGCUCGGCCAUGCAGCUCUCUAAUAGUGGAUUAGCUCGGGCUUGUAAAUGCUAUAAAGAGCCGAGAACGAACAUCGAUCUGGCGGUUUAAUGAGAAAUAACACGGGACAGACCCCGGACACUAUCUCCCCUCUCUCCAGUUCGCUCCAAAUCUCUUUUUAAUAAACCAACACACACACUCGCUCCUUUGCGCCAAAUCGCCCGACAAUCACAGGAACUAUUAACUCUCCUGUCGUGCGGCCUCAUCAGCUGCCAUCAGCGAUAAGUCUGACGUAGUUUACUCAAGGAUUUUGACCAAAGGGAAAAGUGCAUGUUAUGUUAAGAGGAGCGACUUUACUGUCAAGGCGAAAAAAAAAAAAAAAAAGGGGAAAAGUCACACAAAGUUAAACACACACACUCACAGGCACAUCCUGCCCUCUUUCUCCAGACCAGUGCUGGCACUCUACGUCCUCAGGCCUGCCUUGGCUGGUGGUUUGAUAAAUUGGCCCUUUCAUCUCGUCGAUGUGCAUUGUGUCAGUGAGUUUGUGUGUAUUCGAAUCUGGGAGUGCACGCUCGUGUGUGUAUGUGCGUCUGCCCGGGUACAUUGUCUGAGCUGUGAAGUGUUUGGCUUCCUCACUGAAGGCUGCUGUCACAGCCUCUGAAAGCGUGUAAUGGGCGCCCAUUCUGCCGGAAUGAAUACACAUCCAUACGCUAGCGAGAAAAUGUGGCGUUUCAAAAGGACUUGGGAUAAUCGAACAGAAAAAUUAUAAAAAAGGGCAGAGCAGUGUCAUUCUUUUCAGCUAAGCUCUAAAUUUGGUGCAUAUGAUUGCUUAGGGGAAGUGUUUGCAGUCUAAAGUAAAUUAAUGCCAUUUUUGAUGGAUCAAGGGUGGUUAUUGUUGGCUGUGCAAAGCUUACUGGCACCAAACAUGGGGUUUCUAUGAGUUGGAUGAUGAUUCAUGGCUGGGUAAUGUUGUUUUGGUUUGAAAAGGAUUCAAAAGCAACUGUUUGUUUAUUUAUUCAGAUUCCUUAGAAAUACUUCCUCCUGAAAUGUUGCUUCAUUUGCAACAGUUUGUGUUUGCAGAGAUAAUGAUUUGUAGAAUUCCCCAGUGUAAACACGACUGCGCUCUGUUCCGGGGAUUUGUAAUUAGACCAACAGCGAUUCACCGGAAAUCAUCUUCACGCAGUCGCUCGUCCAUUGACAAGUCAGCGUUUUGCUUUCUGGUCCUCGCUGUUGCAUCAAUAUAUCUGCAGCAGAAACGCGGUAUGAAGAAGAGAAAUUUAAGCCAAAGCGAGCAGCAGUGUAAAUAUUUAUGCAGCCUUGGCUGGGUGCAAAAAAAUCUGUUAUUUAUAUGUCUUUUUAAAAACUAAAUUGAAUAUCUUAAAAGUCUUAAAAUCUCAAGUAAGAAAUUCCUCUCCGAGCUUACAGAGCUGAAAGAGCUCCUGUCAACUGUUGUUUUGCUCUGAGUUUUACCCCAGAGACCAAGGCGACCGAUGUGCAGUGACAUAAAACAAUGAAAAGCCACCAAUUCUCAUGUUCGACAAUAUUAAACCAGCAAAUGCCUGACUUUUCUGCUUGACAGAAGACGUAAAUGUUUAAUCGAUUAUAAAAAAACGAUGACAAUUCUUAGCACCCUCGUGUAAGGCGAACGCACUUAAAAAUAAAGCACUUUACAGUUUGCAGCUCAAUCACAGUCCAAACGAGCCGUCAGUCACAGCCUGACCCACAGCUGCCCUUUAACACGACAGAAUUAAACAUCGAUUGAACUGUUGAUCCUUACAUUGAAGGAGCAUAUCGUAAUUAUCCAGCUACACUGCUGUAAGUUGACCUUUUUCAUGUAAAUCAGACGUGAGGAGGUUUGAGAAAACUUAAGCACCCUGUCACAAGAGGCAACUGACUGUGACAGAACAGAUGACCGCUGCUGUAUGUCCUACCUCUGUUUCUAUUCUGUUUUUAUGUCGUGAAGAACUUUAACUCUGUCUUAAAAGGUGUUUUAUAUAAUUAAAGUUAUUAAAGAAGUGUAUUUAGCUAAUGUUUAUUAGGACACCCCCCCUUUGUUGGAGGUGUCUGAUUUCCUUAAUCAUCUAGUGAGUAGACAAAUACAACUGGUAGAAGGUAUAUCCCAAAGUAUGUUUAACUUCAUGUAAAAUCAAUGAAUAUGAAAUUUAAUUUGCUUUUGUUGACUUAGAAUGAGCGCAACAAACCCCCUUCAAUGAUGGCUGCGACUUUGCACCACCAUGUCUCUACAGUAGCACAUAAAGGACAAAAAGGGUGUGGAUGGUGUUCGCGGGAGAAUUUGUAUUUAGUGACAUUUUUGAUGGUAAAAACUUGAAAAAUGGAAGAUCAUACUAAUCAUGCAUGGUAGCAGCUUCUUGUUCUUGGCCCACCAUAGGAGAGGUGAGCAAGGGAGCAUUUCAGUGUAGGAUUUGAUAGAUAGAUAUGGGGCUGGGCGAUAUAAGAAAACGUUUAUCACUAUAUAUUUUUUUCAUAUCAGUCGAUAUCGAUAUAUAUCACGGUAAAAAAAAUUACUUGUCAAUCUUAAACGUUCCCUGUUACUCUAAAAUGAAAUUUAACAGUGCUUAUUGGUAGCCACUGCAUCUGUGAGGUCUUUGUGUCAUUCAUUCAUUCAUUCAUGUUCAUUGGCUGUUCAUAUAGUCUACCAAAACAUGGCGGAAUGCCGACUAUCGAAGAGAAUAUUGACCAUGUUUUAUAUAGUUAUCGAAGGAAAUUAAUUUUCGAUAUAUAUCUUUAUUGUAUUAUCGCCCAGUCCUUGAUAGAUAUCGCGAAAUACGCUCACUUGGGCCCAAUCCCAAACCACCCCCUAGACACUCGCCCUACACACUCCCCCUCCACUUGCGGCAGGAUUUGCAGGUUGUGCGCCAGUAAAAAUGGAGAAGGAGGAAACAACAUACAAAUAAAAGUUCCGCAUGUGUCCACACAAAAGGUCCUGUAUUUGGUCCGCUGAGCUUUCACACUGCAUACGAACCGAACCAGGGUUCGCUCGCAAGCGAACCAAGACCCACGUUUUCAGUAGCCUGGCUGGGCCAUCCAGUUGCGUGAAUCACUUGCCGUUCCUUCCCACAACAGUCUGGACUUCGGCCAAUUGGGAGCGUGUAUUAGAAAUCGGAAAAUAACCGGGCCAAUCAGUGACUGUGUUUCCACUGUUCCCUGGACAACAGGGAAAGGCAGCCCCUGAUUGGUCCAUGUGUAGAUGGUGACAUGCUGCGGGACUUUUCAAAGCGCCGUUCAUUCAGAACGCCGUUAAUUCUGCAGUUGACUUUGCAAAAUCGGCAGAAAUCGUUUAUAUCCGCAGAAGAAGACGUUAAAGACAUUGUUUGCUAGCACACGUUGAAAUAUUACCAAACCUUUACUUGAUGCUUGAGAGCCCAGCAGGGAGCACAGUUGCACACUGUGAUGACGUCAGAUGUUUGGUUACUGUGAUUGGUUACAGUAGUCUGUCUACCAAGGAAAGUACUCCUGCCCACUUUAAGGGCUCCCAAUUGGCCGAAGUCCAGACUGUUGUGGGAAGGAACGGCAAGUGAUUCACGCAACUGGAUGGCCCAGCCACACUACAUUUUCAGGCGGGCCAGAGUUCGCUUGUUUGGUCCACACCAGAGUUCGGUUGAGCUUUCACACCUUUUCAAACAAAGCGGACUAUCCGAGGAAACGAACUCUGGUCCGUUUAAAGCGGACCAAACAGCUCUGGUGUGAAAGCGAUCUACAACUGCGAGUGUAACUUCCUUAUGAGUGACAAUCGGUAGUUCAGGGUGAGUGAGUAGGGGGCGGUUUGGGAUUGGGCCUUGAUACAAGUGGCUGAGAUAUGAAUUUAUUUAAAAAUGUCAAAAAAAAACUCUAAGCAGUGUGACCAAAUAUUGGCUGUCCAUCCUCCGUGGUUGAAGAGUUUAAAGAGUUUCACUAAGAUCAGACUUGUUUGUGUAUUAGGAGAAAAAGCGUCAAUAUAAAGCCGUCAAAGUUGUGCAGACCAAUGGUUAUUUUCCUGCCUCUGAUGUGGUUCAGAAGGUCAGACUUCACCUCAUGGAUAGAAACCACAACAUUAAUCCAGCACAGCAGUUAACUGAGUUCAUUUCUGUUGAACAUGAGUUGUCAGUUAGUGUAUCAGUGGUGAUCGGUGCCCACCUGGGCCACAUAAACACUUAAUUAGGAUCCUGUAGCUGCUAUGGAAACACAACAUCAACAUUAUAAUGAUCGCAUGCAGGGGAAUUGGCGCGCUCUCUCCGUCUCUGUUCAUUUUUAUGUAAGACGAUAUUCAUGUGGGUGCACCAUGCGGAAACCUACUCACUCGACCAGAGCUCCCACUCGCUCCCUCACUCACUCACUCACUCACUCCCUCACUCAGCAGACCUCGCGCUCACUGUUCACUAUCACACACACACGCUGGUGAGCUGGGAGCGCUUUCGGUCUUUCAUUCAUCCCAGUGAGGAGCUGCUCGCACUUUUCUUCAUCUCUCCCUCCCCUCCUCUUCCUCCUCCUCCCUCUCUCUCGCCGGGAUAGCUCACUUUGUUUUUGUGCCUUUCGGUCGGAGUAGUAAGUGGAUGAUAUCAACAGAGCAGCAGCGGCGGCGGCGUUUCUUCUUCCUCUUCUUCUUUACCUCCGCGCGAUACUACCGGCUACAUCAAAGGAGUCGCUAGAGGACACGCGCAUCACGACAGCGCGAGAGAGUUGUGUUUUUAUUCUUUAUUUAUUUACUUAUUUUAGCGAGGAGAGGACGGCGUGAUUUCCGAGCCACAAACACACUGAAUGUCUUCGCUGAACUGCAGUGUUGCUACGGAAGCGCCACCUGCUCAGACUGCUGCUGCUGCUGCCGAACUGGACGGAUUUUAAAGGACGUUAAAAAGGAUUACAGGCGGUCGGCGGAUGGUUGACGGUCUCGUGGAGAGGAGUCGCUGCCUCUGCGCAAGGUGAGUGAGUGAUGGACCGGGAAAUACUGAGUGGACAGUCCGCUCAACAGAUGAAUUAUCGACCAUUAUUGACCUCGUUAUUUGACGCCUGGAGGCUCUACUUCACACAAAUAUACCGAGAGUUUGGCAGCUUUAAAUCACUCAGAGCUCAUGCUGGGAUCGUGUCCGUGAAGUCUGAAGAACAUCUGCAAACUUUGAGAUUUUAAGGUUACAUUUCCUAAUCUGCAGCACCUUUUACUGCAUGACCUCAGAGUUCUUCCUAUAAUUUCCCUCUCUGGUCUCCUACUGACUUAUCUUUGAGAUGAUACCUGUGGUUGAAGAUGUACUAGACAACCAUCCCAUUAUAAAAUGACUUGAUUUUGCUCUUAAAAUAAUAAACAUGUACAACCGAGUGCCCCAAGUCCAAGUUAAGGUCCUGAAUUUUGUGGUUUUGUCAACAAAUAGUGCAAAAGUAUUCAGAUAACAAGUGACACCAAGACAAAGAUAAGCAGCUCUCUACCAUCAGGCUUCUGCGUCCUGAAGCGAUUCAACCACCAUCCCAUUAUAAAAUGUUUUCUGUCCUGAGCAAUGACUCUAUUUUGCUCUUAGAAUCAUAAAAAUGUGCAACCCAGUGCUCCAAGUCCAAGUUAAGGUCUUCAAUCUUGUGUUUUUGUCAACUAAUAGUAGCAAAAGUAUUCAGAUACUGAGACGAAGAAAAGCAGCUCACUUUAAUACUGGAAAGAUUCUCUCUCUGGUCUCCUACUGACUUAUCUUUGAGAUGAUACCUGUGAUUGAAGAUGUACCAGACAUCAUAGAUGCAACCACCAUCCCAUUAUAAAAUGACUUGAUUUUGCUCUAGAAGUAAUAAAAAUGUACAACCUGGUGCCCCAAGUCCAAGUUAAGGUCAUGAAUUUUGUGUUUUUGUAUAGUGCAAAAGUAUUUAGAUAACAGAGACACUGAAACAAAGAGAACUGACUUAUCUUUCUGCUGAUACCUGUGGUUAAAGAUGUCCCAGACUACCAUCCCUCUAUAAAACGUUUUCUUUACCAAGCAAUAACUUGAUUUUGCUAUUAAAAUUAAUAAAAAUGUACAACCUAGUUACCUAGGCCAAGUUAAGGUCAGGAAUUUUGUGAUUUAGUCAAGAAAUAGUGCAAAAGUAUUCAGAUAACAAGUGACACCAAGACAAAGAAAAGCAGCUCACUUUAAUACUGGAAAAGAUGACACCAGAGAACAGUUGGGGUUUCUGCUUAUAAUAAGUUAUCUCAACGAUUAUUCAAUCAUCAGAAUGAUUGCAGAUUAAUUCCCCAGCCGCUCUCCUAAUGCACUCAUCAUCUCAGCUGUAAAGCAUUUUGAGUGAAUCUGGAAAAAAUCUGGCAACCCACUGGAGCUGGUAUUAGACUCAGGGAUUUUCCUCAUGAUUUAGAAACUUUUCACACCAUAGUGCACCCUGAGCCCCCCCCACCCCUGCCGUCUUCUAUGAUGACUCUCAGUGAAAUGUGAAAAUGAGACACAUGUCAGAUAUAAUAUGGAUUAGUGCUGGUACUCGCUGCAUCUAGUUUCUCUGGCUGCCAUCCAUCUCAUUGAGAGCCCCUCUCAUCGCAAGAAUUUGUCACUCUGGGAUGAAUGUCCAGUCAGACUUAUGCAGGGGCGUCGGAGGCAGGAUGAUACCAGCUUAUGGCCUUUACACAGCGCCCGCCUGCCUGUCACCAAGGCUGAAACGCACAUGCACACAUGUAUGCGGCGCAGGCUUCCCCCCGAAUAUCACAUAUCACUCACUCAGACACAGUGUAAUGAGGUGUCAUAAUACAAAAACAAUUUCAUGUUAUUUAUGUCAUCACACAAAGCCACCAUCAGUCCUUUAAAAGAGCAUUUUACCCCGGGCGCCACUCUGCCGUUUAUUCUCUGCCUUUUUACGUCUACUGAGUCACACAGGGGAGAUUUCUUUCCCACAUGUAGUCCGACCAACCUGAGCCGAGCCGAGGCUUCAUGCUCUGCUCGCAUUAAGGUAUUGAUCAGCAGGCUCUGACUUCUACUGUACUUCAGGUCACUGCAGCAGGCAAGACGGCAGGGUGUCACAGAGCGACAGAAGAAAUCAGGAGGAAACUCUUUCAGAGGCGCAAUUUAGAGAUUAAUUGUACUUUUGAAAUGUUGCAUUCAUCAACCGGUCUCUGAAAUGGAACAAGUUUAAAGAAAACAACUUUUAAUGGUUGCCAGAAAAUUCAAUUAUGUCUUAAAAAAUGCUCUCUGUUUGAAAAGCUGCUCAAAACAAGAGCUGCUCUAAUUAAUUUGUCAGAAAACGGUGGAAUUAAUCAUCCGCUUUUGAGAUUCGUUUCAUUUCUUUGCAUUGUUUGACUAAAAACUGAAUCAAAUUGGGGUUUUUUGAGUGCAGUUGCACAAAAAAUUAGAUGUAGACACAAAUUUUUAUGUUAUAUCCAAAAAUGUUAAAUUUAGUGUCGCUUUAGAUUAUAAAAGCUUUAAAUCUGCACAAUUCAAGCAUUUCAACUUGAAAAAUUACUUUAGUUAUGAAAACUGUGGACAAAUCAAUCCCUGCAGAUCAAGUAAUUGCUCAAAUAUCUAAUUGUUUGACUUCUGUAGUAUAUCUGACAUAGUUAGAAUCCUCUGUUAACAUAGUGAGAGAUAAAUAUAAGCCUAACAGCUCGAAUCUAUACCAAUAUGCUGCACUUCACUUCUUAAUGUUACUCUGGGUGACAAUUUCAGGAGGGGCAAAAAAAUGUGAGAUAAAAAAAAUAAAUGAAGGAAGUUAAUGAGCGUGAUCAUAAUGUGGAACAUAUGCGGUGAGGCUCAGAGCCAUUUAGACGUACAGGAGCCGUUUUCAUUCUCCCCCUCUCUGUCUCAACGUCUCUCAUGAGGUGCUGAGCUGCAUCAGGGGGAGAAUCUGAUUAACCGACUGGCAUAAUUUACACAGUCCUGGAGGAAUAAACAGAGAGGGGAUGUAGUUCUUGAAAAGUGCCUGCAUUCGCUCCAUACAUACCAAUAAAGCAGAGGCAGCCCCCCCGCUCACACACUGUAAGACACAAACACCGACACACACACACUCGCACGCAAUCACAGUCCGAGGGCAAUAAUUGAGGCGGUGCAGCUCUUUAAAGUGGAUGCAGCUUCCUCCUGCUUUUUUAAUAGGACGAGGAUUGAUUGAGGGAGUGCGAACGUGUGCAUGUGUGUGUGUAUGUGUGUGUGUUUGUGGUCAUGAGCGAACGACUGCUCCACUUUCUUUAAGAUUGAUAGAGCCUCAUUUGUAGCUUGUGUGUCUGUAUGUGUGAGUAUGUUUUUCCUCCAGAAGUGCACCAUAGCAACAGGCAGCGAUCCUCCUCAAAUAUCUUUUUCUCGCACAAUGUAUGCAGUGACCUUUUCUGCAGACUGUGUGCAUGCAAGUUUUUGCACGAGUGUGUUUAUCUUCUGUGCUCGUGUGCAUCACUGUGUGGCCCACUUGACCUUUCUUAGUGUACACUCAUUAAUGGCUGCAAAAGAACUAUUACCAAACGGCCCGCCGUGCCCCUCUUCAUGAUCAAGAUAUCGAAUCUGUCUGUCUCGCAGCAGCAGCAACAUGGCCGCGCCAGCCGAGUGCUAUUUGUGCCUCUUUUUCACAAACAAAGAAGAAAUCACAGCAUUUUCGACGUAUCGAUGAUGAUUUUUGAAGACUUUGAACAAGUGGCAUUAUCGUUUUUACUCUGUUUCGUGUUCCUCUUUAGCGGGGACUAGAGAGACAUCUUUAAUAUAUAUCUUGACAUGGUUGUCGUGUUAUGUUAAUAUCAGUGUUAGACUAAUAACUGGUUGCAUAUUUCAUAUCCGGGAAUAGCAGACAGAGCUCUUUAGAAAUCAAUUUUCUUUUGCUCCAUCACCGCGUUCAGAAACUGGCCCGCAGCCAGACGGGGAGGAACCCAGAGGAAGUAGAGAGGGGAUAUUGUGGGUGCAUCAGUGAGCGAGGGGGAGAAAAAUAGGCUUAUCAGAUACUGAAUUUAUUCUCUAAAUAAGUUAUAUGCUUUUCCCCCAAAACUUCACAAACAUUCUCAAAAAGCAGAGAAAGCUGCAAGAAGAAGAUGCUCAGGCUUCCGUCACAGCUUCUCAUUUAGCUAGGUGCUGCAAGGUCGUGCCCUAUUUAGUCCACGCUUGUGUCUCUGAGUCUGUGAUGCACAAUCGCAGCAGGAGGGCAUACGUAUCAGUGGCGUGUUCCUUUGUGUGCAUGUAUGUUUGGUCAUGAUUUACACAGCAUGAGCCUCGUAUGCUCGCAUGCUAUCUUUGUAGAUGGGGGUCGUGUUUGCAUGUGAAGACUCUCGAUAAUGAAUAACUCAAAGCUCAUAGUAGGGUCUGUGCUGUAUGUGUGAAGGCUUGUUGUCCUCGCUUACUCGCUUUUCUUUGACAUAUUUCCAGAAGAGAACAUAAACAAAAGGCUCCUUUCUCAUUCUCAAUUCCCUUAUCAAACUCAAACCCGUAUUUAGAAAGCGUAUUCUACUCUGUGACUCAAAAGGCAAAGGAGGCAGGGUUCUUGUGACGAAAACAGACGGUAAUUUGUAGGGGUGGUGUGGGGAUGAGUACGAUCAUUUGCGACUGACUCCUCUUUGAUUUGGUGGUUUUUCAGCUGCGAGACAUUUUCUUUUUUUCCCCUCUCUCUCGUUUGAUCCCUCCAGAUUUACCUCACGCUUAAUCCAAAAUAGUUCAAAGACCAGGCGGCUUCUCUUUUUUUGGAUUAUUUUCAACGCACACUUUAUUUGUCUUUGCUUGAUCAUUUGACUGUUGAUUGCCUUGAUCAAUGCCAUUGAUCGCCUCUCUGUUCUUGUGGCCCCAGCUUUGCCAGAAGCGCCGCUCUCUAACACACACUUAAGGGUCGAACAAGCUGUAAUAGUCGUGCCUAAAAGCUAGAAUCAAUAUUUGCAAUGUAAAAACACUUUAAAAAAAUCCAGAGCUGCUCACAUACUCGAUAAAACGAAGCUCCUCUGUGUGAAUACCAAGCGCAGAAAUCACAGAAAAUAUGCUUUCUCAUUAUUGCAGUUGCCUCUGUUAACCCUGACCUUAAUAUCUGUAAUUACUCCAUCACAGUUACACAGCAGGACAUGCAGCUGACCAUGCAUACCACAGAAACCAAGGGUGUAUUUAAAAAAAUAAAAACACUAACAGAAACACUGUUGAAAGAAAACACACCUGCUGAGAAACACACGCAACACACAAACGGCGUAUUAAUAAGCGAGGAUUUUCACCUCUGGCUCUUUGCGCGGAUCCCCGCAGGCAUGACAACCUUCAUUUACUCCGGCAAACAUACACACACGCCGACAGUGAGUUUGACACAGGCACACAUAUAAAACGGGAGCCCUGUGAUUGACAGUUGAUCCAACAAGGGUAUUUGUGUACACGUCCCCUCAGGACCAAAAUACAUCAUGGAGUCUCAGCUGUAUUGUCGUGAAACUAUAAAUACACCUGCUUAAUAGUCAAACAAAAAGGCUCCUUGUGACAUUUAUAGCGGUCGAGCCUUUUGUGCCACAAAACGAGGAGCUUAUUUUACCAAUUUCUUUGAGGGAGACUGUCAUAUUGAGAGUUGGCUGUUUGCAGUCAUAUCAGCCUCAUGAUGGGAACACAGUGAGCGAGAGAAAGAGACACAGAGAGAGAGAGAGAGAGGGAGAGGGAAGUCAUCACAAAGCAUUAUUUGGUUUGUGUCACUUCAGCCGUUUUAUGACUGAUUUCUUUAACAGUUUUUUAGUUUUUCCUCCAAUAUCUUCUCACCGCAUUAUUUUUUAUGUCUCACUCAGGCCCGGUCUCUGGGGUGAUGUCUGUCUUCUGUGUUUUGUUGCAUAUUGCCUCAUGGGAAAUUUGUUUGCUUCCGUCUUAGUUGCGCUCUAAUCUGCAGAGUGCCAUUACACAUAAUGUUCUUUGUAAGUUAGUAUUUCUAGUGAGUGAGAUUUUGUUUGGGUUUAGGGAAAUUACGCUGAUGAAAAAACUGAAUUAUUAUAAUAUUCCUCUUUGCUCUGAUCUUUGUUUCACUCACUGACUAUCAAAGGGAGUCCAUGAGCUUGUGGCAGUGUGUGUAAUACAAUGAGGCGACAUUAUGCUCCCAAAGCACAAAACCACUGAAGCGUGUGCUCUGUGCUUUUUGUAAAAUACCCGGUUUAUAGAGACGAGUUUUAUUUAUCGCACCAUUUCUCGCACAAGUUGGAUCCUGAAACCGUGUUUGAGGCUGCGGCGCUCUCAUAUCCAAGACAAGUGUGGAGGUUAAAGGCACGGUUGACUCCACGAUAACUCCCCGUCGAACCUGUAUCGCCCUCCCCACAACACACCCCCUCUGGAAGAGCAAGAAGCCGGUUGGCAGAAGAUCCUACACUAGCUUCAAGUGAGAUUCACCAUGUCGGAUUGUUUGUGACUAGCGGCAGUAAACGCCAGCUCUGCUAGCAAGCGCCGUCUGCAGCUGCCUGGAGAGCUACUGUGUUGACACUGCAGAGACUAAUAAGAGUUAUUUAUGUAACAUGUGACACGAUGAAAGGCGAUAAAAAUGACCUGUUCAACAAAAACUCUGCUAUCUCGGCGUCUGUUUUCAGGCCCAAAUCCUGGCGAAGCUUUCUCCACCGCUCGGAGGAUGACCCAAUGUUCAUUUGAGUUAGAGUCCUUGCUAGGGUUGGGUAUUGUUUGAUUUUGAAUGAAUCCGGUUCCGAUUCCGAUUCUGACUCCUCAUUUGACGGGCAAAGAUUGGCACUCGGGCAUUUCUCCUCCAUGAAUCCUGUGGUGUUUAAUCAUGUUGGUUGGUAACCCUCCUUUACAUGAUAUAACUGUGUUGCUAAUGUUGCACUGAGAUAAGAGUUCAUUCUUCCUGCUCAAGUCUCUCUCUCUCUCUCUGUCUCUCUUCUCUCUCUCUGUGACGUUGUCUCUUAUGCUCCGUCCUCGUUGGUGUUCGGCAGCCAUUUAUUUUGGUCAGCGGACUUUGGCAUCGAAACUUGGAAUCGAAUUUUUAAAAUUUGAACGGUUCUGGGAGAAUCGGAAUGUUCGUCCCGGUCCCAAUCGAUGUUCAAGACUCGAUACCGAACCCUAAUCACAGCUCCUGUAGCUAAGAUGCUACGCUACUUUUAGCCAAUCAGAGCUCCGAGGAGGGCCAGGAGAGUGGGAGGGGAUAAGUCAGAAACAUGGGAGAGGGGUGUGUCGAAUUCAGCAAGGUGAUUGGAUAGAGAGGCAGUGCAUGAGAUUGACCAAUAGGAGCUGUCCGGGAUGGAUGGCUUCCAUUGGUCAAUGUUUUUGCAGCUGCUUGGGUGGACAGAUUUUUUCUGUUCUUUUUUCUCUUCACUUUGAUUAGAUCGCACUAAAGGACCAUGAUCGCCAUAGAAACAAGGUUCAUAAUAAUUACUGAUCUCUCUAAUCGUCAACCAUGCCUUUAAAACUUCUUGCAAAUGUUCUCGUCCUGUUCAGAAAAAACUUUAACCGCUCGAUGUGCCAAAGAAUAAAAACAGAGCAAUUAGUUGCUAAUGGAAGAGAGAGACCCCAACAGCUUUGUUGCCAUCCAGCAUGGCAUCCCCCAUAUGUUACUGUAAUAUAACAACCGCUCAAACUUCAGGCAGCCUUUUGUCUCCCCCCAUUAACUCAGUUUGCCUAAGAGUCUUACUGAACACGCUCCCACACACACACAGAUUGACACAGGGAGGCAGAGAUGUGCUCGGUUAAACUGGGAAACCCUAACUUUGCCCGAGAUAAUAGUCUUCAUUCACCGUCGAAUGAAUCCAUAUUGUGACCUAAAGCGGUAGAUCUGCUAUUAACACCAUUAACAAGUAAUGGUCCAGGAAGAGAGAUUUUCAGAGAUAAAAGUACCAAAGUACCCUCAUGAAUAAAGGGGUCUGAUAGAAGAGGAGAGGUUAUAAAAUCUAAAGGGAGCAGUGGAGGGGGGGCGGCCUUUUCAGUCUCAUUUCCCCUGGUAAAAAAAUAAAAACUGUCUGAGCUUCAGAAACUUCAAUUCACUUGAACAUAUCUGACAGAGAAGAGGUUUAAAGUUUCUCCCUGUGACAGUUCAGUCAUUUUUGUACCACAUUUCUACAGUAUCUUCCAUAAAUGUGGCAAGGAUGGAAUAAGAGAAGAGGUAAAAAAGGAUUUUUCACUCAAAAACUGUGUAGUUGGAGUUGUAAGCUCUUCGAAUACUAAUGUAUUUCAUGUCGAUCAAUAAAGCACUCAUCUUAUUCGUCCCUGAGGCCAUUCGGUUGGGCAGCAACAGGGAAAGUCUACAGCCAGGCUAACAGCAGCGUACAGCUGAGGCAGAGUGAUGCUCUGAGAUGUGUGUGCUAGCAUCUGCAUGCUAAUACGCUAAUAAUAACAUUGAUAGAUGGUAAUAUUUGACUCCGCUCUGUCUUUAUCUGGACAUCAUAAUCAGCAUGCUUUUACAUUGUUUUGAUGCAGCCAGAUGAAGCUAACUAAAGCUAGUUCUUCUGUCUUAGCGUCUCGGUCUGAUUGUAUUUCCAUGAAGAAAUGAUCAUAAAUGUUCUUCCUUGAGCUGCGUCACCCCGCUGUUGUCCAUAAUAGAUUGGCCUGAGGUCUCACUACAAACAAGCAGCUGCUGGAAGAGAGUAGGUGAGUUGUGUUUAGUCUCUUUGCUAAAGAAAUCAGGCAAAGUUAAAAAGAUGUUUGGUGGCUAGUACUAUGUCUGGGACCCUAUAUGUACUGUGUACAUAUAGGGUAUAUGUACUGUUGAUGAAGUUAGGUGCUGUUCUGAGCAUUAUUUGUGGCUAUAGAGUGGCGUUUUGGUUGAGGUUUGUUUAUGGCUCCUCAGACCGCUGUGUAUUGCUUUCGUGUGGUCGUUACUAAAGUUGGUAUAACUAGAGAAGCAAGCGGUCGGCAACAUUCAUCUCUGGAGGGGGUGUCUAACUCAGUGUUACGGUGUGUUUGACCCUAACUGAAUUUUACGCCGGAAUAUCCCUUUAAGCUAGCAUGCACUCUUAAAUAUUAGUUGGCAUAUCACCUCCAAGACUAUUAAAACUUGGUAUGAUGUAAUUGCAUAUCACAUUUUCACAUGCUGCCUACAGAUAUGUUUAUAUGUUGUACAAAAAAAGACACACUCAUUUAUCCUGUUUCAGUUCCUGUUAGGCAUACUGCACAGCAAGCUGUCAGAGUUAAAUAUACUGGGAUGUCACUUUCUGAGUAUCCUGCAGCCUUAGUUUAGCAGGUGCAAUGACUGCUAUCAUCUUUUGUUGAGAUAUAAUCAAAGACUUCUUAUAGGGUUUGGGUUGGAUCUGCUUGUAUUCUGUGACAGUGCUUUGUAGAUGCUUUGAUUUCAAUGUGAAGUGGGUUCCUUUAAGGGCCCUCCAGGGUCUCUUUCAUCCCACAUGUGCAUGUCUUUGUAGAUGCCUAUUUCUGUCUCUGUUUAAUCUAGUGUUUGUGCAUAAAGAACACACUAAAAUUUGCUGAUAAGCUCCCAGGAAAGUGCAACUACGGCUGAUUGGUUGGGAUAGGUUUUGCAGAUUUUGGUGGCAAAUUAAAGAUCUGAACUAGUAAAGGUGCAAGAUCAAAAUCAAGGGUGUUAUGACAAAGCUGUGACAAUUCAUGGGGGACUGAGAGUGUGUGCCAAAUAAAUCAACAAUCAAUCAAAAAGUUCUGACUGUACUGGAAGAAGAAAUACAACGGAUGAGAUUUUUCAAAAGUCACUCAGGUGUCUCAUUGAAAGGUGGGGUAGUCAGGAUCUGAGGAAGUGCCAGUUUUUAGGAGAAAUCUUGAAUGUAAACUCUACCCCUCCCAACCAGUUUUCCCCUCAGCUCCUCCUCUCCCCUCAAGCCCCGCCCACAAACAGACGCUCCUGCUCGCUUGUAUCGUUCCAAUUAAAUUCAGAUAUAAUGCAGAUAAAUACUUCAGAUAAUUACAAAUGGAGCCCAGUCAACAUGAAAGUAAAAAGCAUUGGUGCUACUGUAGAUGCCAACAGACUACCAGCAAACACAAUGUUUGCAGGACUUCUACAACUAGGAUAAAGUGACAUAGUCCAGGACCCGAGGGAGGACAGUUUAGCGAUGGCGCUACAACACGCUACAGCAGGUCCGUUUGACAAGAAACACUUCUGUUACAGACACUUGGUUUACUUUGUUAAAGCGGUUUACCUGUCCAGCAGAAAGGUUACAGGGUCCGUAUGAUCCCGAAGCGUUCACUGAUGUUGACCCGCCUGUAUAGCUCUUGUCCGGUCUACCUCCGUUUUAAGCGCCCGUUAUUCCUUCAGAGUCUCUGGUAUUUACUUUGUUUUCUUGCUUGUGUUGGCAGUUGUGACUAAAGGAGGAUUCAGACAAUUUUCUGAACAAUCUGGUUGGUUUCUACUGUCCGAUAUUGUAGCACGCUAACUUUGUUUUGGCUCCUGAACGACACGGGGGAGCAGCGUCUGCCUCACAACCAAUCAGGUCGGGAGGUGGAGAACGGGUUUGUUUACAGUCAGAAAGAGCAACCCGCUUAAAAAAUUUAAAAUGUUGACUACACAGACAUAACAAAGCACAGCGAUAUCAUGAUAGUCCCAAAUCUCAUCAAUAACUAAUAGCUGUUGACUGAUAUUAAAAGCUCUUUUGUAUAUACAACACAAAAAAAGAUGCUUCUUUAACGGAUUCCUGCCUACGCCACCUUUAAUUUCAUUUCCACUGAGUAGACAGUUGAGAUGCCGUCUUGGAUAAGUGAGGAAUUAGUUAUAUCGAGGUGGAAACUCGUGUCUAUACAAACUUUAACUCUCCACUUCAAUCUUGACCCAGGUGACGGACCAGCUGGCUUUGCUAACAGUGUUGACCACACAGCACACAGCUAUUACGAUGCAUGAGAACUGAUAGCUGUUUCCAUAGAGCUUCUGGUGUUUGCGAUGCUACACUAGUUUUGUGGUGCUAUUAUGGAAAAAACACCUACAGGCCUUUUCUUUUUCUAGCUUAUCUUUGUUUAUUCAGUAAGUUUCAUUAAGAUCCAAAUCUUCUUAGCAAGGUAAAGCCACCAAUGAACACACACCUAUCUCAAAUAUUAGAUUAAAAAAAUAUCUGCGAGGUUCCCCAAGAGGAAUGAACGUCUCCAACUUCAAGUUGCAUUGCAAUUUAUUCCAGAAGUGAGGUGAAUAAUACAGUGGCUUAUCUGCUCUUCUUUUGCAAGAGUAGAUAAGUCUAGCCUACACCAUCCCUCAUGAGUAAUCCCUGCCCUCGAGGCCGUAUUUCCACCACUGGGAGAGAAAGGGAGGGAGAGGAAAUGGGGAAAGAGAGGCUAAGAGAAAGGAAAGCAUAGUGUGAAUAUUUAAGACUGUCAGUAUCGAGAGGAUGCACACAUAACUCAGAGAGGUGAAUUACGUCCAAAAUAGGAUUUGGGGCGGAACAGGCAGGAAGCUGAGGAGGAGGAGAAAGUCAUAAAAACAAAGACACACUUGCACACACAGUCUCAGGGGGAGGAAGGUGUGAACUGACCUUGGCGUGCACUUUUCUGUACCUUCAGUCCUCACGUCUGUCUUUGAACCGGGAAAGUUUGACCUGAAAUCACAGACCGAAGCCUUAAUUACAUAUUUGCAUUACUCAUUUAUGAUCUGUAGCUCUUAGUGUUGUAUUCAACAGCCAGACUUCAUCCUCUGUAGCCCUGCUGUGUUUGAGUGUGUGUGUGUGUGUAUGCGUGUGUGUGUGUUUGCAGUUUGCAGCAUUGAGCUAGAAAAGUACAAAGAGAGUCCCUGCAGUGAAAACAGUCUGAAUGUGAAUUUGGAUUCAGACUGGGGCUCCAGAAGCUUUAAAGACUUGACUCCCUCAGUCUAGUACCUUUGAUUGCUAAUGUACAAAGGGCUGUUAAUCUCGGAGCAAGAGGGGGAAUGCAAAAGGAAGACGGCGUUCAGAAAGAUAACAUUACCAAGAGGAGAAAAGAGCGUAAUGUGGAACAUCAAAGUGACACGGGUGAGUGCCUCAGCGAUAUAGGGUUCUAUAUUAUUACCCCCGCAACCUUUUCUCUUGUUAUUCCCACCCGGGACUCAUUAGACAGGUCAUUGGCUCAGAGGCUGAUGUCAAUAUUUCAUCAUCUGAAUGCAUAAUUUGACAGCUAAAUCAGGGCAGCUAUUUAUUCCAAAUGAGAGCGAGAGUAUAGAAUAUAUGACUGCAGAAGAACGGAUAUUCCAGUUCACAGCUCAUAAAAGAGAAAACAGGAAUAUCGAGGAUGGAGAGACCUGUGGAGAAGAUCUACCCCCCAAACCACCUGAUGUUCUUUAUCUUUUCAUCCCUCGCUCUCUCCGUUUCGCUCAUAUCCUUCUCCGAGUUUGAUAGUCUUCAGUACACGGUCUUCGGUACAUAUUUUAUCCAUUUAGGUGUGUUCUCAGGCCACAAGAGAUCUGAGGAUGUAUUUUUAAUAGGAGUAGUGUCUCUUAAGCUCCCCAUUAGGCUAAAACAUUACUCUAUAUCUCUGUCAGUACAAUAGGGCUCUCACGUAGCGCGGCGCUAUUUAGUAGCGAGUAAUAUUACAAACUAAUUAAUAUUCUAAGCCCUGGCGCCAGAAAACAGUCUAAGUGGUUGCACUUAUUAUAAAAGAACAAAAAAAAAAACACGUCCGACUCGAUACCCGCUUUUAAAUGAAGGGGGGGCCGGAGGCUGAGAUUUGAGGGAGGGCUCAGAGUUCACAUCCGUGUUAAAUACUUGAUGUGGUCUUAAAAGGAAAUCCCUCAAGGUUGGUUCUGCCUCCAAGUGUCCCGGGCUCUCAUGAAGACUCAUCUCGCUUUAGCGAUUCUGUUUCUAAUUGAGGUUACAGAUUUGACUCCGUGUUAUUUAGCGCUUCUGUUUGUGACCCCACUUAAACUUUCAAACUUUAUUGUUGUAUAGCUUCAUCUUGUUUAAUUUCUGCCUCAACAGCACCGGAGAUGAAAGCUUAAUUUGUUUUAAUGCAGUGGGCUGUAUGAGGUACAUGUCAGCGGUAAGAGUACUACCCACAGGGGAUCAGCUGAUCAGAGCGCUGCAGGGGGUGGAAAAUGUAUACAGGCUUUCAGACGGCAAAGCAAAGCACUCUGAAAUUUCUACACCUACAACAUAUUAAAAUGAGCAAAAUGGUGCCCCUGCAGCAGCUGAUAGCCUAUAAGUACCUUAUACAACCCCAUAUCAUUAAAAAGAAGUCAUUUUAUACCCCAAAAAGUUCUUCUUGAAUCUCCAACAUUAAACAACUAACAAAUAUCUGAUCAGUACUCAAAGUUAAGGCUCAUAAAACAUCCUCCUUUUGUUACUUAUUGAGCUUUGGAAACUGUACUGGUCUGCCUCAGUGGGUCUGUGUGGGUGUCGUUUUAUUUGAUUGACAGCCGUUUGGCCACAUAAGCAAAACAACCCACCAACUGUCAUCAGAUUAUGAGUCAAUUAUUGCAAAAUCCUGAAUGAUGCAUGAAAGAAAGUUAAAUUACCAUCUUCAAACGAAGCCUUCAUACAUGUCAACUCUGUGAGGAUGAUUCUGUAAAGUCUCGGGGAGCAAAGGGGCGGAAAAUUUCCAAAAACUUUCCAUGGGAACUUAAGAUGAGGAAUUUUGGAAAUAUUCCAAAUUGGAAACUUUCCAUGGGAAUUAUGGGAAUUAACUGGAAAAUCUAUCUAUCUAUCUAGCUAUCCAUCCAUCCAUCCAUCCAUCCAUCCAUCCAUAAGCUAUCCUCCUAAAUUGUCAAUGAAAUUAAGAAUAGCUUACAUUUAGCACCUAUUUAUAUUUAAUUUUGCAACUUAAAUAUUAAUACUAUUAUAUAAAAAUUUAUUUACCCCAUAAUAUUAUCAAAACUUACUUGACUUUAUAUAGUCUGUGGGCUCUAAUGUCUUGUGCUUUGGGUUCAAAAGUGUGGCCUCCAGGGUUCAAGAAAUCAUCUGUGCGUGUGAUGGAGGAGUGGACUUGCAUUAAAUCUGGUUAUUUCUCACCAACUAUAUUUAAGUUCCCUGUUGAGGGCCAACCUUCAAUAUUGUAAAUUUCAGAUUUAUUCCCAUUAAUUCCCAUCGAAAGUUCCCAACUCUGAAAAUUCCUGGAAUUUUGCAACCCUAGUAAAGUCUAAAAUCUGCUUUUGGAGUUUGCCAAAAGUAAGAGGCAGCAGCAUCAGUUUCUGCAGAGCUCUGAGGUUACAUGUGUACUGGCAAAGUGCUUCAUAAUUGGCUCAUUUAUGUUUGUUAUGAGCGUAUGUCCAACAGGGGAAAACACGGCCAUUAUUUCCUGCCUCACCAACACUGUUUGUCCUCUUGGCUUCUUAAACCAACCCCAGUGACCUCUCUGUUGUGGACUUGCUUACAGUUGAUAAUCACGGAUGUGUAUUCAGAAGCAGAGCUCUGCCCGUGGAUUGCUGUUUUCUCCUGCUAAGAUUUUUCAACACUGACGACGUGAAAUGUUUUUGCUUUGUUGCCUUUUUGUUUUGGAUUUUGGUAAAAUCCUCAGACAACCUGGCAGAGAUUUUUUUUUACUUGAUUUAAUCAGAAGGACAAACAGAUACUUCUCGUUUCUAAAUUUAAUUUGGGGUUUCAUGCCUUAAUUUAGAGAAGAGUGGAUCGAGUGGGACAUUGGAAAAAAAAAAGAGAGAGAGAGUGGGGAAUGACGUGUGCACUCAGAGAAAUAUUUCGGCCUGAUCGCAUAAAAAAUUUUUUAUCCAUUUGAAUGACUGAGAUUUAACACAAACAGGCCAAUAAACUUGAUUUGAUCUGUCUAAUGUAAAUGAAACUAUUAAGAAUUGGAUUUAUGAAAUAAUACCAAUAAACCCAAUGUGUUAUGAAUCAAUAAUAAUGAUUUAUGUAUUAUCAUUGAUAAAUCCAGUCAACAAUCAAAAUAACAAGCAGAACGAACUUUUCCUUAACCUUCCAUAAUAGAGGAACGAUAAGCUUAAAAAGUUAAAGAUGGGACUUUAAAAGAGCCAGAGGGAAUCAACACUAGUAUUAGUAAUAACAAAGUACAGAGUAAUGUGCCAGUGGCAUUAAACAUUAACAUAAGAACAAAUAAGUAACAUUUAAAUAAAAUGAAAUUCCUUAUUGUGCAAAUUGUAAGAAUCUUCAGAGCUCAAAAAGAUCGACUCUUACAAAUAUAAAACCGAGCAAUGACGACUAUAUCAAACAAAACAACCACAUGUAAAUAAAUGUGUAGUUUAGGUCUUUAAAAUAACAUAAAAUAUGUCGACUAAUCAAAUGAACCGAUUGUCUGUUUCCUCCACCAUAAGCUGACUGCUGCUGACUUUGUUCACUGCUUCAGAUUAAAAUGUAAAAAUAUCAGCAUAUUUACUUUCCUGGUUUAAGUCAUGAUCUGCGAGGGGAAACGAUGCACCCGCUGGUACUGAAUAGCCUCUCGGAUGACACGCUGGUUGCUGGGAUGUACAAAAGCUUCCUGGCAACCUCUGCAAACCUUUGUAGAAGCUGAAAUGCGCCCAGACUUCGGACUUUGUUUUCUUUGACAAAUCUCUGCAACACGGGCGGCAGAACGGCCCGCAAAACUACCCUCUGCCAUGUUUACAAGUUGUAUACUGCGCACAGCACUGAGCGGUAUCAAUGUGAGCUUUUCCAGAGGGUGGCAAUCAAACACGAUUUUAACGGUAAUUAAAAUUUGAAAUGGUAGUACAAACCGUCAAACAUUUUACCGCGGUUUAUCGUUUUACCAUAAAGCGUUAUUACAUCCAAACAGAAAAUGUGAAACAAGAAAACACAAAUAAUUGAAAUAACCUGAUUUUGACCUCUAUGUGUGCAGAGAAAUCUUAUCCUGCUCUCUUUCACACAAUCAAAUGUACCACUGUAUGACUAAAUAAAGACAGUCAUUCCUCUCUUUGCUUUAUUAGAUCAUAGCGAAGCAUAAAUAUUAAUUUUCAGUCUAAGACGAGCUAAAAACUCCUGACAGGAGCUUUAACUUAAAUCAUCCGUCAGCUCUUUGACGCAGCUGUCUCUGACUGAGAUGUACCAACAGUCAUCGAGUCAGACCCCUCAUUAAAAAACAGAUGAUAAAAUAGGGUUUGAGACACUCUUACUGCAUGUAAAGUUGACGCUCGUACACCGCUCUCUUUACUUUAUAAGACACCUCCAUCAUCAAGAUUACACAGUUUCCUACAGUGACCUCCGUGUGCAGCCGAGUGAAAAAUAAGAUGCAAAUUACACUGUAACUCUAGAAAGCUGAGCUGUAAUGAAGCAAUGGAAAGAUGUCUGCUGCUACUAAAUAUAACCCACGCCUGUUUGUAGUUGGUGCUUCUUUGUAAAUUGAUGCAAAUGUUGACAUUAAUUCGAUUCUCCAAAAAGAUAUCUCACAGUAAGGGUCUGUUUCAUAAGUCGGGAAUGAAACCACUCCCACACGCAGACCUCUUAACCCGUGCAACAUGAAGACAUCACAGUCAGCGCUCCAAUUAUAACCCUCCUCACCCACUUCUCCCCUCUCCUCCUCUUCCUCUUUUCAUUAUUUCCCCCCAUUAUCAGUCUAUCCAUCUUUUUGCUUCGUCGGGCCUGCCAUUCCAUUAAUCUCACCAACAGAUUGCUCCUAUUAAUUAGGCGUCUUCUUCCAUCUUUGCAUGUAAUAAUCGGAGGUAAUAGAGAUAUUAAGGCGAUAGGGAUGUUUCAUGCAGUCACAAUCGCUUUUAAUUAGGUGAAAGAUUAAAAGAUAGUCUCUCGUCUGCUUGACUGACGCGAAGAAAAACAGCGAAAGGACACCGGAGGACACAAAUACUGCAGGAAAUAAAACGUGUCAGUCUGAGAAAUACAUCCGUCCCAUGAUGUCUCGGAGGACGCUUCAAAUCAUGGAGGUAAUAACGCGUCCAUGCCUCCAGACAAAACAGGCCCCGGCUUGUCAUCGGUGACAUUUGAGACAGAAUAUUACACCUCACAGUCGUGUGUAAACUGUAGGGUAAUCCAUUUAUAGUGAAAUGCAGCAGGAAUGCCAUUUAAUUUCACUGGAAGGGUCUCAUUUUGUAAAUUAAAUUAGAUAAUGGAAGAAGCGUCUGUGCGGCAUGUCUGUGGUUAAUUGGAAGGUCCAAGGUGCACUAAACAGACAAGAGAAACAGACAGAGGUAAUUACCAGCUGCGUGUGCACAGUCAUGUGUGCCAGUGUGUGCACGGGAGUGUUGCGCAAACGUAUCGGCUGGAGGUAAUUACACCGCACCAGACUUGAAAUAAAGACCAUCAAUUCCUGUCACUUCUCCUCCCUGCUGACACAUGCACAACAUUUUGUCUCAUCUCAUCACUAAUGUCGCGAUUUCCCGGGACGCCCCCGCGGGACUAAAGGUCAGAGUCUUUUAAAAUAACUGGAGCUGACCUCUGCAGCAUCCGCCGAUCCUGCACUGUGGAGCACCUGGCCCCUUUAAGCACUCUGUGUUGUUGCAUCCUCGGGGAGAGGAGCUCAUCCAGUUUAAUGGUUGAUGUUCCUGGACGGUUCCCCGCAGACCCGUUACUCACCCUAACCCUGUCAGAGCAGCGCCUACAGCACACACAUAAUGAAGAGAAUAGAAAAUUGAGCACAAGACCACAGGGCUCAUCAUUAAACCAUCUUCUAUUAUCUGUAAAGCGGCAAAAGAAAACACUGCCGCCUGGUUGUUAAGAUCGCACAGCCACAGCUCUCAGUGGGGUGCUCAGGUCUCUAUGGUUUUACUGGUUAGGCAAUCCAAGCAAAGACAAGGUUUGAAGACACUGUUUCCCUCUGGGGAUCCUUGAUAGAGACCUUUUAAAAGAUUAUCUUUGAGACUAUAAUCCUAAAAACCUUUCUCUUAGCUUUGCCGCUCACUUAACAGCCUUACUAUUUCCUGCAAGUGUUCAGAAAGUUUAAGCAGCGAGUCUCUAAUACAGUAUUUCUUUUUCUUUUGCAAGAGUGAAUGUGAAAAAGCAGAAAUCAAGAUCCAGGCUGAAGUGAAAGUUGUAUUUAAACUCAGAGUCUGAGUGGAAGAGGAGAUGAAGGUUUUACUUUAAUGCAGAGCAGAUCAACUCUGCGAUCCCAGUGCCCCGCUGCGGAGAAAGAAUCGAUUUGUAAGAGAAACUUUUGUUCUGUUUUUUUUCUUGUGUAAACCAGCAGGUCAAUUUGUUUUAGGAAGGAGAAGAACUCAGCAAGAUUUAGUACAAGUUGUCAAUGCAUGCAGAACCAAAAGCACUGAAGGAGUUCUCGACCCCGAUUUCCACCGCAUAUGGAACGGCUAUGAAAAGGCCGUAUCCCCCGAUCACAGCUGAUCGUAACCAUUCUAGUUAAUAAGUGAGUAAGUAAAAUGUAUUUAAUGAAGCACCUGUCAUAGAAAAGAUUCACAAAAUGCUUCACAGUAAAAAAAUCAAAACACAAUCAUAAACAUCAAGUAAAGUCAAAGGGGAAAAAGAAACAAUGGCAUAAAUAGAGCAUUCGUUAAAGCUGGGGGAGCUAAAGGCCUGUUUAGAUAAGUGAGUCUUUAAAAGCUUUUUAAAAGUGACAAUGGAAACAGCUGAACCAAUAUCAGCAGGUAAACUGUUCCACAGUGUUAGAGCCACCACUUCAAAUGUGUGAUCACCUCUUGUUUUCGAUGAGUUCGAAUUUGGAAUGUAGGGACGAAGCAGGUCAGCAAUAUAUUCUGGGGCCUGACCAUGCGGAGCUCUAUUUACGAAAACAAGAACCUUGAAAUGAAUCCUGAAUGUCACUGGCAACCAAUGAAGGGAACAGAAAAUUGGGGUGAUGAGGGUGAUCCAGCUGGACUUGGUUAACAAGUCCUAAAAGACACAUAUGGCUUAAUGUGUUAAUUUCCACCGGCUUCUUUCCGUUCCGCUGCAGAUCGCCGGACUCCACAGCUGAAAGGAAGUCAGGCACAAACACAAAGUAAAACAUCCGGCUUCUUUUCAAAAUAAAACUCAGUGUUUUAGGGGGAUCAUAUUUCACACCAUGCAAAUGGGCAGGGCCGAAAAAGUAAAAGGUUUACAGACAGCAUUUCAUCCCGAUGACACCAUGGAGAUGCUGAGUUUGGAAGUCUAGAUUUCCUCCUCUGGAAGGACACAAUUCUAAUGCUUAUACGGUUAAUUGGCUGUUAAUUAGAGACGGUCCGUUACCGCGCGAUUGCACGUAAAUCCAUGGGUUCUUGUGAGUUCUCGCGAUUCCCAUUGUCCGUAAUCUGCUACGAAAUUCGGCUCACAAAAGGUUCAAGAUCGGAAAUGUUCCUGAUGUGGUGGAAAUUCGGGGUUAUCUGACGUCAAUGAUGCCGCCUUUUUACAUAACUGAUGUUUGGAGUUGAAGUCGAUGAGGAAGUGCAGAAAAAAAGCAGAUCCUUGAGCGUCCACUUCAGGCCAAAAGCUCAAUCAACGCCUGCGUCAAGACCCUGUUUUUAAAGGGAAGAUUUCACUGAACAGUUCAUUGAAUUAUUAAUAACCACCAUAAGUGAGAUGAUCUUUUUUAAACAGGCUGUAAAAAUCUGCUCGGCUGAGUCAGGAGAGUGUGAUGUAGCCGUCUCCAGGAGGCCAAACACCCACCCCAGCUUCACCUUUCUCCAUGUGUCUCGCUCGACCAAAAGUUGAUUCAGCUUCGUAACAUCUCCCCAGAAACCAGAGGGUGACCCCACAGAGCCUAGGUCUCUGGUUAAUACAUCUAUUAAUGAGGUGCUCUGAGGUAACUCGGUGGUACAAGUGCUUAAAAAACAGGAGUAGUCCCUCAUGGACACAUUAACAAGAUUGUUCUCAGAGCUCAAACAGCCAUUACUACUUUACUCUUUCACAGUUCCAGCUGACUGCAUCUUCUCCCUUUUGUUUCGCCGUGUGCUUUGAGCUCCAAUUUUACUCACAGAUGAGAAAAAGAAACUUUAAUUAUAGGCAAAAAGAAUCAAACAUGCUAGACUGUGUUGUUGAGACGGCCCUGACAUGACAGUGGUAGUUGUCGGCGCCCUUUGCUCUUUGGAUCAGGCCACAAUCAGGACGGUAUUGUGUAAUCGCAACAAAAUCACACAUGCCAUCUGAGCCUUAUACGGUGAGCCUGUACAAUAGACGAGUGAUUACAGGGGGACACAAAGGUAGUCCUCUCCUCACACCACUGCGUCUCACUUCCAACAAAAAGACGAACAGUCAACUCUGAUAAACCCGACCUUGAAGGAAACGGCUUGAAAAAAAAAAGUGAACGUUUUCUUACUCCAAAACAACAGUCCUGCUUUUAGAGGAAAAACAAAGAUGGAGCAGAUUUUACUUCACUUUUGUUUAAUUUAAACUAGUGUUGGGCGGUAUGACGCUAAAAGUGUCUACCAGUUUUACCGUUAUACUGUUUAUACCGGAGAGAGAAAGAGCAGAUGUCUGCUGCAUCUGUCUGAGUCAGCGUGGAGUUGUCUGGGCUAACAGGAAAGACGAGGUGCAUCCAUUUGGGUGCGUUUCCGUAUAUUCACUAGUCGUCAUGCAGAGUUUGUUCGCUCUGUUUGAUUGGUCAGCUUUGGGUGCACUCCCUAUAAUCACCAGCGUGUCCAGCAGACUGCUCGGCAUAGUUCGAUUAAGAAGAAACAGCGCAGAGAUUAGUGGCAGUACCGAGCAAACGGAGGCAGCCAGACCCACCCAACAUGAAGAAAAGGAGGAGGAACUCGUUGCGAAAAAGGGCGCGAGUCACGACAUCGGUUGUCUGGAGAUUCUUUGGAUUUAGAAAAUCCAACAAUGUUCAAAAAACAAAACUACACUAAGAGUGUCGUGUGGCUGUUGUUACUGGAGGAGGAAACAUCAGAAACCUCUUCCACCACCUGAAGAUGAAACACGCCAAGCUCUAUUAUGAGAGCUGAAAGAUGCGUGAGGCACCUGCUGCACCAAAAACUAAAGUUGCAGCAGCUCCUCUCAUACAGAAGAGCUUGGCAGAGUCUUUCGCCAAAGGUACACCAUAUGAUAAAAAAAUCACCAUACUGGUCUGGCAGCUUGUUUACAAAUCAGAGUUUAAAAAUAAAAGGAAAAUGAACAAAUGUGACUGUAUGGUUAUUUUUAAGAUAUUAAUUGAAUUUACAGACACGUUACCAUGAUAUGAAAUUACUCAUACCGUGAUAUAAGUUUCUGUUCAUACCACCCAACACUAAUUCAAACACUGAUGUUGCAUUUCUAACCCUCAACAAAUAACUCCAGCAGGUGUGGACACUGAGGAUACAAGUGUUCAUUUUUUUAAAUAAACUCUUACCAUUUAAACAACAGGGUAAUUUUGACCAAGUGGCAUCCUCAAGUGUUUGGAAAUAUAACAAAUACCUAAGUGGAAAAACAGCCGUUAAGCUGAGAGGACCCCAUUAACACCAAGGUUAAAGUUUUACAGCAAAUUUAAAACCGGUUACAGCCUCUUACAAAAACAGAUUUAGUCAGGAUAGUGAUAUAAUGGAGUUUAUUUAUUUAUUUUAUGCUCUCUAUGGAGGAUGAUUUUUAUUUUAUAUAACUCCUCCAUUUUGACUAUAUAAAGACUGACACUUAUGCAUAGAUUUGCAUACUUAUACACAUGGCCGGUUUGACGGACAGAUAAGGACCGUUGCAGCUGUUUGCCAGGAAGCUGAAAGCAUGUCUCAGCUUCACCUCUUCACCAAAGGUUACUUCCAGUCAGCACUUCUUAUAUGACAGCUGCCAUUAUUGGCUUCAAAAUACCUCUUCUUCCCAUGGGGGGAUUCUCUGUGACUUUGCCCAGAAUGUAUAUAAUCUUUGAUUUGGACAGACAAGCUGUUAAAGCAGAUCCUGACAUGUGGCUGAAGAAAGGUUGUAUGUUAUUAUGCUCAUUUAGUUACUCGGUGAAAACACCCACACUCUGCCACAUGAACACACAGAAUGAUUUUCUGUCUUCUAUUAAAAUAAAGUCUGUUAUAAUCUUAGAGUCUGAACUGUGUCUUCAGCAGCAGUAAACUCUACAUGAGCCUAAAAAUUGGUCAUCUUUCGUUUUCAGCAGCACCAGAUUAAAGUUCGGAGUCUGCUGGGUGUCAAAGCUUCCUCAGUCGUAGUCUCUUUCUUGUGUUCUUAGACCUCUUUCCUUUUUUUCCUGCAUUUUCUUCAUCCAACCUCUUACAUCUUACUGGAUUUAUACUUCUAUAGAGAUUUCUAUGAUUGGAUGUACUCCUAUAGAUCUUUGAUUAAAGCUGCAGCUAUGGCAACAGUUUAGUGUUUUCAUAGCAUCAAUCUGAGAUGCAUUACAGCCAUGACACAUGUAUGACUCACUGCACAAUGCACCGUACUGUAAUGCUCAAUCCUGUACUACAUGCUAGUAUAUUUAUGCAGUACAACAUACUGUACUAUAUCAUUUUCUAUACCUACAUCUUAUGUUCUUUUUUCUGUAGUUCUGCUGCCUCUACCCUCUGCACUUUAAACUAUCAUCAUACAUUACACCAGAUAGUGCUGUCUGCUCCUCAUACCACAGUUGACACACUGCGAUGAAGUUGCUGUCAUCGAUCCUAUCAUAUAAAUGUCACCUGAACCUGUCGUCUACUGCAGAACAUGUCCCAGCUGCACAGUAAUCGCACCUUUUUACUUCCUUUUAUUCAUUUCAUUUCUCUGCCUUUAUUCCUUUCUUUCUUAACAUGUCCUCUGUUGCCGUAACAACUGAAAAGCAUAAUCGUACUUUGAACCUGUUACACCAGCUAUGGAGAAGGGGUGCAGUAGAGUUAAUGGAUGUGUAUAUAGCAGAGGUGGGGGCUUGACGACUCGACUCGAGACUCGACUUGGACUUGGACUGAAAUAAAGAAAUGACUUGGACUCGUUUGGGACUUGAUUGCUAAAGACUUGACUUGACUUGACUUGAGCCCAGUGACUUGAAAAGUCAAGUCAAGUCUUUUCAAGUCACUUAAUACCUUACAGCAAGCCCAAACCGUUUAAAAAGUGUCGCAUCAACUAAUAGUCAGGAAUUACGGCUGUUGGUAACACCGUGUUGUGUUGCCAAGUCUGCUUAUUUCCCGCAAAAAAAUUCGCUCUUUUUUGGCUUGUUUCUGAGGGUCUGUUUCCUUAUUUCUUUCACGAGACUUGGCAACACUGUCUCAAACUCUAGCCUCCCUCACAUAACCACAACACAGGGAGGACUGAACAUAAAUCGCACGCUAGUAUUGCCCGCCUGUUUCCACGUGUUGCCUUGUGUCUCUCUCUUGUUUUGUUUUGGAACAGUGAAUUAGAGUAUCAGUUUAAUGUUUAAUUGUAUUUGAGUCUUCCUUAUUUUUGUGCAGAUUGUCUAAGUUUCCAAUUAUUGAAGUUUAUCUGAUUAUUUUUUGUAUGACAUGUAAAAUAGUUUGGUUAAAGCUGCACUAUGUAACUUAACACAAACAAGAAACCUUGUUUAAUAAUAAAUGCAAAUAGUGAAAAAUGCUCAUGAUUUAUGCAAAUCUUUACAUAUAACAAAUGGUUUAUGGUUUUGAUAUGACUUGUUUUUGACUUGAAAGAAAUGGUAAGGACUUGGUUGGGACUCAAAGCAAAACUUUUAGGACUUGGUUGGGAUUCGAAAGUCUUGAGACUCGACUUGGACUUGCAACAUAGGGCCUUUCCCCCACCUCUGGUAUAUAGUGUAUAUGAAUUUUUAUUCUGACAUGAUCGAGGUCUUAACACCCUUUUGUUUCUGCCUGAAUCUUCAGCCGUUCCCUUUAAAAAGGCCUCUAAAAGCAAAAAAAUAUAUAUACAAAUUUUACUGAGAAGUAAAAUGCAGAAAGAGGAGCCUGAGCCUGAGGACAUGUUUCCAAGACUGGAGCCAAAAUCAUCCAUGAGAGGAUGUUCUGACAGAGAGGAUCAACAUAUUUUGGGCUGAACUGUCACUCUGAAUCUGUCGUUCUGAAUGAAACUCUUUCUUUACUGAGAGAGAGAUCCAUGCAUGAUCGUGCACCUCGAACACACACACGGUACGGUUCACUGACGUUUUACUCAGUCCUGCAUUCUAAUCAUCUUCUUAUUUGUGUGUGUGUGUGUGUGUGUGUGUGUGUUUGUGUAGUCUCAGAUGAAGAUGAAGUCUGCGGGCGUCGUGGAUGGAGGCUUGUUCACAGAGAGCUAUUGUAACAUCUGCAAUGCCCAGCUCAUCUCCGAGUCCCAGCGCACCGCUCACUACGAGGUGAGUCCGUCUCUGCUCGAACAGGAGCGUUUCAACAAAACAACAACAACAAGAAGAAAAAUGUUGUGAUACUGCGGCCGCCGCACGAGCAAGCAGCUUCCUGCACUGUGCGCUUUGCAUCAGCCUUAUUUGUACCAAUUUGUGCUUGUGCCGUUCAAAAUAGUGCUCAUCCAUUAUACAUAGACUUAAUGCAGUAUGGUAAUGCCAGCCACUUGCACACAAACAAACACACACUCACUUUAUUUUAAUGUUGUCUACCUCUCAGCAGACUCACUCAGAGUAAUUUAAUGAAUAGCCAUUAAAUAAUCAGCUCCGUGCCUUAUUUAAAUAGAAUCCAUCCAUCUGUGUGUGUGUCUGUGCGCACGGACACAUAUGCAUGCCUGUUCGUGCACGUGUGUUGCAUUGAGGUCGUCCUUGAUUACAAGACACAAUUGGGAUUAACAAGCAGACUAAUGAGGACAAGGUUCUUAUCUGGAGAGAAGAAACUCCGAACCAGAGCACGUUGAACCAACCGCCUUCAUAUGAGAGGAAUUUAUUUGUGUCUCAACUUCAGAAAACUAAAAUAAAAUAAAAGAGAGAAAACAUCCAGCCUUGAAUUGUGCAAACAAAUGGACGAGCUGAGUCUCCCAGGUCUUUAGUGUCACCCUUCACAAAUGGUCUCUGCCGAGGUCAGAAGAUCAAGGAAACAAGACAAAGAACGGUUUUAGCAGAAGGCCUUUUCUUUUAUGCUGCAUUCAGAGUGAAAAGAAAAGGGCGACAAGUUGAGGAAGAGAGAUAGGCAUUCAUCAACCGCUGCAGUGGAUCUCUGAGCCUGUAGUUUGGAUGGGAUUAUGGUUUCUAUAAUAGACCUCAUCAUUUUAAAGUCAAGAGACAAAAACAGAUUUGUUCCUUGUAGCACAAAGCCUAUCUACCAUUACAGCUUUGUCCACCACUGUCAUUAGCUCCACUCAAACUCGGCCGUCUCUAAACUGCACAACAAGCGAGACUGAGUGAGAGUUUGUGUAGCUCAGCUCCACCCACGGUCACCCUCAGAAGCUCUUCUUACAACAAGAAUCCUCUGCAGCGUCAAACCCAAGCUCUGCCAUCACUCUGACUCUGUGCUUAAACCCAACAUCAGAGUAAAGGUCCUUACACACCAGGCGCGAAAAGCGUCUUUUAUUUUUUCGCUCGUGUUGAAUAUUUCCGUUUGCAAUCUAACCCGCGAUGGCCUUUUUCUGAGCCUCUGAAAUGGGACCUGGAUUGGUCAGAUAACAAUGAGAGCGCCCUCUGCUGGAUCAUACACUAAGCCUCUUCUGCAGCCUGAUGCGCCGUUAAACUUUAUUUUAAUGAUUUUGAAAAAGCUCAAAAAUUAACUUUUUUCCACAGAGUUUGAAUGAAUGUUUGAAUUUUGGAUAAAAAGUGACAGCUCGAGUAACCAGUUCCAUUUACUUAGCAUUUUCCAUUAACACAAAUAGGAGGCAUUUAGAGCUUUGGUUGAAAAUACAUCAUAAAAAAAUGAAAAAAAAUUCUCUACCUAUCUUUUUAAAGGUUUUUAAUCAAGCAUAUAUACAUUUAGAUGAGAUUUCACUGUUAACUCUGCUCGUGUCGCCAGAUCCCUUCACACUUGAUCACACAUUACCAAUAAUUUUAUGUCUCAUGUGGCUAAAAUGAUCGUAUUACAGUGUGAGACUGUCACCAACAAGCAAUUUAAAAGACUCAGGCUAGAUCUGACCUUUGACCUUCGGUAUACAGGCCACCCACCUCUGUCAGCUACUGUCCUAUCAGGUAUCGAUUAGCAACGUCAGCAUCCAGAAGUCUGUCUGGUUUCUAAGUCUGUGCAGGAGCUUCACAGUCUCUAAGUGUCAGUGCGCACAGUCUCAUUUUUCCUUACUCUUAACAAGAAGGUUUAGAGCAAUGUUUUAAAAACAUCCCCUUAAGAUUAAACAGCCCAUAAUGCACCAAAUUUAUGAUUUUUGUGUAGAAAAUAAAAUGCUGAAUUGCUUUUUUGCACAGAUGGGGUUUUAAAUACCACUGGAAAACUACCAAUAAAGAAACACGGCCAUUUCUAUCCUGUUUUUACUCUUAAAAUAAACAAUAUAUCAAUAGACUGGUUUUAAAUAAACGCUAAUGUUUGGGCUGAAAUUAGGUCAUAAAUCUCGACCUGAUUUCUCACCAGUUUUCUUGGUUGAAAUCUCGGCUGGUGCUCGCUCGGUGUGUCAAACAUGCAAUAUAAGAAGAGCUUGUGACGACGAUGUAACCUGAUUACUAUGAGACCCAUUACACUAAAACUGUAUAUAGUAUAUUCACUCAGUAUGACUCAUAUGGUUUAUUUUAGCAGUCGGCCCUCGACUUACACGCAUCUUGAAUGGUGACGGUUGUUCAUCGAGGUUAGGGAUUAAUUACAUAAUUUGACUCCAGUAUUUUAUAUGCAGUAUAUAAAUAAAAUGUGUAACAUAGAGGACAAAAAUAAAAGCAAAAACAAGAGGCUGGAAUAUGAGUGCUCUUUCUGUAGAAGCCAAUCAAUGCACUUUCUGUUUUCUUACAGUCCUCAGAGAGUCGAUAGUUCGAUCUACUCAACAAAAUUCAGGCUCUAAAUAUAUGACCAACAUUUAGAUUAGUUUUGGUACAAAAGAAAAGUAAGAAAUUGAGUCAAACCCCCUUUCUGUUUCAUGGAGAGUAAACCGAAAAAACAUACAGGAUCUGUAUUGAGCGCGUCUCAAUUUGCUCCAUAGAGCAGCAUUUGGAAUCUCAUACAGGAUCAGCGUAUUUGGAGCGUAGCAGCAGCGUAGUGCAGCCCCGGUCAGCUGGGCUCAGAGGAGACAACAUGCUCACAACAGGUCGUUUCGCCUUUCUGUGGUCGAUUUCCUGCUAAUUUGGAUAUAAUUCAGUGACCGUUGAGCUUCUACUGUAUGUAAAAAAAUGGGAUUUUACAGUUUGUGUUUUUGCAGGUUUACUCGUGUUUAAUAAAGUAAACUAUGUUCUUUUCAAAGUCCUGUUGGGUCCACAUGGAUCAGGGAUUGACCAUCAGAUUGUUCUGUGUUACUGAUAAAUCCAGAACCAGGAAGGAUUUCUCAUCUACACAAACUUGUACACAGUCAGGAGUUCGCAUAUGGUGUUUUAUUUUGAGAUACCGGAUGACAUGUGCAGUUUUAGUGCUUGACUUCCUGUCUAGAACGAUCGUCUCUGUGUAGAUUGACGCGAGUUGGAAGCGUAGAGCAGCAAAAAUCACUCGCUGCGUAUCUUUAGCAGCACUCCUCUCGAUAACCUCUUUACCUAUUUGCUGCGUGAUCCGCGACGCUGCUGCCACGCUCCAAAUACACAUCCUUUAUGUUUUGGCCUCAAGCUCACCCCUGACCAUCCUUUGGUUUCUAUUUGAAGAUGUAGGAACGGUUGUGUCUGUCUCUGGCUGUUGAUUACAGCUCCUCAUAGCUACAGGCGUUAUUGUGCACUCAACACUGAAUUAUGGAACUGUUUCUUCUGUAACUUCUGCUGCGUUUUGAUGCUCCUCUCAGACUCCUUACUUUACAAUCGCUGUGUAUUUCUUUCCCGUUGCUCGGAGGUAUAUUUUAUCUUUUCGCCCUGUAACUGUCAGGUUGGUUUACGACUGAGCAGCCCUUUUUCUCACUUUAUGAAACUCUGAAUUUUGCAACUGCAUGUAUAAAAUGAAAUUUAUAAGUAAAGAGGAUUUGUUUGAACCUAUGUAAGCAAAAAACUCAACAUCAAACAGCUAAAAUUGUCUUGUCAGCCAUCUAACUCUACAAAGUCGAGCCUCUGUCAGAAUGGUUUUCAAACUUUUGAUCCAGUUUUUGGAAGUUCCUUUAUCCGUCUGUAACCCCAUCCAUUAGCUCAACACACAAACAGACAUGACUCAUGUAAAGGGAGUACAAGCCAGGAAGAAAGUUCCAGUGACUUCAAAGUCUUAUUUCCUGCAGCGCGGAUUAAGCAAUGAUCAAACUGUUCAGGGAUCAGUGAAAUACCCCGACUUUUCGGCUUGCAUUCACGGCCCUCGGAGGGCUGAUGCACAUGAUUCUUGCACGCCACCGUCUGAUUUGACACUCAGAAGGAAGUGACACAGAGACAUGCAUAGUCCAUUAGAGCAGAGUGAGCUCUGAGGGUCAGCUCAAGGUAACCAUGGUGACACCAGGCCCUGCCUUUAGACCGUAUCCCAGAUUCAUCGGCUGGACGGCCAUUUAUACACCUAUAAACACAGCCGUACACUCAAGACACAUGAGCACACUAACAGUGACAAAAAGCACUAAAGUAGUGGACAAGUAAGGAGGCAUGUGAGGAGGCGUGUUAGGGUGGGGAGGUGACUCCUGUCCCAGGGGGAAGAGGAUCUAAUGGAGGCUGUGGAGCAGCAGGUACAGAGGACUGCUGCUGGCUCUCUUUGUGAGCUGAUAUAGACUUCCAUUUACUUCAACAUUUUAUUUAAAAAAAAAAAAAAAAACACAACUCCACAAAUUCUACGGAUAAAAGGGUGAAGUGAUUCCCACAUGAGGAAACGCUGUUCACCAUAAAUCAAUCCUCAAUCUCAAUCUUGUUCUUGCAAGUUCACAAAGUUGAAAUGAAGUUUAUCCAGCAAGCUGAUUCAAAACUACACAUUCACCGUGCGUACUCAAACACGGCUGUACAGAGACAGAGAACAGAGCAGAAAUAUCAAUAAAGCGUGCAGUGAAGUCCAGCAGUUUGUUUGUAUUAAGAUUGAGAAAUUAAUCAUAUAGAUCUAAGAAUUCAAGAUGCACAAAAAUGUCUAUUCUCCAAAAUAAAACUUGAAGGUGGGGUAGGCAGGAUCUGAGGAAGAGCCAAAUCACAAAUGGGGCCCAGUCAACGUGAAAGUAAAAAGCAUCGGUGCUACUGUAGAUGCCAACAGACUACCAGCAAACACAAUGUUUGCAGGACUUCUACAACUAGGAUAAAGUGACAUAGUCCAGGACCCGAGGUCACCAAGAUUUAAAGGUCACCAAUAUCCCCAAGCGUCUCCCAUCGUUUAUGUUGACCCGGCUUUUUAGCUCUUGUCUGGUCUACCUCCUUUUUAAGCGCCUGUUAUUCCACCAGAGUCUCCGGUAUUUACUUCGUUUACUUCCUUGUGUCGGCAGUCGUGGCCUUUUUCGCUCAAAAAAUGUAAAAUGUUAACUACACAGAUAUCAUUAAAUUACCAAAUGUCAUCAAUAACUAAUAACUAUUGAUUGAUAUUAAAAGCUUUUUGUAUACAAACCACAAAAACGCAGAGACGCUUAAAUUAAGCAUCUCGGACAGAGGCUGAAGUGAAGGUUUUCAAAGACAGCAGCCUGAAUAAUGUGAAGAGUUUGCUGAACUGUAAAUCACGUAAAGCUGGUAAGAAGCCAUCAGAGGGACAAUAUAAAGCCCAAAAAACAAGCAUAACACUCCCUCUUUAAAAUUGAUAUUUUCUCAGGGAGGACUCCCAGACCCCAGCUGCACAUUUUAGUUAGUUGGCAGCGUGCUGUACACUUAAUAAAGCCAACUGUCUACUUGAAUUAACCAACAGGUUAUUGCUUUGGAUAAAAAAGUAUCCCGACAUAAACUAAAUCUGUCCCCUGGUGCUGAAUGAGAUCACCUCCAUCUCUCAUUGAUCCAUAAGGAGACAUUCAACCCUCUUGAAACUUGGUUCUAAUCACAGUCUUGUGUCCCUGCAGUCUGGCACACAAUACUGAGUAUUUAACUGCACAUGUUGCAAUAAAGAUAAAGAUCCAGAGUUGACUUUCUCUUCUGGGAGGUCGCAGCUGUGGUGGCAUUUUGUAGAUAUUGAUAGAAUUUAUAUAGUAAGAGGGAGUGAAGGUCAGAGCGCGCCAAUAAAGAAAAAAAAUGUAUAUAGAGCAAGAAAGCUGUGUCAACAAACACACUGAGCUGUCCAAACACACACACACACGUGGUCUAAUCUUUACCCCGCAGUGUGCCCAGUGAUUUCCAUUGUUCUGCAUUAAAGUGACAGUUAGCAGCUUAAGAAGGACAACUCAAUGUCCUUUCAUAGAAACACUAUUGGUUUCAUUAUGGCUCAUAGUCUUUAACAUGCUAGGCCUGUGACAGAGGCAGAUUAUAACUGUGUUAGCAGGACAGAAAUCCAUGAACAUUACAGCUCUGUAUUGAACCAUCUUUAAAUAUUACAUGUUCUGUUUUAAUCCAUUAGCUCAGCUUUUUAUGCAGCUGUCAUCAGUGCAAAAAUCUAUUGUAUAACUUCAGAGAGGUUAUCCCAAAAAAUACUGGUGCAGGUUUUGUUGUAUUUUUUUUUAUGAGCAGGAUAUCAUCAUGUCAGAUCAAUCGCAAUUUGAACCUCAGAAAUGAUUCACUCAGCAGAGCCCAGAGACGGAGUAAAGAUCCCUUAUUCCUGCAUGACCUCCCACACCACAUGUUACUCUGGGCUCUUGGAAAGCACAGAUUGGCCCAGGCCAUUAGUCACCCAGCCGGGGGCCGAAUGUCUGCUAGCAUCAUCAGCUGAAACAGAGAUAAAAGCUGGGAGUGAGUCGCCGAGCUGACAGGUGACAGUCUGUGGUGGACUUGUGGCUCUCGUGAUAAAAUGAAACCCAGUGAAAUGGCUGACACUCUGACUCUUUUUGUCUGUCUGUUUGUCUGUCUGCCUCUCUUUCUCAGAGCAAGAAACAUGCCAACAAGGUACGUCUGUUCUACAUGCUCCAUCCUGAAGACGGAGGACCUCCUUCCAAGAGACUGAGGCCAGAUAACCCAGUAUGCUCUCACCGAGUGUGUGUUUACCUGUCUGUGUUGCACUGAAAUACAACUUUUAUGAGCUCCUCUUACCUCAGUUAAACUGCUCUAUAUUUUAGUAUGCAGGAAAUGGAUAUUUUUGUGCCCUGAUGGUUGACACUGAUAGGAUUACAGAUCUUUUUUUUUAAGUCUAGUAUUUUGAAAUGAGUUGCUUAUGCACACCUGAGGGCAUGACUGACUAAUAUGUAAUAUAUUUAAGAUGCAGAUUCACUAUUUUUUAUGCAUGCACUCCUGGGCAGGCUUUUUCAUUUUAAUAUCUUAAUCCAACAUCAGGGCCAUCAAACUAAACGUACUCACUGGACUAACAGCAGCAGUCUGUAUUUUUCUGUCAUCUUGCAUUUAGGUUGUUUUAAUUCCUUCAUAGUUAGUUUUGUUUGCAGCAGUGGCAGUUCUCGGCCACCGUAAUACUCAACUGAAGAACCUCUUUCCACUACCUACUGUGUCAGAAUGAGAAGGCAUGUUGAUGAAUUAAUGACAGCAACUUUUAUUCAUCAUUUUAAUUGGAUAAAAUUGAAUUUUAAUAGAAUAGAUAUUUUUUAAAUCAUGGCUGAUUUUUGUUGUGAAUCCCGACCAAAUUUUAAAGCUUUAGUAAGUAACUUUAGAGGAUGUUAAAGGGAUAUUCUGGUGUAAAAUUAAUUUAGGGUCAAACACACCGUAACGCCGAGUUAGACACCCACUCGAGCGAUGAAUGUUGCCGACCGCUUGCUUCUCUAGUUAUACCAACUUUAAUAACGGCCGCAGGAUAGCAAUACACAGCGGUCUGAGGAGCCAUAAACAAACCUCAACCAAAACGCCACUCUAUAGACACAAAUAAUGCUCAGAACAGCACCUAACUUCAUCAACAGGACAUAUAGGGUCUCAGCCAUAGUACUAGCCAACAAACAUCUUUUUAGCUUUGACUAAUUUCUUUAGCAAAGAGACUAAACACAACUCACCUACUCUCUUCCAGUAGCCACUUGUUUGUAGCGAGACCUCAACCAGUCCAUCUAAUAUAUAUGAUCAUUACUUUAUCAUUUCCUUGAAGUAAGAAUCACCAGUCUCAGUGGCGUCUCAGUCUGAUUGUAUUUCCAUGAAGAAAUGAUCAUAAAUGUUCUUACUUCAGCUGCGUCACCCCUCUGUAGUCCGUAAUGGACUGGCCCGAGGAAAGGCGUUAAUUUGCACACUAAAAUGUAUAAACUGGCUCCAUGCUUUUGUGUAUGUAGGAGACAAAAACCUCAGUCUAAUCCUUCACUAUACUGUCCAUUUCCAGGCUUGGCGGCUGCAGCCAGGUGCUCAUGGGAAUAUUUGUUUGAUCUGUUGUGUGCAGUUGUUGAGCUAUAAUUCUCCCCAGAGAGGUUAUGCCUUCUCCGUGGUGUUACUGGUGAGAUUUAGUGCAGGCGGAAAGCACCAGGCAGCUCUAUAUCUGUCUGUCGCAGGACAUGGCUGGGGAGGUCAGUGCUUUACAGAUGUUUGUGUGUCUGAAUGAGAGUGUGUGCUGAAGGUGGGCCAUUGUCUGCAGGUUUCCAGGAUCCGGUUCUGCGGUUUGUAGUAAAUGCUGAGGCUGCGUUUGCAUUCACAGGGAAUUGUUGGCCUUCGAAUAUGAAGCACCCCUGCCUGUGCAGCUGAUUAAAUUCAGACUUAGUAUUUGUUUGCCUUGGUUUUUUUUUUUUGCUUCUGUUUGCAUGUGUGUUUGUGUGUCCAUGAAAAUGAAAGUGAACGUGAUAGACUAUUGUGAGGAAGAAGCUUUUUAUCAUCGCUGUUUGCCCCAUUUUUCUGGCAAGUCUAUAAGUCCCAUGUGGCAUCGUACAAACAGACACUCUUAAUUCAUACAGGACAUGCAGGUGGGGGGAAAAAAACCUCUUCCAACCAACUGAUAAGCCUAUUUGUGCCAGAAAGAGAGAGUGGGGGAGAGGAAGAAGGAGGACAGGAGAUGAAUUGUCUUCAGUGCAGUGCCAAAGCCAAAACCCUGGGCUGUAGUGCCGGGCCAUUAAACUUGGUACAGCACUGACCCUCUGUCCCACACUGAUGAGAAAUUUACAGGGAUUAACACUAAGCAGCUGUAAUAUUUGCAAAAAUCCCCACUCAAAGUAAUUUUGAGGUUGUUCUUUACGAGUAAGCAAUGCAGAGUUCAAAACCCCGUCAAACAAUGUUUGUCCGCGGGCAAACAUCUUCAAAGGAAACAGAUUAAAGUUAUUUCAGUUUCAAUCAAACACCAGAAAUCCAGUGAGGCUAAAGCUUAAAGACACAGCCGGAUUAACUGCUAAAACUCAAGGACAACCAUGCGAGGUAGUUUUCCUCUUUUUUGGACACAUAUUUCAGACCACAACAAGCACGCAGCAGAGCCACAUGUGAUGAAAGAUAGAUGCUCUUUGUUGGUUUGUGAAACCUGCCGCUGAUCUUUUCUUUGUUUUACCAAGCAGAAAGUCCUUGAGCCGGUAAUGUGUUUGUCCCCUCACAGUUCACAGUCACAUGUCGUGUGCCUCCGGGCUCCAUCCUCACAACAUUUCCUUUUUUUUAAGUGUAUCCAAAGUCUCUCUACAUGACUUUUUUAUGAGCCUUAACUUUGAAAACCAUUUCAGGAAGAUCACGUCAGUCCUCUUUUUUCACCCACAGCAAAAAUGAGAUAAUGUGAGACAAGCGGAGCAAAGUGACUCUGGGAAUUCUCUGCUAAAACUAGCAGAACUAGAAUGACACGCAAUCGUCAUUUUAGCAUGAGCAUUACGUCUCAUAUUUUCAGAGUAUGUCGAGGAGAUAAUUCCUACUGCUGCUAACCUGGAUGAAUUACUGGAUGAUAACGGUGUGGAUGUAUUUAAGCUCCUGCAAACAAUUUUUAGCUGGUUAUGAAACAAACUGAAAUUAAUAUUCAUACCUCUAUGUGACCUACAAAAGCAAACAAGACCACCGGUGACAAGAAAGAUCAUUUCUACAUGGUGAUUUUCAGUGGCUGUAAUCACUGCUGCAGGAUAGCGGUGGCUGCGGUGAGUUAGAGUACACAGAACAAACUGACUCUGUUUUAAUCCAUUACAAGUGAUACAAGUGACUGUUCAGUGUCAAAACAUAACUGUUCAUAUGUGCAAAGAUUUUUAUUCUUAAGGAGUCUAAAGGUUAAAGGGUUAUUCCGGCACUAAAUUAAUUUCAGGUGAAACACACCAUUUCUUCAUGAAAAUGCAAUCAGACUGAGACGCUAAGACAGAAGAACGACCGCGUCUGCAGUGCAAAAUGAUAAAUGUGAUGAUUAUUACUUCAAGGAAAUGAUCAAGAAAUGAUCAUAAAUGUUCUUCCUUGAGCUGCGGCACCCCACUAUAGUCUGUAAUGGACUCGCCUGAGGUCUUGCUACAAACAAGUGGCUGUUGGAAGAGAGUAGGUGAGUUGUGUUUAGUCUAGUAUAAGUAAAAAAAGAUGUUUGGUGGCUAGUACUAUGACUAGGACCCUAUAUGUCCUGUUGAUGAAGUUAGGUGCUGUUCUGAGCAUUAUUUGUGGCUAUAGAGCGGCGUUUUGGUUGAGGUUUGUUUAUGGCUCCUCAGACAGCUGUGUAUUGCUAUCGUGUGGUUGUUACUAAAGUUGGUAUAACUAGAGAAACAAGUGGUCGGCAACAUUCAUCUCUUGAGGGGGUGUCUAACUCGGUGAUACCGUGUAUUUGACCCUAAAUUAAUUUUACACCAGAAUAUCCCUUUAAUUCUUGAUGAAUCUAAAAGUUAAUGGUUAAACGCAACUGUAGAGUCUGCAGGUAGUUAUUGUGGGAGGUGGUGAGCAGCUUGUGGAGAAGUUAUCGUCCAUUUACGCUCAAUAUAUUGUGAUAUUGAUUUGAGGCCAUAUCGCCCAGCCCUAACAGAAAGUGUUCUUAGGGAAACUUUCUGAGACAUUCCAGGUUCCUUGUUUUUGUUCAGGUUGCUCUCCUGAUCUUCCUUUUCAAAAUCAACUGCUCAAUAUAUCGUGAUUUGAGGCCAUAUCGCCCAGCCUUGGUAGGAGAGCAUUAAGGCACAGAGCAGCUGUUAGGUUCGGUGCUGGCUGGUUCUUACAGCUCAAAUAUCAGACAAUAUGACUGGCAGUACAAUCCAACAAAAGCUGAAGAAAUAUUUUUCUGACAGCGAAACUUCACCAGCAGAUUUCUCUCUUCUAUUGAAAAUCUGACCUGAAAAUCUGACCUGAACACAGACACUAAACGCUGUAGAAAGAGGCAGCGGUUGAUGAUCUCAUUGCACCAUUUAGGGCUUGGAAGAUGACUUUUUUUCUCAACAAAAGCUGUGUAUUAAGAGGUGAAGAAGGUGAGACACACAUACCCCGGCGUGUUAAAUACUGUAGACUUUUGAAGGCCAUGUGGGUUUACCGACACACUCACACAUAUUGUAGAAAAACACACACCUGCGUCUCCAUCUGUCUCCCUAAGUGAGUAAGACAUGACUCAGCCCCUUCUGGCUUUCACCUCAUAUGGGACACCGAAUACACAGUAAAAGGACCAUGUGCUCGCACACAUGCACUCUCUCGCUCCAUCAUCUGCUGUACUGUAUCGUACUGUGAGCACCCCAGCUAGCACUUUGUUCAUAACCUUUCACACAGAGAUGUGACAUUGAUUAUCUGACAAUGCAGGCAAACUGAUGUGAGAUGAAGCGCUCUCCGGAGACGAAAUUCUCGACAUUCAAUUUUGGAUAAACUUUUCUUCUUUCAUAUCUUUCAUCUUUUUUCCUCACGGGGGACGUUUUGCGCAUUUUUAUCUGCACUCCAUCUCGGUGUGUCCCCCCCCCCACUGCUCCUGCUCUGAUUGACAUGGUGCAGUCCAACGGGAACGGCAGAAACCAAUUGCAAUGCCGUGAUGUGUGUGUUUGUUACAGAGCAAACAGAGAGAAAGUAGGUCGUAAAGGUGCUCCCAGAUGAAAGGGGAGGGGACUUCAUCCAUUUCUCUCCCCUCUUCUCCAUCCCUCUCUCCGUGUCUCCCUGUCUGAGCCGUUUCCCAUUCCCCAAAAAGGGCAAGAGAUAACAAAGUGCUAUUUUCCCUUGCCUUUUGUUCUCCUCUGAUGCUAUAUUUGCAUCGUCGCUCCUUUCAAUUUACACUUUCAGCGCUUCUUCAAACUCCGAAUGAGAGCGUCUGUUUCCUUGUGCUGUUCCAUGUGUAUAUUUAGCAAUGUUUCCCACAGCGCCUCGACACUGAGCAGGAGGGAAAAGAAAGGAGGAGCACAGAGAAAGCAAAACAGAAGGAGAGGAAGAUUAACACAGCUAAUUAGGAGUCUAUUGUUAGGCGCAUGAGCAGGAUGAAGCCACCCAAACACUAAAAUAUUUUGCGAUACAGACGUCACUGUCAGGCGAUGAGUAAACAGGCAAACACGCGCGCACACAAAACCGAAACAUUCUCGACAAUUAGGUCGCAUGCAAAUCGCUCUCAACAGAUGUGUGAGGUGCGACAGGUAGAGACAAAAACACAAGGGGAAUAUUGAAACGAGGCGCGUUAGAAGUGUAGAAAUCAAAAAUGAAGAAACAGAAAGGUUGAUGACUUUCAGCGGAGAUAGACGCCGGAGGAAAACAGUGAGUCAGAGACGCUGUUUAUUGUUUAAAGUGGUUCAGCAGAGUGGCAGCUGUAAUGAGGUGACAAUUAUUCAUGUGUCAGUCACCCACACACACUUCUGAUUGUUUUCAAACUUUCCCCACACUGUCACCGAAUCCCCGGUGUAACAUCAGUCACUUGGCGACAGGAUAUGCAUUGCCUCGUCUUUGUGUUUCGGUCCCAUCUUCGUCUCCUGCUUCUUUUUUACCUUUCGGUGUGUUUUGACGGGUGAGGCCCGUCUCCAGAUUGUGGAAAAGAAUCAUCUCAUUCUCUUUGUCUCAAGUCAAAAACCACACAGUUUAGGGACAGCGGAUGAUAUUCUUUGUUCUGGUGAAACAAGAUUUUAAUAUAACUGGGUCUCGGCUCAGUGCACUCAUGGGAGAAAAGGUAGACAAAAGUAGGGGAAUGGGUUGAGAACAAUUAGUUGAAUAGUGAGGGAAAAGAAGAACGGAGAGUACACAUCAGGGAGGAGGAGGAACGAAACAUGGGGAGAUGGUAAUGAAGGAACAGAGAGAACUACGGUAGAAGAAGUGAUACUGGUCCACAAAGACACUGUAUCUACUAAUAACAAAGCACGAGGAAUCAAAGUGUCAGAUAAACACACCCACACUUUUCUCCUCCAAUGGCUACAUGGGAUAAUUAGAGCUGUUCAGAGACCGACAUCAGCAAGGAAAUGUCUCCAGUACCAUCAAAUACCACCUCCUGAUUCCACUCACCAUGAACAGGCACGGCCACCCUUGAAAUAUUAUUAACCACCCCUGAUCUAAUAGGUUCAUUAAUAAUAAUUAUUCAGAUGCCCUUGAGGUUAAGAAUUCCAGUCCAAGUCUUAGCAAAAGCAGCCUUACAUGAUGGCACUGCCCCUGUCCGUCUCCUUCGCUUGAUUCAGCGUAACUCACUUAAUCACUCACUCAUGUCAUUUCACUGACACAAGAUAACAGCGGGAGAAGAAACUGAGACAUACUGCAGGAUGUGUCCUCACAGAAAAGCACUAUUUAGUACGGGUGGGAGAAAUUGAUUUUUUUUUUUUUCCAAAUUGGUGUGGUGUGUAUUUUUUGGGGGAAAUAUGAUUCCUGGAAAAGUCAGUAGACAAUCAUCGACUAAAAAUCAAGAAAACGAUCGUAGAAUCACAAUUUAAAUCAAAUCGACAUCCAAAAAAUCAUAAAAGAAUCGAAUCAUGAGAAAAGUACAUCAUCCCAGCCCUAUUUAGUCUCUUCUAAACGUCUUUUCCUUCAGAAAUCAUUUCCUUAUAUUCAACUAUACAAGUAUCGUCAGUUAUCUAUAUAUGGUGUAGGGCUGGGCGAUAUGGCCUCAAAUCAAUACUACAAUAUAUUGAUCAGUUCACCUCGAUAACGAUAAAUGGACGAAAACUACUCAACAAGCCGCUCACCCCCUCCCACAUUAACUUCGUCUACUUCAGCCGCUACAACUUUUGAACCGUCCUCCAUCUCCUCACCUGUCUUUCCCUCUUUGUUACGGACUGGAUGGGGGUGGAGUCACGUCUUUGACGUAGGACAGCGUCUUAAAGGGACAUGAGACCAUAGCCUACCUACACACAUCCAAAACUAACUUUUAUUUAUUUAUUUUUUGACACCAAAUAUACCGAUAUGUGUAAAAUGACGUCUGUUAUUGUCGUAAAUUUUGGUAUUUGUAAAUGUUCGGUUUAUCUCCCAGCCCUAAUAUGGAGUUUCAUUAAACUGUACGGCUGUUGCCAUGGUAGCACAUAGUGUGUAAAAUGAUGUAACAUUUAUUUUACACACAUUGACCCGGACCUCCUGUCCAGGUCAAUCUAGACAGGAGGUCCCAUGCCGAGACUGACAUGUGCUGAGUCUGGCCCUCGCUGAAAUUAGACGUGGCGUGUAUUUUACUCAGAGCAGAGAUGCUCCUGGAAUGUGUCUGAGACAUUCUGUGGUUCUCCGAGAGGAAACCCGAGCAUUGACCAGAAUAGGUGCGAUCAGUUCAGGGGGGGCCUCAGUGUGUCUGCCAAUCUGUGCAUCAGUCUGAUACUGUAACUCAUCAGUCUGAAAGAAAGUAAACAUGUUUAACUGGGAAUCAGCUCCUCUCUGCUGCACUGUCUCCAUGAAGACAUGGAAGCUACCAACAGGAAGUUAAAUAUUCUGUUGGAGCUUGACAGAGAAAUCAACUCUGUUCCUCAGAAAAUGAAAGAUUCAGUUCCCUAAGAAAUUCACCAAGACGGGGUACUCCAGUGUUAUUUUGUAGUGGGGUUGUCUCUAGUCAGUGUAUGAGCCACAGAGGAUGCCGGUCAGUUCAGUUCAGCGGCUUUUGUAGAACCAGGACAUGCAAGCUAGGCUGCAGUUUUCAGCAGAUGUGGACAAGCUCCAGGAAACUCAACAGACAUCACUGCGACCAUCUUACCCCCAAUUUCCAUCACAGUCGAAACAGCUGCGAAAAGGCAGUAUCCGCCGAUCGCAACCAUUCGAGUUAAUAUGUCAAGUUCCACCGGCUUCUUUCCGUUCCGCUGCGGUUCAGUGGACUCAGCAGCCGAUUGCAAGAGUUCUAUUUUUUCCGGACACUGCAGCAUGUAAAACACUACAUGUUUCUGGCUGAUCGUAUUUCACACCAUGCAAACAGGGGUGGAAGAACAAGUGAAAGGUUUUUAGGCAUCAUUUCACCCCGAUGACACCACGGAUGAGGAGAUUCUGAUUCUAGAAGUCUGGAUUUAUUUUUCCUCCUCUGAAAGGACACAAUCUGCUGCUUAUAUGGGUAUGUGGCUGUCUUUAAAGAGACAACUUGUUCUCACACGAUUGCACGUGAUUUUGCAGGUUCUUGUGAGUUCUCGCCGACAUUCCAGAUUGGAAGCAUUCCGGGGGGUUAGACUCUCUCUCCUUGUUUUUUACUCUUUCCACAUACAGGCAAAAGGUCCAAAAGUAAAUCUUAAAAGCGUCCUCAGGGUUCACUUAACUACAUGGUGGACUCAGAGCCAUGUCUGCAGAAACUGUAGCCGAGCUUGCGUCCUGGUCCGCCUGACAGAAGCCAAGCUGACCUUCAUCAUGGCCAAUACGCUCACUAAAGACAUGUGCUGGAGCUCAUGCAACCCUACUUCAAAACUCCAAGAAGAUCCCUCUGAGCUCUUGUAAGAAAUGUUCAGUCUUUGUCAGUGUUGGUGCCCCAUGUGGACCAACCUGUUCUGUUUAUUUCCUCCGAUUUGGCCCUGAAUAUGUUAAAGUGGUUAUUUUCAACAAAAUGAGAAUCUGCUCUAUUUUAAUAGCCAAUUGUAUCACCGGUGGAGAAUCUUUACCCUGGAAGGAAAUCUUUUUUAAGCAGUCUGCUGCUGUGACGUACUUUACCUGGCGCUCACCCUGCCAGCAGAGGUUUCAGGCAUUAAUAAUAACAAUAGAGAAAUAAUUUAUCUUGCAGCUGAUGGUCUUGUGUGCUUUUGUAGGUCUGACUUCAGUAAUAAUUUCAGUCUGUUUCAUAACCAGUAAAAAAAAACUUUCACAGGAGCUUAAAAAAGAAUUAAUUUGUGCCUCAAAGUGAUUUUUCCUUCCUGCCCUGAAGCAAAGCCGAGACUCAGUUCCCCCUCAGCUGUAACAUGGAUCUCAUCUAAAACAGGAGCAGCAGAACAAACUUUGGUCACCUUGUUUGUGUGGGCUCUGCUUGUUUAUAGGCUUUUUCUUUAUCAUUUGCCCUUCUGUGAAUAAACUAUCCUGGUGAUUAAAACACUAAAUGUGGCUUUGCUGUAAAAAUCUCAAAUUCUCUUGAAUAGACUCAGGCAAAUUGAGCUCAAGGCCAAAACAUACAGGAUGUGUAUUUGGAGCAUGACAGCAGCAUCAAAUAUCACGCAGCAAAUAGGGUUUCCAUACUAAUCAAUGCAGAAAAGCAUACAGGACACGUCUCAGCUCUGUUGCAGCAUCGUAUCGAGAGCAGCACUGCUAAAGAUACGCAGCAAGUCGAUUUUUGCUACUCUAAGCUUCCAGUGCGUGUCAAUCUACACAGAGAAGAUCGUUCUAGAUCGGAAAAAAACGCACGUUAUCCGGUAUUUCAAAAUAAAACACCAUAUGCGGACUCCUGACUGUGUAUCAGUUUGUGUAGAUGAGAAAUACCUCCUGGUUCUGGAUUUAUCAGUAAUACAGAACAAUCUGAUGGUCAAUCCCUGAUCCAUAUGGACCCCCAACAGGACUUUGAACUGCUAACUCUGUCUGAAGGAACAACAUAAAGGAAAUGCUUUUCUGGUCCGAGUUUGAUCAGUCGUCUUCCUGUCGGCAUGAAGAGCAGUAGCCUACAGUAUACAGUGUACCGUAGAUAUCUACAGUAUAUAUUUAUUUAUUAUAACUCGGUAAAAAAAAAUUAAAAACUGUCCGAUUAAUAAGUCAUCGGAUUUUUUCCCCCUAAUAAUUGGUAUCGGCACCGGCCCCAAAAAAUCCAUAUCUGUCAGGCUGUAGCAAAAACCCAAACUGUAAACUCGUGUUGCUUUAUCACAUAGAGUAGAGGCACAACAGUCACUGAAUUAUAUCCAAAUUAGCAGGAAAUCGUCCACAGAAAGGAAAAACAACCUGUUGUGAGCAUGUUGUCUCCUCUAUACUGAGACCAGCUGACUGCUGCUGCUACGCUCCAAAUACGCUGAUCCUGUAUGUGAUACCCAACGCUGCUCUACGGAGCAAAAACAGAACGUGCUAAAUACGGAUCCUGUAUGUUUUCUACUUCACUUUAUUUCAGGUCUUCAGCUCUUAACUGUCAAACCACCUGAUAAAAGACAUUUCUCUCUCAUAUAUCCCCCUAUAUAUUCGAAUAUGGAAGCCAUCAUAUCGCUUCCAUACAGGGGCGCUAUCAGAUGUGUAGCAGCUAUCGGCUGGUCUUUCAAACUCAGGUAUUAGAACCCGUAUCGAAAAGGGAAAAAUAACAGCAUCAGAACAUCUCCUGAGAAAUGCCUCAUGUCAUACCGGAGCAAAGAAAAAUGAUUUCAUACCAGCUGAGGAGGAGAAGGAAACUGAGUUACUGGUGGAGAUAGAGAGGGGACUAUGGGACAGUUCAGAGAAAGCCUUUAACAUGAUCACAGCGGGGACAGACACAGGGGAGGAGAGGAGGCAAGGCAGCGAGGGAGGGAAGGAGGGAGGGAGGGAGGAGGUGAGGGGGUGGUGAGGGCCUGCCAAUACAGAUAAAUAUUUCAUCCCACUACACACAGAGUCACUGAGAAUGAUGCCCAGAGGGGGAGGGAGGACACGAGGAGGGGGGGACACAGGGAGUGAAGGCAAAACAGACAAAAAAACAAGAGAAGAAGAGAGAGAGAGAGAGAGAAAGAAGAGCAGAAGAUAGAGAAAGAAACAGAGAGAGAUAGAGCAGCUGAGAGACAAAGCUACGCCUGGAAGGUAAAGGUGUCCUUAACUCUCACAUCUACUGUCCGUGAUGCUAACCGAAGCUGACACGAGACACACACACUCACACACAUGCGCUCACAGAACACGCCCACACACACACACACUCAGAUAUGGUGUCGCAGACGGUUUCUUCUAUUAUUGUCCUCUCUCGCCCAGACUGAGGUUUUCCUCCUCCAACACGACUUGACACCUGGACUAGAGAGAGCGCUGGUGUGAAAAAAAGAGGGGACAAAAUGCUGGCAAGUAAAAAAAAAAAAAAAAAACGAGGGGGAGGAGGAGGAGGAGGUGUGCAGCAAAUAGAAACAGAGUUCAGACGUGUCGAGAAAUAAGGGUGGAUGAACAGGUGGAGGUUCAAUAUGUGAGCGGCGAGAAGAAACGAGGGUAACAGCAGGAGAAGUGUAAAAUUCACAGGGUUGAACUGGAAAUGUGAAAUGUUGAUACUCUUAGAAGACCGUCCGUGUUUUUAUAAAUACAUGUAAGUAUGGGGGCAGAAUUAUCACACCCAUAUGAGCCCGUUCCCUUAAAGAUCUCACCGAAUAACAGUUAAUAUGCAGCUAUAACAGCCUCUGAAUCACCCACAUCCAGCCACAAGAGCGUGAGUGAGGUCAGUGAAUGAUGUCGGGGUAACAAGCCCGGCUCAGAUUCGGUCCUAAUUCCUCCUGCAGAUGUUUGAUGGGAUUGGGUCUGGGUCUUUGCUCUCACACAGCCAAAAAAUUUAAAAAGUAAUUUCAAGGCAUUCAUGCUCUGAUAGUUUCAAGAACUUUUUGCCUUCUGCACAUGCACCUCUCAGCGGGGGUUAAUCUGUAUCGGGCACGCUCUCACUACUUGAUAUAAUAGGUUUCAUUUGGCUGAGGGGGGGCAGUUUGGUAGUGCAUUAAGAAGGUGGAGUCUUCUGUAAUGUUGACUGUGACUGUGAACAUCACAGCGUGUAAAAGAAGUUUUCAGCUACAGAAGCAGCAGUAGAAGAAGAAGACUAAAGACUGAUACUGAAAGCUACAAUAUCAGUAUCGUAUCGGAAGUAAAAAGUUGUAUCAGGACAUCCCUACUCGUGUGAAAAGCACAUCACAGUAAGGCUGUCAAAACUGACGAAAAAUGACAUUUGAAUAUAUUCCCUCCAAAAGAAAAAAAUACGACGAGCUGAAUCUUUAUUCUUGAAUUAAUGAGUUAAUUAUUCAAUCAUGUACUGAGAGACAGUGCCUUAAUGCCAGCCUGCUGCACUGAAUGAUCAUUGUUUCACUUUACACAUAUUUACUGUUGUUAUGCAUAAGUCAAAGGCUCACAUCUUGUGAAUAAUAAUAAUGUUUCAUUGUUGAUUUCCAUCUCUAUAGCUGACACAUUGAGAGCAGAGCUGUCCUGUGUAUCGAUGUGUUGUAAAUUUCUAUGAACUUGAUGCUGAUCAGAUUGUGUCAGACUGUGACUCUUUUGUCAGCGAUUCCACUGCUCAACAUGUGGUUGCAUUAAAGAAUGGUACACCUCUUAUUUGAGACAAUCCAUACUGCCACACGACCAACAUCACUCCUACUUCUUGGUACUUUGUUUGUACCUUUGUACACACUGAUGUUGUGAUUUUAUGGGCUCAGCAUGCUGGAUCAGGGCGCUGCUAGAUAGAGGUGGUGGAGCGGAGUCUGGACGGGACUACUUGUAUUGGAGUGCUGAUAUCGGAGAUUUUAGAUGCAGGCCGAUAUAAUCCGAUAUUCUUUUUUUGCUGAUAUUGGACCGAUAUCCAAAAUCAAUAUCGUAUAAAGAUAAUCCUAAUUAAUAUGAUGAUGAUUUAUCUGACACUUUCUUUGUCGAUAAAGUCUCGAUCUGGAUAAUUAUCAAAAAGUAAAACCAGCUAAAAACCAGGUUAUGAAGAGAAGCUCUUCUGUUGCGUUAGGAUCAGUCGGCAGGUUUAUCACAACAUUAAAGUGUAUUUUGGUGAGCAGGAUGGGGGUAACACCGUCUCAUGGCUCCACAGGUCAGGGGACUUCUGCACAGACCUCAGCUGCAUCAUCUCACUGUGUCAGAGCCUAUCAAGCAGUAUUUUGGUGUGCUUUAUUUCAAAAUAAAAGCAUCUUAACACCAUAAAGGAAAAAAAGUAUUUGUUUCCCUAAAUAGGUUUCUGUCACAUGACUGCCAAAAAGUACACCAACAUGCAUAAUAAGUUUUUCUGUUCUCUUAAAACCUUUUCUAAGUCGAACACAUUUCUCUUUUUCCUCCAAAUGACUUUCAAUGAGGCUAUUUUUUCAGAUUUUUGCAGCUUUAAAACUUUCUCUGCUAACCGAAGGCGAGGUAUGUCAGCAGAUACAGCAGUUCGACCGAUGAUUACUGCCAUUCUGAAUCAUUUUGAGAAGACCUCAGAGUUGCUGUUAUCUUCCUGCAGGCUAAUAUUUUAUUUUAGUUAUUUUUUUCAACACCGAUGAGCCACAACGGAGAAGACGGGAUGAUGUUUGAACAGUAUGAAUUUCAGGGUGAUUUUGUAUUUGCAUCUGCAGUUGUGCGUAUGUGUGUGUGUUUGUGUACAUCAGCCGGCUGGUCUUCUGUGUUUGUGUUUCUCCUCCACCGCUCAUCAUUAGUAAUGAACCAGCAGCGGUGAAAAGACCAAGCCACAGCCUCAGCCCAGAGAGACAGAUGAAUAUUUGAUCAGCCCUCUUUGCUUUUGUGUGUGUGUGUUAGUGUGUGUGCGUGCGAGUGUGUGUCUUUAUGGGGGAGACAAAGCUCAGGGGUCGGUGCAAAGUGUACAUCUUUCUAUUUUUCAUCUCACUCUGCCUCUUUUCUCACCUUUGUCCCUCCCUGUCUCUCUUUUCACACCACUUCUGUCUGCACUUUCACUAAUCUCUUAUCCUUUCUCACCUUCCUCACCCUCUCCCCCACUGUGAUCCAUUUUCUGCCCAUAAUACUUCACAACUCUCUCUUUCUCUCUCUUCUAACCAUCCCUCUCUCCUCUCUCCUCUCCUCCUGUAGGACUGUGCAGAGACAGAGGUGGACAGGAACAAGUGCUGUACCUUGUGUAACAUGUUCUUCACCUCGGCCAUCGUGGCGCAGUCGCACUACCAGGGCAAAACCCACGCCAAGAGAGUCCGCCUGGUGCUGGGGGAGCCGCCUAGCAUCCCCUCAGCCGUGACCAGUCCUGCAAACACAGGUAGAACUCACACCCCGGUACUUUUUCCGCUGACUGUGUUUGAUUGUAGCAGCGAGAUCAAAGAAAUGCAGCUGGAGCCGUGAGUAAAGAGGAAAUGUACAGAGAGAGGGUUGUUAGAGGGACAGGAGUUUAGCAGAGGGGUCUCAGCCUGCAGAGAGCAAGACUAAAGGAAGCAGACUGACUUUAGAUGAUCUAAAUCGGGACUCUCAGACAAAAUCAGGUGUUAGAACUUUACAUGCACUUGUUUCCUUCACCGAUAAAGGCCAAUAUUUCGCUCUGACUGCACAGAAAGUAGGGCUGGGUGAUAAACCGAAAAUGUAGUUUGUUUCAGUCUCAAAUGUCAAGUUCGAAGGGCAGAUGUUUAAUGAUCCCUUUUAACGACGAAGGAAACGAAACACUAAAUAAGAAGAUGCCACCCAAAAGGAACCCGGUGCAGAGGACGUUGGAGGAGGACAUAGAGGAGAUUAAACAGUCUCUCGGUCAGCUCACGGAGAAGCUGAACACAAUGUCCGCCCAACAAGCCACUAUCGCGGAGCAACAAGCCUCUGUCGUCAAACUCCUUGAAGAAGUCAAAACCCUGAAGAAAACCGUCAUAGAAACCGUCAGAUCGAAAUAAACUUUACACUUCAAACUUCAAACCGUUUGUCACUGAUUAAAACUGCAGAAAUAAGUGGAAAUUUAAUUAUCAUGUUACUGCAGAUGUAUCACAGAAGUCCUUUAAACAAGGCAAAAAAAAUCCAAAAUUUACAGAUACCGAAAUUUACGACAAUAACCGACGUCAUUUUGCCCAUAUCUGUAUAUCCGAUAUCAAAACAAUAAAUAAAUAAAGGUUAGUUUUGGAUGUGUGUAGGUAGGCUAUAGUCUCAUGUCCCUUUAAGUCGCUGUCCUACGUCAGAGACGUGACUCCUCCCCAUCCAGUCCUUAACAAAGAGGGAAAGACAGGUGAGGAGAUGGAGAAGACGAAGUUAAUGUGGGAGGGGUUGAGCAGCUUGUGGAGUAGUUAUCGUCCAUUUAUCGUUAUCGAGGUGAACUGAUCGAUAUAUCGUGAUAUUGAUUUGAGGACAUAUCGCCCAGCCCUAGCAGAAAGUGUCCUUAGGGAAACUUUCUAAGAUGCUCCAGGUUCCUUGUUUUUGUCCCGGUUAAUCUCCUGAUCUUCCUCUUCAAAAUUAAAUUCAGGCUGGACCUGAACUGAAAUAACGACCCAUUUGCGUCUUAAUUCUUGUGAAUUUACAACUUUAAUCUUGCGGUCUCUUAAAGGACUCCCAGCAGUUGUCCACACACUGCUUUAUUUCUGUCUGCCCUCUUUCUGUUUCAAGCUGCCUUCAUGUUAACCAUCAGCAAUAAAUCUAAAAAAUUCCAAACUUGAGCCUGUAAACAUUCAGUAUUCACACGAAAGGGUGAUGAUCUGCGUGAGACGGGGACUCAUUAUUAAUGAUUUAGCACAUCUAACAAACAACAAUCGAUCAAAACCAUGACUUGUGAGGGUUUGUGUUUAACAUUGAGAGUCACACUCACGUCUGUUUAUUUGUAUCAGGCUUGUUACGAUACUGGAAUAUCUAACCUCAUCACAACAUCAGUAAAAAUGAAAAAUACUGAAACCGAGAAGCAAUAAAUGAGCUCCUAUAUAGGCUCCAACAAUGGGCUUCUUUAUUUUGUAGCAGCACACUGCAAACAGAGCUGAUAAAAACAGUCUCUGACCGCAGAGCAACACUUGACCCUCUGUCAAAAGCCAAGAGAGAAAAAGCACAUACUGUUUCACCGGAAUAAAAGAGUCAAGACCUAAAUAUAAAACGAAUGUUCUCUCUGAAUUAUCAACAACAGUCCAGGAAAACAUCCUGCUCUCUCUCUCUCCCUGUAUUACCACGGUUUUCUUCGUUCGGAUGUUUUCUAGCAUCAAUCACUGCAGGGAUGUGAGGCUCCUAUAGUGGUCCACGGGUCAGAACCGAGAUGCCAAAAAAUGUCAGAAUUUGGGGUAUUUACCUGUGAGUUAGAGAACUGCGUUGUGUCGGGGAGUUUUGGAUGUGACGCACAAAAGAAGUGCUCCAAACAAACAAACAAAACAAAACACCUCGGAUUUGCUUGACUGUUCAUUCAUGCAGGACUGAUGUGAUAAAACUAGAAAAAAUAAUAUUAUUUCUCACAUUGAUGCCCUACUACAACACUCACUCUCUUUAUAUCUUUAAUUAAGUCGGCCACUGCUAUUCUCUCUUUCACUCCCAGCAGCUCUGGGUUAAAGAACUAUAACUAAUAGAGCUGCUAUUUUUAGAUAAGCUUCAGAACUUUGAAAUACCACCAAACUCAAAAGAACAGAUACUAUUUCAUUUAAAGCAAAUGGGAUUAAAGUGUAUCAAUGUGUGGAUAAUUGGCCAUCCUUUAUUCACAUACAGAGGGAUGGAUGAGGUGAUUGUCGCUACCCGAUCCGUCCCCGAAAACCCGAUUUGUACUGCGCGUGUGCGAAACGUACGUCACUUCCUCUCUUCGUAUUUCAACGCAUUUUACGGCAGUUAGUCGUUACUGUUGCUACCUAACCGUUACGUACAAGUGCAAAUAAAAACUUUAUUUAAACUACCGAUCAAAUUUCAGAAACCAGCUGGCGAUGUUAUAGGCGAGCUAGCAGGGGGCUCCAGGGCUAAUGCCCAGGCAUUCGCCAGAGCUCCUGCCCAGCACAGUGAGACUUUUUGGGCCACAGAGAGCACCGCCACCUGGUCAAAAUUAUGGUUCUCCGACUUUACAAAGUAUCAAGGGGGGAUUUAUGGACAAUGAAUUUUAACGUUUUUAUACAGUGUUUUAAUUUCAACAAUGAAAUAUUCAUAUUCACUCAAGCCUUUUAUAACUACGCUGCAAUUUUACAAUUAAACUGGAGUAGGAAGCACUACGUUCAGGAGAAAAGCGUGUAGCUGGCGAUAAACUGAAGCGAGCUCGCUGAUGCUGAAGCUGUAACAAACCGCGAAGGGCAAAGAAUUACUGACCUGCUGCAAAGAUGGCUAGAAGAGGGCGUAUGUUUCACACAUGCGCACUACAAAUCCAGUUUCCAGGACGUGAUAUUUUUUUUGUAGGAUGGUUGGGGAAAGUCCCGCCUCCUUCACCUCUGAUUGGCUAGAAAAGCUGGAAACCUCAUCACACGCUCAAGCCAAACGCUCUGUCGGCUCUGUACGUCGAACAGAACGUUAUUGCACUUCUGAAUCUCCUAACACUCACCCUAACCCUCAUCCUAACCCUAACCCUAACCUGACAGACGAUGACGUUUCACAGUCAUAAGGAAUAACCAAUCCGAGCUCAGCACUUGGACGGAUCAGGUAGCGACAGUGAUGCCUCACCUCUUCUGCUCGCUUUCACCUCAUGCGACCAGACGCUAACAUUAGAGGUAAACAGAAAGAAGCAAACUUCUUUAAAUAUGGAUUUAGAGAAGGGAAAUAUACCGGGGUACUGUGCUCAGGUAAAGUCUACAAAUGUGAGACUGUCUCCUCAUACAAAGCAGCAAUGAGGUAUUUUUCUGUGGAGGCAAACGGGAGGCACCUUCCCUGAGCACAAAAUCAAUGAGGAGUGAUGAAUUACAUUCUCCCUCUUUUUGGGGAAGGACUUAAUUGCAUUCACUCUUUAUGGCAACACUUCACAAUAAACCGAAUCAUACAUUCAUAUCCUAACACAGCAGCAUAUCCCCAGAUUUCAGCCAUUACGCGGCUCCACUACGUCUUCAAAUACGUGACCUGCAAGAGGUUUAGAGUGAAAAGUGGAAACAAAGAGAAUAGAGUAUUAAACAGAUUAUUUGAGCAGGUUGAUCUUUGUCUGUCUGUCUGUCUGUCUGCCUCCCUCUGAGUCAGUCUUGAGAGUGAGAGCUCGAAGCAACCAAUCCAUCAAUUUUCAGAUAAUACACCAGUCCUUUGCCAGUCGACUCUUUUAGACCCUUCUGAUCAAUACCUCUAUUGGAUUCCAAUCAUGAUGUUUGCUCACAGUCUCUGUUCACUGAUGACCGAGGUAAUUAACGCGGUUGUGAAACCCGGUGUCACCCCGGCUCGCAUGCAUCCGCGUAAUCCAGACAUCCCCCUAUUUUUUUUUUUUUUUUGCGACAUGUAUCUCUGAACCGCGAAUAUUUUUAGUUCAAAGCACAUAUUCUAUCUGGAGUGGAUUUGGAAAGCUUUAGUCAUGCUUCAGUCAAAAUGUCUAGCCUGGAUAUCAGAGGGGGAAAGAAGUCUAGAAAUGCUAACAUGCCAGAGGCUAGAGAAGUGAAACUUUGAAGGUGAAGACAGCAGACAGUCUUAGAUUCAUGAAGGUCUUUUGAUUAAUAAAAAUCUUCUUAACAAAUCAAGACACCCGCAAAAAGAUUCAACUUUGUGCUCAUGAUUGUUUAAGAUGAGCGUUUUUUUUUUUUUUUUUCUGUCAGCCCUGGUGAGUCGUCCCCAGGGGAGCUUUACAUAAUGUGAUUCAAAUUGGAUUCAAAGUGAAAAUUCAAAGAGCUAUAAACACGCAAUCGGGACAAAAUGGGAGUGUUAUAAUCAAGCCCUUGAGUGACUUUUGCUCAACUUUGGCCUACUUUUGUAGAAAAGUGUCACUUCUGAGCAGCGCUCCCCCGUGCAGUUUGGGCGGUUUUUUUGUGACAGUGGGACCUGGAGGAAUAGAAACGAGGAUAAGAGCAAGAGAGGAAGAGUGACCUGGGAGAGGGGAAAAAAAAAAGAUUUCAGGAGCGAUUAAAGUCAAAAGUAGCCUUCAUGAUCACUCCAAGAUGAGAGCUCCGUGGAAGACGCACAGCAAAUCUGACAGGCUUGUGCGCACGUGGGCACAGAAACACACAAAAGCAGGAUGACUGAUGACUGAUGCCUGCGCAUUUGCACACUUGCAUGUAAGGACACAUGGAGCGGCGCACAGGCACAGAUUUACACAUGCACCCAUAACAUGAAGUGAGGAGACAGAAAGCAAAGGCCAUGUGUGAUGGUGAAAGCCCCUGAGAGGCAGAGAGCAGAGAUCGUACCUGUGUUUCUCCCUCCUUCCGCACUCACUCACUCAUCCACUCACAAACACACGUACACAAACACGCACGCUAGCUGUGCCCCGCUCCGUGAAAAACACUUACUUCUGCUCCAGUGCGCAGAGAUCACAGUCAUGGGAAAAGAAAGGGUGGGAAAACAAGGGCUGGAGGAGGAAGAGGAAUACAUCGGAGAAUCUCUCCCUGUUGCUGCUCGGCACGUGCUGCUCAACAGAGCUGUCAGAGUGCAGCAGCUUCACUCAUGCAAGGCCGCAAAAAACACACACAAACACACACAUGCAGUGCACAAAGAGAUUUUAGCACGACCUUGUCUUUGAGAUUAAAAGCAGAGAGAUGAAAUGACAUUCGAAGAGUUACACGGCUGCGUUUUGUAAGUGAGAUGAUCGUGUUGCAGAGACAAACACCAGGAAAGGGGAAUGUGAGUGGGUGUGGUUGGUGAGAUGAGCGCAGACACAGCCAUAGAUACAGUAACUAUGUGAACAGAGCCCAAAGACACAUCAAGGUAGGAGCAACCAAUCAGAGCGCAGGUCUGCGAGUCAACACAGGCGCACCAUAAAUUAACACACUUCACACUCUGUGGUCAGUGGUCAACAAUUCACGCACGCUCCUGGUUUGCUAUCAGGGAGACGAUAGUUGCUGUGAAAGGAGUGACUCAUUUUGGCUACAAAGCAUAUGUGAGUGGGUUUCCACUGGUGAUGUUAAAUCGUUCAAUCAUAGACCGUGUAAAAAAGUGGACGACAUGAAACUUGCCAAAAGUAAACCAAAACAUUUGAAGCUCUCUGUGCUGACUGGACGCCGCACAGGUCAUCAAGCACGCCUCUUCUAUGUUAACAGAUGGGACAUGAGUCAAACGGAAAAAUCAAAACACACAGAAAGUGAAGUUUUCCAUAACGUGUUUUCACUUCUUAUAGUUAGGUCUCAUAAUGCUCAGAGGGUUUUGGUCAGCAGAAGGGAUGGGACCUCCAUACAACGGCUCUGCAGUAAGAUCGCCAACACUGGGGUUGUUGACAUGUACAGUAGACUACCACAUGCUGUAAAAUGGUACGAUGUCCUUAAUGUAUUUAUAAAUCAAUAUCAAGAAAAAGUGAAGACGGAGAAUGCCAGAAAUGAAAAUCCCACUGAGCAUUUUGUGGUCUAAUAGACGUCUAAAUGUAGCCGAGACGACUGGUCUAAAAUCAGGCUACCACAGGUCUAAAAAUGAAAGUUUUUUUAGACGUCUAAAUUUAGACCAAGUUUAGACUAAAUCUAAAUCUGGGCUAUAUCUAUACUACACUGUAUAUUGCUCAAUGGCUAUCAUAAUUAUUUUGGUCAAGUACUUGGAGAUCAGUUAUGUAACUCACAGCUGCUUUUUGAAAUAAAAUUAUCGAAUAAUAGUUUAAAGUGCAACGUCUAAACUCCGUCUAAUAAUAUACAGAAUCUAGACGGUUGAAAUUAGGUCUGAAAAAAAAAGUAGACGUCUAAUAGUCUCCUAUUUCUUAGUGGGAUAAAGCAGCAUGACUGAAAGUAAAAUCAUAUUUUGAAUGAUUUCAUAGUGAUUAGAUUAGAUUAGAUUAGAUAAGAUAAAAUCAGAUUAGAUUAGAUUAGAUUUGAUCAUAUUAGAUACAACUUUAUUCAUCUUUUUGGGGAGGUUCCCUCGAAGAAAUAAAAAUUCCAGCAGCAUAUUUACAGAGAUAAAAAAUAAUAAAUCCAAAGACAUGUCCACAACCCUGUAGUGAGAUCCUAGAAUUAGAUUUGUUUGCUGCUGGAGUCACUAUUCUGAUUUGAUUUAUUUUUGGAUCCAUCAUCAGUUACAACAAGAUAUGCAGUAACUUCUCUUCCUGGGGUCCUUAUCGUCUUCUUUUCCAUUUUCAUUUUGAACUUAGACAUGUACUUACAGACAUUACACUAACAUAACAUUCAUGCUACAUUAAUACAGUAGCUCUUAUUAUCUUGCUUGUUGAAAAAUCAAUACGUAAAUAAGAUGAAGAAAGAAAAGUGAAAAGAAAAAUAAAAGAAAAACAGAACUUAUCUUAUGGAUAACACGAAAACAUUCAUGGUACUCCACCAUUCUUCCUGGCUGCUGUGUGUCUCUCUGCUCAGCCCUCCGUCACAGACGUUACACUGCUAACUCCUCUUAACAGGCUGGCAAAUACCGAAACUUUUGAGGUUUUUCUAGUGUCGAAUAACGACACGCACUGUAUCUUUAUGUCUGUUAAAGACAGACAGAAAAGAGAGGAGAGCAGUGUCCUCAUAGAGUCUGCCCUUAUGUGUUAACAGGGAGCUUCACAGCACUGUGUAAUGAUCAAAUCAAUUAAAGCUCCUGCAAGGUUUUUUAACAUUUAUAAGAUAGACUGAAAUUCAUAUUGAUGCCUUUUUAUGACACACAAGACGAUCAGAGACAAGACUGGUGAUUUUUACACAUUAAUUUUUGAUGUCUGACACCAGUGUGAGAGGGGAGGUGUUAGCAGUGCAGCCAAAGAAAACAGUUAUGUCGACAUUGUCCUUAUAAAAUAUUAAUAAUAAAUAAUACGUUUGACUGUCAGAAGCGGAAAGGAUGAGAUAGCUGUCAGGGGGAACUACUGAAGCAUACAGAGGACAGGAUAAGCACAACUGUCCACAGGGGGCACCAAGUGUUCAUUUUUCUGAUGCUACAGGACAUAUCAUGAGAAAGCUAUGUGCGAAAUUGCAUUUCUGAGUAUUUCUGUAUUUAAAUCGCUGUGAAUCUCUCGCAGAAACAAACGGCAGGUUAAGAUUUAGUGAGAUUUCCUACAUCACAAAUCCAAGCUCCGCCCCCGGAGACCCGCUAUGCAGGUCACACACAGAAAAGUAGAGAGUAGAGCAAGCGUGUGCGUUAGCGGAUUGAAAUGCUGGUAAGAAAGCUAAUAAUGAUAUUAACUUUCAUCAUGUCCCUAAAGACAUUAGUGUCCGAGAGCUGAAUAUCACCUGCAACUUCUACUACACCUGCAAUGUUAGGCUGCAAGCUAGCAUGAAGAGGAGUGUGCAGAGCCGCCCACGACUCACAGGCGAAUCUCUAAUGAGCUACUGGAGAUCUGCAGAAGAAAAGUCCUUAAAAAUGAUGCAGGUAACGUGAUUUUGGCUAAAACUUUAGAAUCACAAUUUAAAGACCACUGAGAACACUAAAAAAAUUAUUGGAGUUGGCCUUAAAUAAUUAGUACACUGCCUGCAUUUGCGCAUCACCAGACAUACAUGCUCUGGAGGAAGUAUUUUACUUUGGUUACACGUCAAAAAAAAAAGGUGUGUGUCUUUCAUUCCACUAUCAAAAGCAUGCAAAAUGUCAGCCUGUGCUCAUUGACAUUUUCAGUACCAGCUCUGUGUCCAGUUUGGAAAUCAGUUAUAAUAUUAAAUAUCCAUUUCUGGUGUUCAGGAGUUCUUUCCCUGCGUCAUAUUCAGAACAACAACAGAGGUACCUUCUGAUUUUUACUUGUUUCAUAUCUAUGUUCAACAUUCUGGCAUCCUGACAACUUAGACACCACAUCUCAGCAUGUCACGAGGAGUUUUACCUUCAUCUUCAGAGUGACUGUGUACAGUGUGCAUUUUGCAGUAAUACAGUCCCAGUCAAUCGAGUCGAGUCAUUGAUACACGUAGAUAGAGGAUCGGCACAUUUGGACGUGCCAUCUGGCAUUAGAAGGUUUCUCGCACAUUUUGGCUGUGAACCCAACGCCCCCCCUCGCCCCCCUCCCCCCCUGUUCAAACACGCAGUUUGAGCUGCAAGAUUUUUUUGGGUGCAUGUCCUGUACCUAACACAUGUACACACAGGGUCUAAUCUGGAGAUGCACACACAAAUAAGACUUCACACAUUUACUCAAGUGCGGAUUAUGCCUUCAGUCCACCACUAUAACACACACACACACACUAACAUAGACACACAUAUUAGCAGUCUGCCCUGCGUGAGCCACAACCAUGUCCUGUGGACAUGUCAGGGCCUGUUGGCUAUAAAUGGGCAAUCACCAUGGUAACCAGUGUCAUGUCACGAGUAGCAGGUCACCUGGAAGUCUGCCAUUUCUUUGUGUGUGUGUUUUUUUUAAUUCCCAUGGAGAGGAAGAAGAAAAAGAAGAAGAGAGGAGAUAAGGGAGGAGGAGAGUAAAGGACAGAGGAGACGAUAGGAGAGGAAAAGAGAGGAUGUAAAAAUAAGGAAGCAGGAAGAAGAACUCUGAUUGCUCUUUGCUCUCAGUUGGUUCAAUCUAAACCUGGAGCUUUUCAAUCUGUGUGUGUGUGUGUGUGUGUGUGUGUGUGUGUGUGUGUGUGUGUGUGUGUGUGUGUGUGUGUGUACCAGGGAUUUCAUGUGGGUCUAUGAGGCUGAAACUAUGAGCAUCUUAAUACAAGUGAAUCAUGUUUUAUGUUAAUGUAAUCUCAGGAAAAUAUUUUGAUUUCACGUCAUUUCUUGCCAUAAACUGCAUAUUUGCAUCUGAAUCGAUGUUAAUGCGUUCCCUCACGCUCUGCUGUCAAUCCCACAUCCUCCUCCUGCGAUCUCUAACCUUUCACUCCUUCUCUCUUCCCUUUUUUUUCCUCAGAUUCCUCUCCUUCCACCCCAGUGCCCACAGACCCCGUGGCGUGCCCCCCUCCUCCCCCCGCCCUGCCCUGGCCCAUGGGGGUUGUCGGUGGAAACGGCGGCAGAGAAGCAGGGAAGUACUGCUGCCUGUGCGGAGCCUGGUUCAACAACCCGCUGAUGGCCCAGCAGCACUACGAGGGCAAGAAGCACCGCAGGAACGCGGCCAGAGCACGCCUCCUGGAGCAGCUAGCGGGCAGUCUGGAUGCCACAGAGAGCACAGGUCAGCCUGUUGGCCGUAAACUCCGCUCAAGUGAAGUGACAAGUGAAGGGCAGGGAGGGUGUCAGGACUUUGUACAAGGAAAGGCGAUAAGGGGGAGAUCAUAUUUAAGAUCAGUGGCGGUGAGAGACACCUGAGAGUCUGUAUGCUUUCUAAAGUGGUGUUCAUUCCAAGGAUCACAUACUGACGUAAACCCUGAGUUACUCACGGAUAUACUUAGCACCAUCAGCACCUUUAAAAAAAUCUUUUUUUACACAAGGACAAAAAAGCCUUUAAAGGGCCGACGCUACGAUACGUCCUUGAACCACAUUUCCUGCCGGUAAAUCAUUUCAGAGUUACUCCUUACAUCAACCCCCUUUUACUGUCCCUCUGAUAAUAAAUACCAUAAACAAUUGAUGUCCAGCAGAUGGUUGGAAAACCUUCUGAUGAUUAAAUUAAGAUGCAGGAUUAUAAAACUUUACAGCUCAGUUAGUGGGCCGUGAUAAUACCGAAUCUUUCUAAAUGAGAGUGGAACUCAAAUAUUUUUAGAGGUAAUAAUCGGUCUGUGACGCUGUUCAAAGUCAUCCAGACGUCAGACCGCAGGAUUUUAUUAGAGAGUGUGUUUUAAACAAUUUUAAAAUGUAGGUCAAAUGCAGAAAACAAUUGAGUUUAAUUACUGUAAGAGCAGGAGCGAUGACUUUGGUGUUUGACCCACACAAGGGACAACUCUGGACACCACCUCAAGAGAAGCAAAGUGAUAGAACAGAAUAGAAUAGAAUAGAAUAGAAAUGUCAGGUAAGAAAAGAAAACGGCACUGUCUGAUACAAGAGAACGAAAGAAAAACUAAUUAUUUUGGUGUUUUUUUAGUAAUUUAUUGAUCAUAUUGAUUUGAUAGACGUAUCAUAAAUGUUAGUCCAGAUACUGAAGAAGAAUCUAGAUCAGGUAUCUACAAUGGGCCCCAUGCAUAGGGGCUGAUCUAUUCAGUCUAACUCUAUGCUGUUCGCCAUGAGUGGCAUCCACAAGUUAACACGCUGGUGCCCACAUUGUUUUCAAAAUAAAGCGAGCGAAGGGAUCUGCUAUCUUGAACUUUAUCACAAUACCUCAGCCGACAAGCUCGACGGCCACUUACAACACCUGCGCAGUAACAAUCCGAAGUUACAACAAACGAUAAUUCAGUGCGGCUUUUCUGUAUCGGAUUCUGAUCAUAUCGGCCGAUACUAAACUGUAGAUAUCUGUAUCAGUAUCAGAGGUGAAAAAAGCGGAUCGGUGCAUCCCGACCAGCGACCAUGAGUUUAAACGUGCUCAUCCCCAACUUUUCCUUUCUGCAUUUCCUGUUUCUCUUCAGUCGUCCUCCUAAAUGGUGUAAAAGGUUAUCAUCAAGAGACAUUACAAAGACACUCCCUGCUUUAUUUUCCACUCUGCAGACUUGCUAUCUGUUAUCUGGGGACUAGUACAUCUAUACGAAGCCCAUUGUGGGACAAAUGAUUCAUUGCCAGGCUCUAAUCUCUGUCUCUGCGGUCCAAAACUUUAGGGAUACAUGAUACAGAGACACUCGAGGUGUUAACUAGGUAAGUGAUAUCAGGGGUUACAUCCCGGGCCAACGAAAUGUAGACAUUAUCUUAAUCCCUCAUUAAAAUCAAAUCUACCUCUGUAUCUCACACCUAGGUUAAAUUUAGUCACGUUAUUAAUCUUAUGACGGCUACACUUUCACUUUUUUCACACGGUUAUCUGAGGUCAGGGACGCCUCAUGUUACAGCACCGCUUCCACACGUGUCGGUGAACACGACAAUGUGUUCAACUUUAAAAAAGAAAGAAGUUAAAGCACCUCCAGCAGAAUAUUUAAGUGAAUAUACACAUUAAAAGUCACUGAUCGACACUUUAGGAGUCAUUAAUUAGAUUUAUCCUGGUUUUUUUUCAUACUUAAUCAGAUUAAUCGGUAAAACAGAGGUCAGAUUCCAGGUUACGUCAUGAAACUAUGUCUCCCUCCUCUCCUUUAUCCCUCGUCUCUCCUACACAGACUCAAAUCCAGCAGUAUGAGGACACACUGAUUCACACACGUACACACAUUUCCGCCAGAAGGGUAUUUAAAUGAAAUUAUUAAUAGUAUUUGGAACAGAAAUUGCCUUUCCUUUUUUGGUUCCCACGAGUGAUACCGUCCAACAUCCUCUUAAUGCAGCACGCAGCUCGACACGUACAAACACAGCGUCACGCAGCACCUCAGUUUGGCGCAUUCGUACCUCACAAACACACACACACACACAUACACACACACAUGCAAAUCCUUUGUGAGCCAAUGCUGCACUGCUCGCUUUGUGCUCCAGGUGCCAUGACAUAAACCAUCAUCUCAAGAAGCCAAUCAUAUUAAAAGCAUGAGUCAUGUUGCCGCCUACACUGGCUGAGAGGCUUUAAGAGGUGUCAUGUUGGAUAUCGUCCUCCGUGCACACACUGUGACCCAGAUCCCACAAACUCAGCUGUUUUGGGGCGAUUUUGAGCGUUUAACCUCAAAAACGCAUUUUUAAAUGCUCGGUGUUUGACAGAAAUAUAGAGAAAUCAGAUUUUCCCUCCGCAGGAUCUCUUAUCAAUGUUCAUUUCAAGGGCAACACACUGGGUCUAAGAUUUCCAAGUGUGCUUGCAGCUGACGGGCUCCAUUAUAUGUGCCAUCAAUCAUGUGUUUGUUCCAGCGUCUUUAGCGGGAAGCACUUUCCUCCUCAGGGUACAUUCCCAUUGUCACUACUUGUUUGUUCUUCACUUUCCCAUUGGUGCAAGAUUCUCACUUCUGAUUGGCUUUUAUCACCACUUCAGGUGUGAAGUCACAGGUGUAAUCUCAGAGGGAGGGUCGAGGGCGAGGCUGCAGCUGAGCUCAGAGAGGGAGGAGGAGGAGGCGGAGGAGGUGGGGGCAGAUGAGGGAUCCGGUCUCAGACGAGUGCAGAUUCAUCUCUGUCCUUUUGUCCUCCGUUCCCCUUUGUUGGACCGUUUUCUCUCUGCGCUCUCUAUCUCCUCCGCCUCCUCCCAUCUUGCAUCCCUAUUUUGUUGUAUUGUAUGUAAAAGCGCGUGCGUGCGCACAACUCGGGGCUGCGAUCCCUCGUCACGUCUCAUCUGUCAUCCUCAUUAGCUCCCCGGGAGGCGCAGGUGAAUUAUUUACACGCCAAUAUUCCCCCCGUCCCCAAACUGCGGCUCCGCAGUCGACCCCGCUUCAUUGUCUGCUUGUGUCCCAUUGAUGAUACUGACCUUUAGUUGCACUUUUAUAUUCUCUCUCUCCCUAUCUCCUGCCCCCACAUUCGCACACUCACGACUGAAACACAUCACAAAAUCCCCAUGACAUUUAUAUCGACACCAUUUCUUCCUCUCGGAUUUUUCUGGUAUAAUUGUGCAGACAGGGCACAGGGGAAAAUGACGUUAUUUUAAGCAGUUAGGUGCCAGACAGAAUCCUCGGAGAUGGAUUACAGAGGUGGGCGACCGACUUCCAGUGGAGGUGGUUACUAAGGAGGGAUGGAGCCCGCCUGACUCAGCUGUGUCUUUACAUAAAUCACGACAGGGGUAGAAACCCCUCAAGACAAAGCCGGCGCGCUGUCUCCUCUCUCCGGAGGCUCGGCGGAGAAUUAGAGGCAGUGAGAUAAGUGUCUAAGACUGGUGUGUGUGUGUGUGUGUGUGUAUGUGUGUGUGUGAGGACCCGGGAGAGGGUGAAGUACCAAAGCAGAGAAAAUUGUGUGUAAUUGAUGACUGUGCCUGAGUUUGGAGACAGUGCUGACCUUGCCUCUCUUGAGACAGCACACACAGUGACACAAUCGCACAAGCAGGCUUGCAUACAUGAACACAUAAACAAGAUUCACUGCAGGCGCUGAGGAUCCACACAGUCAGGACUAAACCGGGUCAGGGUACUGAAACUCAGUAGUAAGACAAACACCCCAAUCUUUAUUUCCUAAUGUUAGCGUUUUAUAUCGUAGAAGCAGCGGGUCUCGGCUCUGCUGGCAUGUUUUCUAUGGUAGCUCAGGAUGGAUGAACUAGUCGCUGCACACACUGCCUCGGUCAAAUAUACGCUAAUGUUGAGUCAUAUAAACAAAACACGGCUAUCAGUUGUGUGCAGAAGACUAAAAAUAUAUAUUCAACAAAGCAAGUUCAACAAACCCUGAGUUCCCCGGGGCGAUCUGGCCUCACUGACCGCAUCGAGUGGUCUCACAAAGCUGAUUAUCUACACGGUAUAUCAACCCGGAGUUACUGCGAGCACGCUUAAAUGCAACAUGUAGCUGAGCGCACCAUCGGCAGAUCAUCAUAUUUAACACACUCGGAGCAAACUACGUCAAUAACAAUGUGAAGUCACAUAAACCGGAUUAAAAUCAACACAGCUGCGUUUGCGGAAUCGAUGACGACGGAGAGCUGUCGGAAAAAGAGUGAAUGUGCAGAUGAAGGUUUAUAAUCUCUGUCUUAUUAUUAUUAGUUCACUUUAGAUCUAGAUCUUAUAACUCUUAACUCUUAUUCACUUUAAAGGGAUAUUCCGGCAUAGAAAUAAGCUAGGGUCAAACAAGACUUAACACAACUCACCUACUCUCUUCCAGCAGCCGCUUGUUUGUAGCGAGACCUCAGGCCAGUCCAUUACAGACUACAGCGGGGUGACACAGCUCAAGGAAGAACAUUUAUGAUCAUUUCUUCAUGGAAAUGCAAUCAGACCGAGACUCGCCUGGGGUCUCGCUACAAACAAGCGGCUGCUGGAAAAGAGUAGGUGAGUUGUGUUUGUUCUCUUUGCUAAAGAAAUUAGUCAAAGUUAAAAAGAUGUUUGGUGGCUAGUACUAUGGCUGUGACCCUAUAUGUCCUGUUGAUGAAGUUAGGUGCUGUUCUGAACAUUAUUUGUGGCUAUAGAGUGGCGUUUUGGUUGAGGUUUGUUUAUGGCUCCUCAGACCGCUGUGUAUUGCUAUCGUGCGGUCAUUACUAAAGUUGGUUUAACUAGAGAAGCAAGCGGUCGGCAACAUUCAUCUCUGUAGGGGGUGUCUAACUUGGUGUUACUGUGUAUUUGACCCUAGCUUAGUUUUAUGCUGGAAUAUCCCUUGAACUGAUUGAUUCUUGCAGUGUAUGUGACAGAAUAUUUCAGCUACAGCCCUGCAGGUAGUAAACAGAAAGGUACAGGGAAAGAAACACCAUUCAAAAUAUGACAAGCAUGAUUAUUUUACAUCCGAUAAGUACAAUAUUAAGAGUCUGGUGUUAACCUGUUUUAUUCUCCGAGGAGGGAUGAUAUUAGCUCAGUCUCAGGGAUUCUACAUUAUUGUUAUCAUAUUUAGGAGCUUUUGCCAACAUGUGGUCAGGUUCUCCGAUUCAAACAAACAAACAAAAAAGAGAUAAACACGGUAAUGUUAUGUUUUUGGAAAGGUUUGUAUCAACUGCGUAACAUUGAGGAUUAUUUACAUGCUGAAAUCAAACUUUAUCUGGCCUUUUGUCAGUCGCACCAACUUUUUCUUCAAAGUUAUAGUCGAAAACAGAUGGUGCACUCUUUGUACUUUUUUGUGUCAUGAUUGCUGCAAAACUAAUUAGUCUCCAUAUCAGUAUUCUUAUUUCCUAAAACUCCACCAGGAUUCAUCUGUCUUUCACCCAAAGCACAGCCCCUCUCUGUUCCAGUAUUUGUGAUAUAUUCCAGCGAGACGUACUGUCAGGCCUUUGCUGCAGACUGUUGGUUUUGAUUGCAUCUCAGUGGGCUUCUUUUUUGGAUCCAGUUCCUUUUUAAUCAUGGUAAACCUACAGUGCAGCGCAGCACAAAGGCUCUGGGGUAGUGAGAGCUCUAACUGUUAUCCGGCCACUACGGCGAAUGAAAUUACCCAUGAAUACCUUACAGUGAGAUUCUAGGGAUGUGGUCCCAGAGGAGGAGGAGGAGGAGGAUGACAAAAAAGGAGGAAACGCAAACAUUUUAUGUAACUUGAUGUUCAGAGGUAGUUGUACGGAAAACAUCCCGCGGUAUAUAUAUCGUGUGACGGUAUAGAAGUGUCUACCGGUAGAAUUUUUUUUUUACAGUUCAUACCGCAGAGAGAGAGAAAGACUGGAUGUCUGCUGUGUCUCUCCGAGUUAGUGUGUAGUUGUCUGCACUCGAUAACAGGAAAGCCGGAGCGCAUCAGUUUGGGUGCAUUUACGAAUAUUUACCAGUGUGUCGUGCCGAGUUUGUUCGCUCCAUUUGAUUGGUGAGGUUUGGGUGCACUCCCUUUAAUCACCAGCGUGUCCAGCAGACUGCUUGGCCUAGUUUCAACGAAGAAGAAACAGCUUCACUGGUGGUGGUCAUGGCAGACGCGGAGAUUAGUGGCAGUACUGAACAAACGGAGGCAGCCGACCCACCCAACAUGAGGAAGAGGAGGAGGAACUCAUUCCGAUCAAAAAACAAUACUAUGCAAACAGUGUCAUGUGACCCCCCGAGCAACUUAUUUCCAAAAAAGCGCCUAGCAACAAAUCUAGAGACUUUUUCUGGAGUUUAGAGACUCCAACAUAAACACAAGAACAGAUGUUACCCUUCUCAACAGGUGGCCAGUGUGCAUCAAAAACACAGACACACAGACACCCCGUGGAAGACUCCUCUUCCUUCUCCUCUUGGGGGUGGAGAAGUGACGGAGAAGUUAUACAGAUUAGGUGAUGACGUCAUCUAGCGACUUCUGGUGACUUUUACGACAGCCACUGCCAACUUUCCUUACUGAGGAGCUGGUGACACUGAACUCGUCCCCCAAAAAGGGCGCAUGUCGCGACAUCGGUUGUCUUGAGAUUCUUCGGAUUUAAAAAAUCCGACAAUGAUCAAAAAACAAAACUAUGCAAAGAGUGUCACGUGGCUGACGUCGCUGGAAGAGGAAACACCAACAACCUCCUCCACCACCUAAAGAUGAAACACAUCAAGCUCUAUUGUGAUCGCCAAAAGAUGCGUGACGCACCUGCUGCACCAAAAACUAAAACUGCAGCAGCUCCUCUCAGACUAAAGAGCUCGGCGGAGUCUUUCGCCAAAGGUAUGCCAUAUGAUAAAAAUAAUCGCCAGACUGGUCUGACUUGUUUUUUGCAUUUUGUAAACAAAUCUGAGUUUGAAAAUAAAAGGAAAAUAAACAAAUAUGACAGAACGGUUAUUUUUAAGACAUUACAGGGCUGCCAAGUUUCAGAAAAUGACAAGCGGGAGACUUUAGCGUCGAUUUAUACCUUCAGACUGAUGGCCUCACCUCCAUGCCAGCUGCUCUCCCUAAUGCUCGUCUUCAUAAACCAGAAAUUAGAAAUGAAAAUUGUAACAAGAAUUUUGACAAAACACAUUUAUUUGUCAAUAUUACAUUAAGUCAAGUGGGUUUUAAAUGUCGGCUCUGUUGUGUAUGAAAGAUAGAGACACCAAGACACGCUUAUGCUGCUUCUGAUUGGUUUAUAUUGUGGGGUACCUUCUGUGGUUGGUUAGAUUUAGGCACAGAGGCAGCUAUGCAUUAAUUAAAUUUACAGGGGGAAAAAAAACACACCGUGAUAUAAACCGUUACCAUGAUACACUUCAUCCCGCCAUUUAACCAGCAUAGUUCUGGUUCUAUUAGAUUCCGUGAUCCUCGGCGCUGACCACUACCUGAAACCCUCCGGAGAGUCACAAAUAAAGGAAGCAGCAGUUAGAGCUUGGCAGGCUGUUGUAAUGGAGCGAGCCACAAGCGUCACGCUCCAAAUGGGUCAUAAAUGUUUUCUGCGCUCAGACUAAGCUCAAAUAUAUCAUGUUGAAUAUCUCCACAACAAGGCUCUCGCGGAGAACACGCACAGAAUGCAGCUCAUUACUUUUUUUUUUUUGACAAGCAUUUAGGCGUCUCCUCCGGGGGGCCCUGAAAUGCCAGAAGAAUCUUAAAGGACGGCCACAAACAGCUCCACACCCACUGCCUGGGCUCAUCUCUCCCCCUCUUUUCUCUCUCCCUGGCAUAUCUUGGUGUGUAAUUAACAAGGCUUAGAACACCCUCACAAAUACGCGCCGCAUUCUGUCACUCGCACUGUAGCGCACACACACUUCCCCUGCAUGUAAUUACCAUGGAUUAGGGCACAAUGAUGUCUUCUGCUAGAGCUGCUUUACCAACCUAAAAACUGUGUCAGUGCAUGUGGCCUUGUGUUUGCAUGUUUUUUUAACUGUGUGUACCGAAGAGAUUGGCACACGUGCACGUUUUCCUGGCACGGGCACAAACUGCAGCAUAUUGCGCGCCAGUGCGGCUCGUCCAGGCGGCGAGGAGGUGGUUUCAAUCAGGCUAAAAGCAAGAGGGCUGCCUUUGUGAGCGUGCACAGACGCACAUGCACAUAAACCUCACUUAAUCGUGUAUACAAGAAAGGACCUCUUUGUGUAAUCCUCGCAGCAGUGUAGAAUUACAGGAGGAAGAAGAAUGAGAGACUUAUCUUUCCUUUCUUUCCAAAUUAUCUCUUUCUCAAUUAAUGGCCUUUUCAUUUAGAGAGGACAGAAGUAAUGACAUUUUAGGAGACUGAAUGUAUUAUCUCGCUUUUUUUUUCUUCCUUCCCUUCUGCACACGCAGCUCCUAAUAGAUGCAAAAUAUCAACAUUUACGACAAAACAGUGCUUACUCCGGGCGACUAAUUCAGCCGAGGCACUUUUUGUAAAUGACUGCUUGUCCUUAAUCACCCCUGAAACCGGCGCAGACAACAGGGAGUCGAUCUGCCACAUUAUGCGGCUCUAGCUCGCUAUAAAUGACCUCCCACCAUUUCCUCUAACUGUAUUACAACUUCAUCUCCCAACACACUUCUCCAAUUACCGCCACAGAAGGUCAAAAGGUGAUGGAAUACAGAGGCAACUCAUAAAUCUCAAGGACAGUAAUGACAGGAGGGAGCAGAGCCUCCCACACACACACACCUGAGAGCAGGUACCACACCCAGACUUCAUCACUUAAAGGAUAAAAAUGAUAAAAAGCAGACAGAAAGAGCGGCUGUACGGACAGGCUUUUGGAGGGGAAAUGGCUUCGAGCGUUUUUUUCCUCGACUUGUCUCGUCACACAGCCCUGAAGCGUCAAGGUUCCUUAUCUCUGAUCCGAGCACACUUCUGCAGAGACGGCUCUGCAGUGUGCAGAACGGGAGACAACAAAAAUAGCACUCCAUCGCAUCUCUGAUGGAGAAUACGCAGCCAAUCAUGUCAUGCUGCUGAUUGCCCCCAUCUUCACCGACACAGAGAGCCUUUCCUCCGCUUCCUCUGCCCUCCUGAAAGAAAGAGGGUUUAAAAAUCAGUGCUGCUGUGGCGCGGUAGUAACCACACACGUAAAAGCGAUGCCCAUGUCAUGUUUCUCCCAUGGCUAUUAAACGCCAGCAUGCCUUUUACACCCCUCGUACAGCGCGAGAACUCAUUAUCUUUACCAAUGUCUCCAACUUCUCUGCUUCUCCCUUUCAGACACGUUUUGUUUUCCACAGGAAAUUUCCCUCGUUCAGUCUCUCUGCUUUCUCCUUCACUAUCCGCACAUCUUCAUCCUCAUCCAUCUAUUUUUGGGUGUUCAUCUCGACCACCUGCAAACCCUCUAAUUAGUUCACAUCUGUGUCUGAGGCACGCUAUUUCAAGCACGCAUUCACCGAUACAAUACAAAUGUGCAUGCACGCACGCACAGCCGCACACAGUCCUGCACAUGCACACACAACCUUGUUCUCUCUCUCUCUCUCUCACCCUGUUGGAGUUCAAGUUUCAAAAGGAAAGAAAAGAGGCAGUGAUCUGAGGAUCUAAAAACGCAACCGGCUUUCUGCUAAUGAACGGUAUAAUCAAAUCUUUCUCCAGAUGCACUCUAAUUAGGAAAAUUAUCCGGCACUGCAGAGUGUAAAAAUAAGACAGUUAUUUGGUGUCGACUCAGGUUUUAUUGUUGCUCGCGUUGGCCCCACCGCCGCCGCCGCCGCCGCUGCAGAUGAUUCAGAUGAGAAUGAUGAUACUGGCGUUAAAGAUCUUUUACAACCCAUACUUAUUGCGAGAGCCCUCCCAGUAACUGCUGUACCUGUGUGGCUGUGGGUUUGUUUCUCUGCAGGUUUGCGCAGUAGUUACUCUUGCAGUGUCUGCAGUGUGGUCCUCAACUCCAUCGAGCAGUACCAUGCACACCUCCAGGGCUCCAAGCACCAGAACAAGUGAGUACAAGAUCUUCUUAUUUGUUUCUGGAGCGAAGCUUUACCAGAGUCAGAGACAAAAAAUAAUCCCACAAGUACGCUGACUUCGCGCUGAAACUUGCCAGCUGUUUGAAGGAGUGAGAGUAGAGUUACAAGGCGUCCUCUUCCAUUUCCUUCUCAACGAAACGAAGAAGUUUUUACUUGUACAAUUAAAGGUUAAACUAUUAAUCCACAGGGGAGACAGUCUGAAACUGUGCUCUCUGAUUUGAUUCUGCAUGCAAUCAUCCGAACAUGCAAAUAUAUCCAAACUUUUUCCUUUUCCUCUUUUCACUGUAAAGGUGAUGCAUGUGAUCUGAAUCCGUCCCGCCACAUCAAGUCAAGUUAGUCUUUGUGGAAGUUUUGUGCAAACUGAGAUCUGAAUACAUUUGUAUGCAUUUACCCAAUCCAAAACUGUGCGCUCAUAGAUUCACAGACUUCAAGGCUAGUUCCCAGUGAGUGUGGGAGUAUUUAGGACUGUCACAUCAUCAAGUCCAUGAGCUCUCUGUUACGCACUCUUCAAUGCCAAGUAACACUCAGUAUGCAUUUCUGCACAUUUCACCGUCAGACUUACCCAGAGUUCAUUGCACACUUGGUGACAUGACGGAGAUUGUCAAGCUCUCUUCAAAAUGUAAAUAAAUCUUUGUUUACUGAAACUGGAUUCAACAAAUUAAGAUGAAGGAACAAAUCAGCAUUAAUAAAUCAAUUAAGAUGAGAUAAAGAUCUGCCCAUAUUUCUAAUCAUGUGCUAUUUUGUCACUCCAGUUAAGCCAUGGCUGCAUCUUAGGGGUGUCCCGAUACAACUUUUUACUUCUGAUACGAUACCAAUAUUGUAGCCUUCAGUAUAGGCCGAUACUGAUAUUGAUCCGAUCACUCAGCUGCUGUGUCUUUUUCGGACUUUAACGAAAAUACUGCCAAACAGCCGACAUCACGAUGUACGGCUUGUAUCGGAGAGCUGAUAUCGAAGAUUUUAGAUGCAGGCCGAUAUAAUCCGAAAUUUGUUUUUUGGCUGAUAUCGGACUGAUAUCCAAUAUUAUUAUCAUAUCAGGACAGCCCUACUGCACCUCCCUGCCCUUUCUGCCACCAUGAUGCAAAGCAUACAGGUGCAGCUAAUCCAACUGGUGUCAGGGGGGCAACAGGGAAACACAGGCUGGCGGAGAUGGAACUAAACUCAAGAAGAUAACCACAGCUAUCUAAAUAGGUGGUAACUGAUUGUAGGUCAGUAAACACCGUGGAAGACUCAGGUCCUUAUGAGCGCAGUGCAUCAACAGUAAAGAGUAACAGUGAAAGCUCUCGUAGCGUAAAACUUAUUAGCACUUCUGUUUUGUUUUUGUGAAUUUAAAAAAGUGGUAUAUAAGUGGUAAACCGUCACCUCAGGUGUAGUGUCAUUCCCAGCUCCGACAACCGACUUCUGAGAUAACUGGGACGCAACAUUAGUCUGGCAUGUUGACAACCAGUUAUAUGCUUCACUGUGGCGGGGUGCAAUGUAACACCAUGCACAGGACUUGUGAGAAUCAUGUCAAUUUUUUUAUCAGGAUGACACCUUCAAGAAAAACCUAAAAGACAGACGUUAAAUUCAUCUUUGUAUUUCGCUGUGUUCAUCGUGCUGAAGCCUUACAUUUGAAAUAUCUGAUGGACGUGACGGUGCAGCACACUCUCACUUGAAUGGAAGUCCUUUCAGUCGCUGAUAUGAGCCAUUUAGUGAGACGUGGAGCAGAAUGAGGAAACACAAUGGAAAGAAGGUGAUUUUAUUAAAAAAGACCGCCAUCCCACAAUGAGGCCGUCAUUUUCAGGACUUCUUUUCCAGAAAAAGCAAUCACAGCUGGUGGGAAGGAAAUUAUUCCCACCAGCAGGAAAGAGAGCGUGCUAUGGACCGGUUAUAUUUCAUGCAUUUCACAUGAGAUAGCUUCGAGCAUGGCCAUAAGCUGUGUUUGGUGCAUGUAUUCAUGUAUGGGUCUCCUUCUAUUUAAAGCACGGUGAUGGAAAUUAGGUGUGUUAUAUGUGGAGCAUUUGUCAGAUUAAAGACUUCUCAAGGAUAAAAUUUGGUUGUAGCGGAUGCUUCUUCUUUCCUAUUGGUUUUUUUAAAGAGGUUGGGCCCCUCAGCUGACAAGUCUGUAUUUACUCACCCUGGGGCUCAGCUCGUCUCUGCUGCUCAUACCGAAACUUCUACAAACAAGUUAAGUCUUGGACUUGUGGGUGGUGGGUGUAAGUGAGAAAAACAACAGCAGUAACAAGGCUGAGAAUGGCAGAGAGGGAGGGAGGUGAGACAAACAAAUGAACAAGAUUUUCCAAGUUAAUUUUGGUCGGUGUGUUUGCUACAGAGAAUUCAUGUUACAUAUAUGGACGUCAGUUAUUAUCAUCAGAUUUUUACCCACAUUUCAAGACUCUUGAUGUACAAACUAAAUCAUAACGAGACAUCCAGUUCUAAGUUUGAUUAUGAAGAAGAAAAUUGAGCCCAAUUGGUGACAGACUGGCCGGUACCGACCUUGUCAUGACUCUGAUACAAAGCAGAUCUUUGCACAAAUAUGAAGACAAGACUUGACUUUUCCAAAAUAAGUUCAACUUUUGGAAAAUUCUCACUUGUUUUUGGUUGAUUUCAUCUGGUUUGGGGAGCUGUUAUAGACUUAAGUAACACUUUUCAAUAACCAUAAGAUAUAAAUGGUAAAUAGACAUCUGACUUCCGAGGUAACUGGAACGCAGCAUUUGAAAUCCGAACGUUCCUCAUUAUAAAAACGAUGUCAGGGAGAUGUGGUAGGUGGUUCCUGAUGUGUUAAGGAAGCACUUGUACAGAAGUCAAGUUUGUAUCUUGUAAACAAGCUGCACAUUCAGACCGGCAACUUAAAAUAAGAUCAAGACAUUUUAACAAAGCCUAUCUUGUUCUUGGUUUCACGGUGAAUAUGAAAGGAGAUAAGAAAAGACCAGCGAGUAUUUCAUGACUGAAAAAUCUGGCAGCUUAAAGUAAGAUACUAAACUAAUUGAAGACACUGCACCCCAGCCACAUUACUGAAAACUUGAUGAAUACAAUCAGCAGGCGUAUCACUUCAUGAAUUCUGCAUCAGGGAGCAACAAAGCUCUCAUAGCUGCACACAAAGUUGCAUGCAGAGUUGCCCAAUGCAAGAAACCACACACAAAACCACACACGAUAGCACAGAAGUUCAUAAUAUCUGGAUACAGUUAACUAUGCAGGAUGAGUCAAACACCUCGGAGGUGACGGAUGUACCUUUAAAUAAUACAGUUAGGAUGUAAUGCAAUGGUUUAAAUGAUCUAAAAGGAAGACUUGCUGUUAUUGGUGUUACAGUCAGGUUGUAAACGCCACGAAUUAACGGAUGCUUUAAUUAAUUAUAGCAUUUGAAAUAAAGACGCGUCCUAAUCCAAGGACGGCAGCCUUCGAAGUCCACAUUUAAAGACUGAAUGCGUCACGGCGGCGCAUCGAAGGCUGUCUCAUUUCAAGGUUCCUUCAAAUGCAGCCGACUAAUGUGUCCUACUUUUCCCUGUCCUUGACGGCUGCAUCAGGUGCAUCCUUGACAGCUCCACUUAUACCAGUUUGAUUCUUUGUGCACGAGACACUUAAAAGAUGGUAUUGGGUUUUGACUUCGACUGAUGCACUGACAUUUGAAAUUAUCUUUUCUUUUCUUAGUUAGUUGUUUAGACCUCCAAAGGCUUUAGCCCCUGGAUUGGGACACAGAUGAAGUUAAACUCGGCCUUUUCAGUCACUAUUUUGUUCAUUUGGAGAGAAGGUGGGUGCUAAAUUUCCCCCCUCUAAGGUGGAAUAACAGGGAAACUUUAGGGACUGCUUGUAUAAUGAAACAUCAUGAUAUCUGAUGAAUACAAAGUGCUCUCAGAGGUGAAUUAAUAACACUUAGAGUCACCGCGAGGAGUCAUGAAGCGCUGCUAUGUUUAGUUAAACUGAAAGGAAAGUCUGUUCAGCGCGCUGUAUCAUUUUUAAAUGAAAAUAUUGAUAUUUGGUGCAGGUGAUAUAAUUGUAUUGCACGCAUCAGGACAGUGAUAUAUUGCUGUAUGCAUAAUUUGUCGCACAUUAACUGAAGGAGCUGAACAUUUUUUAAGCUUAUCUCCCUAAAUUGCUGGAGGUUGAGAGGUGGAAACUGAAGUUGGACUGAAAAAGGAUGAGCCAGAAAAAAAGAAAAUAGUCAAAUCUCACAGAGGCUGCUCCAUGAUGGCAGAUUUAGACAACAUUUACACAUUUAACCCUCUCCGUAAACAAAAAAAAAUGCGUGCACACCACUACGUUUUUAGAAAAGUUUUCAUUUACACUAACCCGUGUAUAUAUGCCGUUAAGACCAUAUCAAACAUGUAGGUUACAGUGGAGCGAGAAACUCAAGCCCACGUUAGCCAAUCAGAAUCCCACAUAGCAGCAACAACAACGUCACUUCCUUUUUACUGCGCAAAAACGAUUAUUCAUGAUUUCAAAACGGAGUAUUUAUUAAACCAACAAAACUUUAAAUAUAACUUGUAAGAACAGCCAGAGAUAAAUUAGUACAAGUAAUAAAAUGAAAAUGAUGACAAUAGUAAACUAGAAAAGCACUCGAAGAGCGCAGACCUCCGCCAAACAGCUCAUGUCCCCCCUUAUAUUGUGAUUCACACCAAAACUUUUACUGUUACGUGUCUUUUAUGAACUUUUAUUUGUGUUUAAACUGGUAUGUUCACUGUUCAUAAUGUUCCUAAAACAAGAAAUGCCCUGACCGGGAUUCAAACCCAGGACCUUCUUGCUGUGAGGCGACAGUGCUAACCACUACACCACUGUACAACCUAUCUACACCACUGUGCCGCCUGUUGGUUAUCUUUCAGCACUGAAAAUUCCAACGACACCCUUGUUUUUGUGUGCCACAGCUGAAAAAAAUUCUAGGGGAAGCACUAAUAUUCACAGUACACGGUAUAUUUGACUCUCAAAAGUCAGCAGGAGAAGAUUUUUGUCAGACGACACUACUUAAGAAUGUAGGGAACAAGAUACAAUGCAAGGGGGCGCCAAAAUCAACACAAUUUAACAAUUCAUUACAGUAGCUUUAAUUGAUGUACGACCUAAAAUAAGUGAUGGUGCUUUCUCCUUCUUAACAGAUGAUUUGCAGGUUUGUUUAGCGUUAUUGGGGGAAAAAAAGCAGUUGUUGAGCAGGAGAGAAAAAGUUUUUCAGUGUUUUUAAAGGAGACUGAAACUCUCUUUCUAGCUCUAAAGGUUAAUGUCUGCAGAAGGCGACGUCCAUUACUUAGCAAGAUAUUGAAUACCGAAUACAGCUUUUUGGCCACUCUGAACCUGCCUAGUUGAGAGCGUCAGCUAAACCCCUUAAAAGUGUGAUUGUAGAGAUGUAUAUCUGUUUAAACGUGCUUUAAAUUGUUGGGCAAAUGGUGGACCAUAACUCUCCUUUUGUCAGUUUUACUGUCGCCAAGCGGAAAAGAAGGCAGACACACUGAAAGAGUCAUGUUUAUGAGGGAGAGAAAAGAAGAGCAGGCGAGACUGAUAGACGCAAGAGAGACAGUUAUGCACCACAAACACAGAGAGACAGAUGAGGAGAGAGAUGCAGAGGGACAGAAAGACACAUCAUGUUAGAGGCAGGAGUAGAAGAAAUAAAAAAAAAGGGCAGAGAGAUGGCAAGAGACUGGGACCGAAUUGAUAAAAGGAGACGGAUGGACAUGGAGAAAAGCACUAAUACGGACAGAAACAGGAUGUACCAGAGCCAGAGAGGUGAAGGUGAAACCAAAUUUCUGCAAAAAUCUGCGUAAAUUGAAGUGAAAGGUGGAGUCAGAGAGAUAAGAGGCGGAUAUGGAGAGAACAUUGACAGCUGCAGGGCGUUACGACUUUCUAGAUGGGGAGGAUGGAUUGACAAGGCAUCGACGGAAAGAGGGCAGACGAGACACAGACGAGCUGCGGGGAGAUUUACAUGAGAUGUACUGAUUACUGGAUCCUGGAUAGGAGGAAACAAAGUAUCUCAUAUACCUUAUCAGACAGGAUUACAGGGUUACAGCCGGGUCUUCAGUCCUGGAAACAACUCUGUUUUUCAGAUAAAUAACACGUGAACUCUAUGAUACUCUCUCUGUGUCAGUUUGACAUAAUACAGCAUUAUGAAGAAUAUAGUUUUAAAAGAAUGAGCCACAAUCAGGUUUCAACACAAAGCAAAAGCAAACAACACAGAGGCGAACCGAAGAAACACAGAGCUGUUUUCUUAAUGUUUCACAAGGAUGAAGGUUAAAGGAGAAAAAUUCUGCUCUGCUGGGUUUUGUUUGUGUGUCUGUGUGUGUCUGUGUGUUUACUCUCUGUCACACUCUACCACAACACAGCAGGUCGGUCUCAUUCACAGGCGCACUAUAUACCUUAUAGUGUCAGGCAGAGAGAAAAAGCAGAGUCUGGGGACAGCAGUGUCACCUGUUCGCAUGUUUGUUUGGACUGUUUACUGUGAGCUCCACACCACUGCCUUAAAAUUAACUCCCAGGGAUUGUCCCAAACACAGCAAGAUAAUAAAAAGUCCAGAAGAGCAGAUAGAGGACACCACAACUGAGGCGGGUUAAAACUUUUGGUACUUCAAAACAUCAUGCUUUAAAAGAUUACAGACUCCCUUAUUCUCACAGGACCAAAGCUUAUGAUAGUAAUUAUCUAUGGAUAUAUUUCUAACCAAAUAUAACAAGUGUGGCAGUUAAACCAGAAAUGAAAAUUACCCAAUCAUGGGCACCCUGUGGUUUGUUUAGUCGCCAGAUGUUGUUUGGAAAUGUUGUUUUAUUUUUACCAGUACUGUGUCAAAGUUAGGGCUGGGCGAUAUAUGGCCUCGAAUCAAUACUAGAUAUAUCGAUCAGUUCACCUCGAUAACGAUAAAUGGAUGAUAACUACUCCACAAGCUGCUCACCCCCUCCCACAUUAACUUCGUCUACUCCAUCUCCUCACCUGUCUUUCCCUCUUUGUUACGGACUGGAUGGGGCGGAGUCACGUCUCUGACGUAGGACAGCGUCUUAAAGGGACAUGAGACCACAGCCUACCUACACACAUCCAAAACCAACUUUGAUUUAUUUAUUUUUUGACACCUGAGAUAUCGACAUGUGCAAAAUGACGUUGGUUAUCGAUGUAAAUUUCUGUAUCUGUAAAUUUUGGGUUUAUCACCCAGCCCUAAGAGCCAGUGAAAUAUACAGAAGUAAACAUAAUGAAACAAGCCGGUUAACUUAAAAAUAUAAAGGAAAAUUGGUUCGUUUAGUCGCCAAAUGUUGUUUGAAAAUGUUUUGUUUUUUCCAGUAUUUUGUCAAAGUUUAAAUCCUAAAUUUAAGCAACAAGCAGUGACUGAGAGGAAAUAUUUUAUAGGUCUAGAGUUACUUUAAAUGAAGCCCAAAUAUUCAUGCAUCUUGUGCCUAAAACAAAUAUCACAUUGGACUCCCCCACUUAACAGAAAACAGAAAAUUAAACAUUAAAUGUACAUUUUAGAUCAGGAUUGGUCGCACAAAUAGUUCUGGAGUAACAUGAUAAUUAAAUUUCCAAUUAUUUCUGCAGUUUUCAUCAGUGACAAACGGUUAAACGGGAUCAUCAAAUAUCUGCCCUUUUAACUUGACAUUUGAGACUGAAACACAUCAGUAGCUAAUGAUCUGAGACACUUAAAAACAUGCAGCUCUCUGUGGUUUUAAGAGCAGAGCAGGAUCCCAGAAUAGCCCAAGUACAGUUGGAAAUCUCUUAUUUCUAUUUCCUGCGCUCUAAUGCUAUGGAUCGUGUGUAAUUCCCUUCAGCAGCAUUUGCUGGAUUGCAGGCAGUGUGCAUAAAGUGUGAAAAAGUCCAUGAGAGAGCCCUCAAAGCACGAGUGAUUUCACAGUGCGACAGCCCUGAGCCCUCGCAGACUUACUGCAGGCACGCGUGCUGAAUUCUUUUAAGUCCAUGAGAGUGAACACUGGUACUGGAAAUGAGUCCUGCCAGCUCUGUUGCACCGCUGUACCACUGCAUCGAUCCUCUGGGAAACAUAGAACAUGGCCGAAGGUUCCACCUCAUCGACCUCACUUCCCCUGCCUUCACCCACUCGCUCAGGUGAAACACAAUACCAGUACAGAAAAGUGUGUUACAGACCGCUUUAGGCAAAGUCUCUCUCUCUCUCUCACUAACAUACGCACAGCCCACCCGUCCCUGCAUCAGUGCGCAUCACAUUUUAGCCUUGAAAUCAGAGGAGUACGGAUAUGAUAUGAUAGCAAAUAAUGCGGCUGUCACGCUUUAUUGCGCUGCAAAGUGUGUAAAGUGUCACUUUUCUGCUGACAUACACAUGCACACCAAGGCUGCUACACAAAUAUGAGCGCAGACACAGACAGGCUGUGAGGAAGAGGACAUAAGGACACGGCGACGAAGACCGUGCAUGUCAGCGUUGCUUUGUUUUUGAAGAGCAGUUUCUUUUUAAUCUGCUUCCUUAAAGAACAAGCUGUCUGAUUCUGGAGUGCUCAGCUGCACAGAUUUAUUUCAUAUAUUACAGCCGUGCGUUUGUGUGUACUUGUACAUGUAGAUAUGUGUGUGAGUACUUAUGGGUUGUUCCCUUCAUAUCUCUGGGCUGUUUGCGGGGCGGACAAGGCUUUGCUUAAGUGACGUGAGAUCUUCAACCCCAACUUGGAGAGAGUGUGUGUAUCUAUUUAUGUGUACGCCUUUCUGCGGGUUGUGUGCGUCUUCUUUCACACUCAGGAUGAGCUUUGGCUUGUGUAAGGAGCUUUUUUGGAGGAGACGAAAGCACGGCUGACAGCGGCUGGGGGAUUAACUCUCACCGCAGAAACAUCCAUGAGAAGUAGGAAUGUGUAUCUGCAUUUGUGUGUAUGAGUGUGUGUGAUGUUUGGCGUUAGGAAUGUGUCAUGAUGAAAAAAAACAACAACAACAGAUUUCUCCAUUCUUUAAACAGUUGGACGUACCUCUCUGCCAGCUCUCCCUAUCUGCAGCAUGCAUCUGCUCCAUGCACGGUCAGCUGCAGGUCAUUCGAAACGCUGCAGACUCCACACAGGCGCUCCGGUCUGGCUGCUGCUGUAAUUGGACCUGUACAGGGUGAUAACAGAAGAGAUACAACUAUCGAAACCUGGCAGAACAUUUGAGUUUACACAGUGUGAUAAUUAAAGCCAACUUCACUGGCGAACAGACAGGGACACAAGUGGGCAGCGGAAAAAGCUGAACCAGUAAGAGAAACUUGAAAUCCCCGUGUUGGACUCAGGAACUCUUUUGAAAUAAUGGCUGAUUUUGGAAAAAAAGUAAAAAUCAAAAAUGAACAUAAGGCCGAUCGGUUACUCUGACCCUACAGCUGUAAAAUCUGGCAGGCGUUCUGAUGAAGGCAGGCUGUUCCCAGCGGUAACUGUACGCCUGCCUUCAUACAGUAAUUUUUAAUCUUCUUUCAAGACCUAUAAAUAUAUAUAUGUAGAGAGAGGGUAAACUAGACAACCAUCCUCAUGUCGAGGCUGGAAUCAGGAGUCGUCAAACUUUAAAUAUCUCUCUCUCUUUUGGGAAGGUAAAUGCACCGGUGGAGACACAGACUAUUUAAUGAGGGUUUUUCUACCUUGUUAUAUUCCUGUUACUUUUUCACAUGGUUAUGUUUCCAUGGAAGCCGGCAACAGUGCAAUACACCAACUACUUAAUGUGCAAUGUGGGGACAUAGCCAGAGGUGUAAUGGAUUUUAGUUAAACUGUGGUCUAUGUGGAGCAGACUCUGCAGUUCUUAAUGCAUAUUAAUUAGAGAAAUGCACAUUUUUAAAGGUCCCAUAUGAUUGUGGGUUUAGUUGUUUACAACACGCCCCGGUUGUCUGUUGAGCAAGUUUGUAAAUUCAGCUGCAGAAGCAUCACUAAUUCAGCCUCCGUAGAAGAUCUGCAGCCUCUCAGUUUGUAAUUGUACAUGCAGUGAUCCGAGUGGGCAGGGAUGCUGCGAUAAUGAGGCGCUGUGCUGUUUAAAAAUCAAUGCAGACAAGAUGCAGAGGUAGAAAAACACCGGGACAAACACAGCAAACACUCCCACACCAGUAAACGACACAAAUCCGCCAGAAUCUGACCCAGAACAGGAGGAGGUAACUGUUGCACCAGCUGAUACAACAGCAUGUCUCUGAGUUGUGAAUUUAAAACUGAGUGAUUGUCGAACUUUAAAGGUGGGGUAGGCAGGAUUCAGUUAAAGAAGCAUCUUUUUUUGUGAUGUUUAUACAAAAAAGCUUUUAAUAUCAGUCAAUAACUAUAGUUAUUGAUGACGUUCGGGAAUAUAACGAUAUCGCUGUGUUUUGUUAUGUCUGUGUAGUCAACAUUUAACAUUUUUUGAGCAGCCUGCUGUUUCAAAAUACCUGAUUGGUUGUGAGGCAGAAGCUACUCCCCCAUGUCAUUCACAAGUCUAAACAAAGUUAGCGUGCUACAAUAUCGGACAGUAGAAACCAACCAGAAAGUUCGGAAAAUUGUCUGAAUCCUCCUUUGGCCACGACUGCCGACACAAGCAAGAAAAGAAAGUAAAUACCAGAGACUCUGGCCAAAUAACGGACAAAGAGGUAGACCGGACAAGAGCCAAGAAGUCGAGUCAACUUUGGGAUCUUGGUAACCCUUUAACCUUUCUGCUGGACAGGUAAACUGCUUUAACAAAGUAAAUGCUAAACUGUCCUCCCUCGGGUCCUGGACUAUGUCACUUUAUCCUAGUUGUAGAAGUCCUGCAAACAUUGUGUUUGCUGGUAGUCUGUUGGCAUCUACAGUAGCACCAAUGCUUUUGACUUUCACCUUGACUGGGCCCCAUUUGUAAUGAUCUGAAGUAUUUAUCUGCAUUAUAUCUGAAUUUAAUUGGAACAAUAUCAGCGAGCAGGAGCGUCUGUUUGUGGGCGGGGCUUGCUGGAGCAGAGAGGGAGGGGAGAGGAGGAGCUGAGGGGAAAACUGAUUGGGAGGGGUAGAGUUUACAUUCAAGAUUUCUCCCAAAAACUGGCGCUUCCUCAGAUCCUGACUACCCCACCUUUAACUCCUUUUGUAAAUAACUUUAUGUGCUUGGCCCUCAUGGUUGAAGUGAUUUGCAACAAAUCAACUUUGGUCCUCUGGUGCUGGAACACAACACAGAUAUUUGUGUUGAUUUUCUAUUAAGAGCAGAAACAGGCUGCUGGGCCGGAAGAUGACUCAAGUCUAUAAUGGAAAAGACGGAAAAUUUGUUUUCAUUACGGGGACCUUGAACAUCAUGGUUGGAAAUUGAGUUCACAUUGCUGCUAAAUCUUGAUGCGGGGUUGCAGCAAAAACUAAGAGUAAUGUUUUUCAGUCAAGUCUGAUGAUAAGAGGAGCAGUAGUGUAGGAUUUAGGUCGAUUCAGCGGUCAAUAACUCUGCAUCAGUGCUCUAACAGAUAGUAAUCUGGUUUUAGGAUGAUUUGGCUUUGUUUAUGCAGAGUGGAUCACAUGGAGACUGUAUUGGAAAGAUGCAGCUUUUAGAGUAAUGAUUGCUGUGCUUUGAUUAUUGAAAGUGCUUUCUAAAUAUAUGAAAAAAAAGAGGAGCAGGUUUUUUUACAAACAUAUUUUAGGGAUGAUUGAUGAAAAAGCAGCCGUGUGCAAGAAAGGGCCACCACCGCUGGGGUCUUUCAAAACGAAAUAUGUAUCCCAUGAUGCACAAACUAAAUCAGUCCGGCUGAAGCUUCCAGACAAAUUUGACUCGGAGAUGAUAUUUCACAUCGUCCAGCUGUGGCGUAUUCAUCUGUGCCAGUUGUGUGUUUUGGAGCUGUCUCUCUACGUUUCUAAAGCUGUUGAGCUACAGUUUUCACAAUCUGCUGAUGUGUCGGGAAGUUAAAUUGUUCGGGGUUGGUAUUUUUUUGUGAUCCAACUGAGCCGUCAUUCCCUAAUACAUAGAUUUGGAUCCCUCUGUCACUGUAUUUAUGCAGCUUUUGAGCCUUUUUAAUCAGCAAACAAUCAUUUACUGAACUGUCAAAUGAAUAUUCAACAUUGAAAAGGAGGAAAAGCUUAAAAGGAUAUUCCGGCAUAAAAUUAAUUUAGGGUCAAACACACCGUAACACAGAGUUAGACACCCCCUGGAGAGAUGAAUAUUUCCGACCGCUUGCUUCUCUAGUUAUACCAACUUUAGUAACAACCGCAGGAUAGCAAUACACAGCAGUCUGAGGAGCCACAAACAAACCUCAACCAAAAAGCCACUCUAUAGCCACAAAUAAUGCUCAGAACAGCACCUAACUUCAUCAACAGUACAUACAGGGUCCCAGCCAUAGUACUAGCCACCAAACAUCUUUUUAGCUUUGACUAAUUUCUUUAGCAAAGAGACUAAACACAACUCACCUACUCUCUUCCACUAGCAGCGAGACCUCCGGCCAGUCCAUUACGGACUACAACGGGGUGCCGCAGCUCAAGGAAGAACAUUUAUGAUCAUUACUUUAUCAUUUCCUUAAAGUAAUAAUCAUCAUAUUAAUCAUUUUUCACUGCAGACGCGGUAGUUCUUCUGCCUUAGCGUCUCGGUCUGAUUCCAUUUCCAUGAAGAAAUGAUAAUAAAUGUUCUUCCUUGAGCUGGCCUGAGGUCUCACUACAAACAAGCGGCUGCUGGAAGAGAGUAGGUGAGUUGUAUUUAGUCUCUUUACUAAAGAAAUCAGGCAAAGCUACAAAGAUGUUUGGUGACUAGUUUUAUGGCUGGGACCCUAUAUGUACUGUUGAUGAAGUUAGGUGCUGUUCUGAGCAUUAUUUGUGGCUAUAAAGUGGCGUUUUGGUUGAGGUUUGUUUAUGCCUCCUCAGACCGCUGUGUAUUGAUAUAGUGCAGUCGUUACUAAAGUUGGUAUAACUAGAGAAGCAAGCGGUCGGCAACAUUCACCUCUUAAGGGGGUGUCUAACUCUGUGUUAUGGUGUGUUUGACCCUAAAUUAAUUUUACGCCAGAAUAUCCCUUUAAGAUUUGAUUAUCAGAGUUUGUUAUGAGUAACGCUGAGUGGUUCAUAAAAACCUUCAUCAACAGAAUUAGCAGCGGAAGCAACUAUGGAGAAUAAUUCUUCAAAAAUGAGCCUCACUGGGCCUUUUUCAAUAUUCAUGCACUGCUAUAGCUUUUGUAAAUAUAUCAACAUUAAUAUCAGUGAUAUCAGGGCUGGUUUAUCCGUCACUCUCUAUUAUAUCGCUCCUUCUCUUCCUGGUUAAACGGAGUUCCUGUUUCGAAACACCCAGCAGUCUGAACCGUUAAAGUGCCGUUAAAGAGCUCACAGUCACAUUAGAAAUGUCCUCUGGGCUCUGGUGGCUUUCAUGCAGCAUGAAAAGUUUGUGUCUAAGUAUACAUGCAUUAAAUUAAAAUAAGAAUAAAACAGACACGGGCACUAAUUAGCCCCUCAGAGUCCACGAGAGUGAGAAAACAAAGCAACCAGUAAAGCGCUCUUUUCUUGAUUGGAACUGUCAGCAGAGUUGUAAUCCGAACCAAUGAGGCUGCAUGGCUGUAACUACCCGUAUAAUAUCAUCAUGUUCACAUUGCUCACUACGGUUGCACAGCCUUUUGCUUUCUGGGUGCUUUUUAAGUUGCACAAUGCUGACCCCUGGCCCGCUUCUGUGUGGGUUUAUGUGCAUAGCGUGUGAUGUUGAUGCGGAUUUUUACGCAAGCCCCAAGGGUAUGGUGGCGAGGUCGGGGACAAUCCAUUUAGCCUACUCACCCUAGUAAUUAUUCAGCAUCAGUAUCACAGAGGACACACACACACACACACACACACAUACACACACACAUAUAAAGUGCAGAGCAAACUAAUGCACGGUUAAAAGGCAAAGGCACAGAGAGCAAAGAGGAGUGUGAGAGAUUACAGCGUAAAAGUCACUCUGAAUGCAAAGGGUUAAUGUUUCAACCUGCUAAUACUGCAGGCUUACUACAUGCAUGCGUGUGUGUGUGUGUGUGUGUGUGUGUGUGUGUGUGUGUGUGCGUGCGUGUGUGUGUGUGAGCAUCUUGGUAUGUGUGCCUGCAUCCUCUCCCCGCCCAAGGCAAGGUGGAAGGUUAAUUCAGGACUGUCGCUGCUGAGCUCUCCUCUUGCCACAUUAUACACACACUAUACACACACACACACACACACACACACACUUACACACACGCAAACUCAGGCCUUAGGCUCUCCUCAUCUCCCCCAAAGGCACACUUCUUCGUCUUCCCUCACACCUUCCAUCCAAAUCUCACUCAAACACAUUUUAUGUUUACACACAUACAAACACACACACACACACACACACACACACACUUCCUGCCCUGAGCAUCGUUGUCUGUGUUGUUAAUAAGGUCAGGGCAGUGGGCGGGAGGGCGGGAGGGGGGGGUCAUGCCUGAAUCAUGACUCACGGCUCCCCUAGCAACCACCACAGACUGCGCUUACCUGGCCCACACACAAACACACACAUGCCAACAGGGUGCCAAGGUGACCUUAGCAUCCUCACCAACACUAUCCUCUGACAGAGAGGCAAAUAAAAUCUCUGUAUCCUCUCUCUCUCUCUCUCUCUCUCAGACACACACACUCGCUCUCUCAUCCUCCUGUAUCCAGCAUGUGUGACCCUGGGAAGGAUUAUUGGAUUACUCCAUUAACAAGGCCGUCACUCACACACCACAACCUGUUAUUUUCAAACACAUCCCUGCCUCACCUUGUGCUGUAAUGCACAACAAUUUCCUUCAUACUGUAUCCCACCUUGGCCCUGCUUUGACAGGCACAGGCGCUCAAUAAUUAAAGGUAUAGUAUGUAGUUUUUAGAGGCAUUAAGCAGAACAGCAACAUUACAUUCAUUCAAAUGAGUGUGUAAUAUAAUAUGGAGGAAACGACAUGCUCACAACCGAUUGUUUUUCCUUUCUGUGGUCGUCUCUUGAUAAUUUGGAUAUAAUUCAGGGACCGUUGAGCCUCUACUAUAUGUGAAAAAGCAACGUUAUUUUACAGUUUGGGUUUUUGCAGGUUUACUCGUGUUUAAUAAAGUAAACUAUGUUCCUUUAUGCUGUUACCUUCAGACAGAGUUAGCAGUUCAAAGUCCUGUUAGAGUCCACAUGGAUCAGGGAUUGACCAUCGGAUUGUUCUGUGUGACUAAUAAAUCCAUAAUCAGGAAGUAUUUCUCAUCUACACGAACUGAUACGCAGUCAGGAAAUCGCAUAUGGUGUUUUAUUUUGAAAUACCGGAUGGCAUGCACGGUUUUCGUGCUUGACUUCCUGUCAUACACGUUGAUGCAGUCAGUCAAUCCCAGUGGAAGGUGAAGAAGAAGAAAGUGACUUUUGUGCGCAACAUAAUUUGUAUUGAUAUGAAUCCGUAAUGGGGGACAAAUGAAGACAAAUAGAGAGUCAUUAUCAUUGUCCUUUACUGGAGAGGUUAUUAUCUAAUCCCUAGAUACGGCUAGAUAGUCCUCUUUUCACUGUAACUUGAACACUUCUAUUGGUGUUUAUGGAUAGAUACUAGGGGUGGGAGAAAAAAACAAUUCACAUAAACAUCGCGAUUUUUUGUUUUACAGUUUUUAAAUCGAUUUUUAUUUUUCAAAAAUCCUUUUUUUUCGAAUUUAAGAAUAAAUCUUAAAAACUGAAUUACAUGUGGUGUGUAUUUUGGGGGGAAAAUGGUUCCUGGAAUAGCCAGUCGACAAUCAUAAUGCUGUUUCAACUGUUUCACUGUUAAAAAUGCAGACUAAAAAUUGAGAAAAUCGACAAUAUCGUAGAAAUGCAAUUUAAAUAAAAAAUGCAUCGAAAAAAUCGUAGAAGAAUCGAAUCGAGAGAAAAGCAUAUCGUCCCACGCCUAAAAGACACGUUUUUAGAUAUUGACAAUAACUGCCUUUUUAAACGAAUGAAAUACUGAUAUUUUGCUAAAAUAAGGCAAACAGUUAUAAAGAGAUGAAGAAGCAGCAGCUGAGAGCCAGCCAGCUGUAGCAACCAUCGGAGAAAUGACGACGCACUUUGACCUUUUGUAGCUCAGUUUGGUAACUUCCAACCUAGCAGAGGUUACAACCUUCAAAAUAAAAGCAUGGCUCUAGGAAAUGUGAUGUGUAUGAAUCAUAAAUUUGGCCACAAUAAUCAUGAAAUGAAAAUCUGCUCUGUUGUGUUUGUAGCCCCAAACGAGACAAACCGGAUAAAAAUCUGAUACCCUGUCACUGAUGAUGGUUCAAGCUGAGUUCAAAUGGCGGUGUUGGCGUGUAAAUGAUGUGGGUUGGCUUUGGCUCAGUGGUCGGGCAGCUUGAAUUUUAAUCAAAAGGUUGAUGAUUCGACUCCAUCCUCUGCUAUGUCCUUGGAACCCCACACUGCUCCCUGUAGCAUCGCCAGAUCCGUGUGAAUGUGAACAAAUGGAAUCAGUUAAUACUUGAUUGGUACUUUAUAUCGCAUCCUCUGCCAUCAGUGUAUGAAUGGGUGAGCGUGACACGAUGUAGAGGAACUUCAAGUGGUCAGAAGACUUCACUGCUUUAGCUGGUUGUCGUGUCCAAAAGCAGUUUAGUUUGUCACCACUGCAAACGUCCCUAUUGAAUACGAAAUGAACGGAGAAGUUCUCCGGGCUGAUUUCAUUUAUAUUCUCAGGCCUGGCGAUGUGACACUCACCCACACUCACUGCAGAGAAGAAGCUGUCUUUUGAUGCUUUGUACAGUGUGAGCCAAACAGAGGAGCCCUAUCAUUUUCAAAACAGCAGGAUAAGUGGCAGAGCGAGAAUCUAUGUUUUUGAUCAAGUUCGUGGAAAAAAGCGACAUCUAAAAGCAACAGAUACAGACUCUUGGCUUCAUGAAAGGCGCCACAUUCAGCCACUACAAAACUCUUAACUAUAAUUGAGUUUAUUGAUCUGUUGACUUUCAGAAAAUUGUUAUUCUAGAUGACUACAGAGUUUUUCUACUACAGGAUAUUUGUCGUGCACAAAUGCCUUAAAACUCGCUGGUUUAAUCUUGUUACAACUUGAAGACUUUCUCCAGAGUAAGACUGAGACUUUUGACCAGUGUAAGCCCUUUAAAGACCUUUUUUUUAACCUUUCACAACCUUAAUAAGAAGCAUCCAACUGAGGCCGAGAUCAAAAUUUAUCAACAAUUAUUAUCCUGUAUACUGUAAAAAGGAAAAUUAGCAAACAUUGGUCACCAUGUUGGAAAUACCGAGUCAUUACAGACUCUACUCUUGAGCCUCUUACACGCUGCCGUUCUGCAACGGAGCUGAAACAGAGUUCGCCAUCAUAAUGCGUUGAUACUUGUACACGCACCCCUGAAAAGGCGCAAUAUUGGUGCUUCAGAAUGUUGUUGCAUAUUGCAGUGCAUUGUUGCGGGAAGCGGCUUGUUAAAACCAUAGACUCUAAAGCUAUAAGGGGGUUCAUGUUUUCUAUGAUUGACACAUGAUAUAGCCUAUGGGCGUACGAAGAUUCCUGCUGUCCGUAAUCCGCCACGAAAUUCGCCUCACAAACUGAUCUGGUAGGAAUUGGCAGACGGUGAAAAUCGUCGCCGUUCCAGAUUGGAGCCGUUCCGGAUGCUGUGGAAAUUUGGGUUAAGGCUUUUACAUCCAGCCCCAAGUGGACACCUUAGGGACUGCAGACCAAAUAUAUUAUAGUAUAAUAUAAAAAAUUCCGAUGUUCUGGGGGGUGUUAUGCCUUGAUUUAGGCUAAAAAGAUACAGGGAGUGGGUGGAGAAAUGCUCCAGUUAGUCCUACAUGGACGGAGCACCUGCUCUACAAACUGAGCUGAACUGCCGCCCCUGGUUAUAAGAAAAUAUAAUCAGCUCUGUAAUUUAAAAAAGCAACAUUGUUCCAGAUAUUUAUGCCUUGAGGUACAAGAAUGAUAGUCACUGAACCAAUCGUUUGUAGACACACAUUAAAGUGUACUAAUGAUUUGGCUCAAACUGCUAAAUAGACUUCUUUAUCUCUCACUCUUCCUGUUUGACCCCUCUUCAUACCUCACCCUGAUUUUACCCCACCUCUCGCUCACUGUUACCCCCUCCCCUCCCUUCUUGUAGCUACCUGUCCCCUCCCAGAGAGGACUCCAGGCAACCAGAGUCUGGUCCUUCUUUUCCUCAGAGAGUCCAAAGUGCUUGAUGAGUCCUGACAGAGCAGACAGGGUGUAGAGGCCACUGCUUUAACAGCCAUUACCGGGAUAGGUGCUGACAGCUAGGGUGCUUGUUCCUCCCUCUUUCCCUUUCUCUCUCACUCUCUCUAUCUCUCUCUUUCUGUUCAGUCUGUAUGUCGGGCGAUGCUCCUAUUAGGAAACUCUGGAGGAGCGUUUUAAACCACGACUGCGAUGGAAAUAGAGGAAUCUGUUGUGCUAUUUCGGGGACGACUUUUGUUUCAGGCUCAGACCGCUGGCCACGAACGGAGACAAACAUCUUAUUCUCUCUUUAUGUUUGUCGGAUUUAGUUUGUCUCUACAAACAAAAGGUAAAAGCAGACGAGAUAAGGUCACGCGGAGGCAAAAUACGCUUCAAAGCUGUAUCACCAAACAAAGUUAAGCUGACAAGAGGAACAAUUACACAAAAAGCUGUUGAGAUGAAAGACGUAUUGAAUUACUUGUGCAUUAUUGUGUGGAUUUCUGUUGUGACAUUCAGGCAAUUGAAUUACUGAAACCAACUCUGAAUGCUAAUGUGGUUUUGUCGUUUCAGUCAUUCAUCGUAAAGAUCAGAGGCAGUAUCGCUGAACGCUUUCCUGCUUUUAAAUCCCCCCCCCAAUAUAUUUCCCUCAAAAAAAAAAUGCUCACUCAUUUAGGAAGGGUGUUUCUUUGCACGAGCUUCAGACCAACUUAUCUCUUUGUUUUUUAAUUAAAUGUGGCACUUUCGCCUCUGGAGUUGCUUUGUUUCACGGUGAUAAAGCCGCAGAAUGCAGCCGCAGCGCCUGUCAUCUUGAAAAACAAUCAGCGGCUCCAGAUAAAGACCAAAUCCACAGUAAUUAUUGCACCUUAAACAUGAGGGUGUAUGCUCCUAUUUUUCUUCUUUGUUUUAAUUUGGGGAACAGCCAGAUAGCAGGCGUAAUAGACGACUGUAAUUAUAAGAAGAUGGUGGAACGGGGAUUAUUGCUUAAUGCUUCAUGUACAGUGGCGCUGUCAUUCCCUCUAAAAGGAAAUUCUUUAUAAUGCAGCAGAAGGAUAAAAGCAUCGCAGGACUACUGUGUUACAUCUCCGCGCAUUUGUCUUGAUACAUUACCAAUGAGGACUUUGUUUAUUUCGCCAUCUACGCUGUAUUAAGACUGGCAUGCGACAUGGAGUUACAGGUAAAUGAGAUUACCUCCCGGGGACGGGGGAAUGGCAGAAACAGAAUAUCUUCCCCCUGUGGGCCCGUUGUUCCCUGUGGUUAAAGAGCGCUGUCUUGUCGGAUCCGUCUGUGACAGAGGGAAAAAAAAACACAACUAACAAAUUCCUUCCUGUGUUUUUGUUUUCAGCCUGAAGCAACACCAGCAGUAAGCCACGGAGACAGGCCGCUCUGGCAAGAGAGAAGAGGAGGAAGAAGAAGAAGAGGAAGCAGAGAUUAUCGGAAUAAACAACUUCCCAAAAAAGAGAGGACUCGUGUCACAGACUGAAGCUUGUGAGAAAGUCGUGCAAAGAAACUUCAGCGUGUGCGUGUGUGUCAAAGUGCGUGUGUGUACGGGUGUCAUUGACGCCCGCGCAUGCAUCAGCGGUAUGCAUGUGUAGGCCAUAUUGAGUGUGUUUACUGCUAUCUUUGAUCUAAAAAUAUACCUGAGAUUUAUUCAGCACCUAAGUGUUUGAUAUAAGUUCUCGACACCGACAGUUGCAGAAGACUUGCGGCUGCAUAUUGCCAUAAAACUCCCGUGUGACCCACAAUCCUAAAAUCAAAACUGAUGUCAGUGCGUUGCCCAGAGUGGUAAUAAACCAUUUCAAUGAUAGUCAUAGAGCAGCAGUAGUAAUAACUCUGUAACAAGCUGUCCCGCAAGUGCUCUGACAGUGAUCCAAGUCUGAACACAGUCUUCUGUUUACAUGCACUAAACACACAGUGAGGCUGACAGUGGCACAUGCAUGGCUCACUUCCAGACCACUUGGGACCAACUCAGGCCCAGACUUUCAAAUCCAAGGAAAAGGAAACUCCCAAAAACCUCAGCCAUUUCAAACUGCAUGAACGUCCAUAAGUUAAAAAAAAAAAAGAAAAAGGGGGUAUUUUAUUUUAUUUUUUAAAAUCUUGUGUUGUCUAUAAAUGUAGUGGAUUUGGUGUCACUUUUUUCAAUUGGUGUCCUUUUGAAACCCAUUUUUUCAUAUAUUCCAUUUAAUCAAAAUGUGGAGAGGUGAUGUAGUAACCGGAGAAAAAGGCAGCAGAGAAGAAGCAGCACAAAGACUUUCAAAAAUCCUGCACUGAAUCGAGGGUCUGUGCAACUGUUGUGAACCAUCUACUAUUGAAAACAUUCCCACAGCACUGAAUACUGAUGUCAGAUGCAGUCCAGAGGUGACAAAAAUUCUCUUCUUUGUGGAGAUGGGCAACUUGUAGAUAAUAGUUUUUUAUUUUUCUGUUGCUAUGGCCAGAGAAAAAACACUUCCUAAACCAUGUAGCAGCCAAUGUACAGUACAAACGGGAUGUAAUCCAAUGCAUGAGAGAUGUAAGACGUUGCAUUCACUUGCCUUUUUGAAAUCUAUUGCUUGCGCGUUUUGGCAAUAGCGCUGCUUUCUAGUGAUAGCUUCGUAAUGCAUUAAUGCACAUGCCUGCACCUGAACAAAGAGGUCACCUUUUCGUACUGAACUGGCUUCUUCUCGACAUCUCAUCUACUCUUCAUAAAUGGAUCUUUAUGUUACCGGAAAUCUACAACCCCAAAUCGAAAAUACUGGGACUCUGUGUGAUAUUAUUGAUAAGAGCAGAAAGUGAUGUUUGCAAAUCAUUCGAACCCUAAAUUUGAUUGAAAAUAAAGCAAAAACCUGUGAAACGUUGAAACUGAAAAAGCUGAGCAGUCAUCCCCAAUUUCCACCGCAACCUGAACGGCUAAAACAAGGCCGUAUCCACCAAUCGUAGCUGCUCAUAACCAUUUAGGUUAAUGUGUCAAUUUCCACCGGCUUCUUUCCACCACUGAUUCCCACUGUCCGUAAUCCGCCAUGAAAUUCGCCUUACAAACGGAUCCGGUUGGAUUUGGCAGACAGCGAAAACUGCAGCCGAUCCGGACGCCGAGGAAAUUCAGGGUCAGCCUCUUCUUCUGUAGAGCAAUGCUGUUGUACUACCUGAACACUUGGUCCUCCCUACAAAGAAAUCAUCUGGAUGGGAGAAUAUGUUGCUCCAACACCUGUAUAUAAUGAUCAGCAUAUGCGGCGCCCUCCCAGGUGUGUAGGCUCCUCAUGGGCAGUGGGCACUCAUGCGUCCUCAUACCAUCAGGGAUGCUGGUUUUUGAAAUGCGUGCUCAUAACAAGCCGUAUGGCCUGUCCUCUUUAGCGCAGAGAUCCCAGUGACCAUCAUUUCCGAACCAGGAGAGUCUUCCACUUUUCCUCAGUCCGUCUUAAAUGAGCUUAAAGUCAUCUUAGUUUUUUGUUUGUUUUUGAGCCUUUUAUUUGGAGAGGUCUGGACAGUGGACUGGGACUCGCAACCCCCCUUCAUACAUAGACCACCAGGCCAGAGUCAUCUCUGUUUUAAUGCAGUGCCGUUUGAGAGUAAUCAUAGCCAUCAAGCUCUGAUUUUAUUCCUUGUCCCUUUUCUAUAAGGUUUCUCUGAAUCUUUUGAAAAUAUCAUGAACUGUAGAUGAUGACGUCUCUAAAGUCUUUGCAAUUUUACUCAGAGGAACAUUAUUCUGAAAUUGCUGCGCCAUUUGCCGGCCGAGUCUCUCACAGAGUAGUGAACGUCUUUGAGUCUUUAUUUCUAGAGGGAUUAAGCCUCUCCUCCACCCAACCAUGUAGAGACGCGUUCCUCCGACUUCUUCAGAGUUUUGUUGUUUCAAAACUUCAAAAAUCUUCCAGUUUCAAGAACAGAUUUGUCCUCUAUGUGAUAUUUUCAAAUGAAACAUAGCGGUUGAAUGAUUUGCAAACCAUCUAUAUUUAUAACUCUUCCCACAGCGUCCUGAUUUUUCCUGAAUCAGGGUCGUAGAGAGGUCCUAGUCUGUAAGCACUCCGGAAAUCGUCUCCAGAUUGUCUGUAAAGUGAGAUUCAUGAAGGCUUUGUAGCACACUCCACUCUCCUCAAUCGUACUGAGCAGCUUUCUUUAGACAGGACUCAAACGCAGCACUUACACUUUAGCUUUUCUCUGUCGGUUCUUUUUGGUCCAAAAACUGUUUUAUUUUUUUCUUCUUUCUGUGUAGACACAACAAGAGCGUGUUCAUUUCAUUCUCUGUAGAUUUCACAGCGAAGAGAGGAAACUCAGAAUGAUCGAAUUACACUUAUUUUUACAAACAUAUGGAUGAGUUCAGAUUUAUGCAAACACACUGUCAUAUUUACAAGCAUACAUCGUGGGUUUGGAGUGAAAUAGAUUAACGAAGCAAAAAAAGGUGUUUUAUGUGUAAAUAUGCGGUAGCUGCAGGUGACAUUUGUGUUUUAAAAAGUACAAGAGUUUUGUAUUCAUAGUGUUUAUCUGCACUGAACUACAGGGUGAUAAGGGAAAUGUGUUUCUUAUUGAUAUUAUUAAAAGAUACUAAUAAGCUGACAUUAAGAUGAAAUGUCUGUUGGUAGGAUGUGUUUUUGUACGGAGAAGCAUCAGUGAAAAUUUACUCGGAGGCGGUGGUGAUGGACCAAAAUCCAACUAAAAGGAAAAGACAUCAGACCAACUCAGAGGGAUUUCGUCCCCGGCUGUUUUCAUGAGGACGACCACGAUCACCACAAAGACUGAGAAACUUCUAAAACACGUCUCUGGAUUGUCACUGGAUUUCAAAAACCCAGGAAAAGGGCAAACAGGACUCCAGACUGUUGGAUUACAAAGUGACGGCCCAGAAAUGACCCACAUCUCUGUUGUCAUUGAUGCUGUAAGAAAAACAGGAAGUCAUUUGGCUUUUUUUCUUUGCUGUGCAUCAUGGCUCCUUGGAAGACUCUUCACACUCUCUCCAGCACUGGUGUUUUCACAAUAAAAGCGCUGUCUGUGUGUGCCGAUAUCACAGUCCUGUGCAGAUGAUGACUGUGCUGUGAGUCACAUAUUUUAGCAGAUGUUACAUAAUAUAUGACAGAGAUGUUAUCUAUGGGUAGGAAUUGUGCAAUAUGAUGCUUGCGGGUGGGUGUCUGUGUAUGUGAAGCUGUCAACUGCGCUGGCAGUGGGAGACUCGCUGUGAGCUGUGUACUGUGAGCACAUUUGUAAACACACCUGAUGAUGAAUACAAGGAAGAAGAUGACUAUAUCUAUUUUCUCUUGCAAAAUCCAGACCCGUGUUUUUCUUUCUUGCUUGUUUACACCUUGAGGAAGAUGCGUGUGAGAUUUGUUGCACUGGCAGCGAUCGUUUGUUAGCACACACGCACAACCUCGAGUCUGCAACACUACCCACACACACACACACAAAAAAAAAGGUUUCAAUCACUGAGCCUAAUGAUUACUCUUCGUUUACUCAGGGUCUCUCCUGUUUCCUGUUUUUAAUGUACUUCUCAGCUCUGCUUCUACUUUCAUGAGUACUCUCUGGAGGAACAAACAAACAAACCAAAAAAAAAAAACAGCUCUCUAUUUAGCUCCUGAGUGAAAAAUAGUUUUUUACUCACAAUAUCCAAGAGCCCAAACCAAUUAUAGAGGUGGAAAUUAACUGGUUACGUACAUGAAUGUGAGUUUUUUAUUUGAAUGAAUCUGCGUAACAAAGAGCUGCUCAAUAGACGGGCACUUCCCUUAGAUUUCAAGGGAUAUUCCAGCAUAAUAUUAAUUUAGGGUCAAACACACCGUAACACUGAGUUAGACACCCCCCCUCGAGAGAUGAAUGUUGCCGACCGAUGCCAACUCAAAGAACAACCGCACAACAGCAGUACACAGCGGUCUCAGGGGUCGCCUUAACCAAAACGCCAUUCUA
This is a messenger RNA of Xyrichtys novacula (pearly razorfish), 96292 nucleotides long. The record is from the annotation of a GenBank genome assembly. Lineage: Eukaryota; Metazoa; Chordata; Actinopteri; Labriformes; Labridae.